Podarcis lilfordi (Lilford's wall lizard) is the source of this 91914-nucleotide messenger RNA. The record is from the annotation of a GenBank genome assembly. NCBI's taxonomy places the organism in Eukaryota, Metazoa, Chordata, Lepidosauria, Squamata, Lacertidae.
AGAAACAAGGGGAACUGUUGAUGCCCUGUACAACGUUAUCAUCAAUGACCUUGGUAGAAGGUGUAUAUAAAGUCCAGAGCAAGCACAAACCCCUUACUUGGUCCUUUACUUUUCAGGGUAGGUACCAAUCUCUCUUCUAAAUAUAUAUUUGUAGUCCAGAGUGCUGUAACCUUUUCUCAGUAUUGUAUUUUAUGCUGCUAAGAUGUAAAGGUUUUAGUUCUGAUAGCCGUGUUUAAGUUGCUCUGUGAUGCUGCCAGACAGCAUGGGGGCUCCGGGAAGAGAUCUCUCUGCUGAGACCCACAAAGCCAAACGCUCAAUCAGCUGGAAAGAACCAUAUUCCUUUUGAAAGGAGAUUCCUGUCCUUGGUAUGCUGAGGAUGGGUUGAUCAUUUAUUAUAUGCAAGUCAUGUUUUCUAUCUUUCCAAAUACCUUAGGGAGCUUUUCAGUUAUACAACUUAAAUGCUCCGGUGGAUCAGCUAGCUAAAACAUGCUUAGAUGAAAACGAGGCUGAAGCACCUUAGAAAAUGCACAGCCUAAGCCAGUUUUCAGUGAUGUUGCAGACAAGAAAACACUGGUUGGGAUUGUGGAGGGCAAAAAAAUACAAAUUUUUGCUUUGGGUUUCAGUGGGGAAAUCAUUCCUUUUAACUUCUCGUUGUGUUUCACUCCCCGCCCCCUCCAGAGGCUUUAUUUCUUUCAGAGACUAUAGGCUGCCCCAUAAAUUUUAAUCCUCCCUCUUUCAGUCCUGAGCUUUCAUACCCACACCAGCAUUCAUGCCCAAUACCUGUUUAGCCCAGGAAGUAUGCCCUAGUUAAACUUUGUAUAACCAUCACAUCAUUCAUACUGUGCAUGCAAUGCAUUAUUUCCUGGGAAUCUGUGAAACUUGACUAAUACUGAAGAGAGUCAAUGAAUGGAAAGGCUUCAUGAGAGAGUCUCUUAUGAGUCAACUCAGUUCCAGGUGGUUCAGUCUGCAAUCCUUUACCUAAGAAUGAACUGUACUGAACUCACUGGGACUUGCUUCAGAGUAGACUCAUUUAAGAGUGCAGUUUCAGUCUCCGAUGCAUGGACACAUACAGAUUUGAGACAGUGAAGACACGAGGAAGAAAUCCUGCAGUGUUCUUAUAUUUGGUAAUGAGAUUGCAAGCUUGGGUCAAUUGCUAUUGAUGUAGACGAAAGUUAAUGAGGCCUCUGGUACAUAGAGGUUAGGUGAGCUUUCUGCUUUCUAGUUUUUAACAAGGCUGUCUUGUUGUAACAUCAUGCAUUGACUGUUAGAGCAUUUGUCUAAAGUUAAGGAGGAAUGACAGCAGCAUGUACACUUCAAAACAGAAAAAAAAUCUUGCAAUUGGACCAGAAUAUUUUGCUCAGUUGUUUCAGUAAUAAAAUAGCAAUCGCUGCACCCAAAUACAGUACCCAAUGAGAAAAACCCGGUGUCAAUUUAAUGUUUCCCAAUGCAACCCUUCUCCCAGUUGGUGCUUGAUUUUGGAGAUGAAAAUAUAUCAGAGUGCUAGAACCUGCUGCAGCAAGAUCCGAAGGGACAGUUUUAAUACAAAAUUCACUUCGGUGCAGGAUGAGAAUAAUGCACAAAAUGAAUGAGAGCCGAAUGGCUAUUUCAUUUCCCUUUAAAUGAAACUUCUCAUUUAAAGAUGGCUGUGAUUUCAGGCACAGGGAGAGUGAUGUUUCAGCACUCCCAUUAUAAACCUGUAAAUGGUUUUCAUUCUAGCUGGUCUCUGCUGGCCUACAUAGAUGGAAAAACACAAGUAUCGCAUGACUACAGACUGUUCUGUCUUGAAUCUUGUGUUAAUUGAAGGUUAAAGUUAGCUAUCUUCCCCCAGACUGCUCUUCUGUCCCUCUACCUGUACAUUACGUCCCUAAAUACAGAAGGCUCAUUAUCCAAGCGUUAAAUAUUUUAUUAUUUAGAAAGCAAAAUACACAAGGAUCCUUCCCCCACCCCCAUUACCACCACAAGUAUUCUGGGAUGAAUAAGAGAAAAGGACCUGUUAAAGGUGACAAUCUUGUGCAUAGGUACCCCACUGAACACAACAAGACAUUGUUCAAAGUAGGCAUCCUUAGGAUUGUACUGUUAAUAAACUUAAUGCCAUUAAUCUGCUACUCUUUAAGGGCUGCAUGUUUGGGAAAUAUUACUCCCAAUCAAUCAGUCCUUGCUAAGAUUCCCUUUUCCUUCCAGAAGCAUUUCUUUAUUUUCUCACUAUAGAUCACUAUUGCAGCUUGUUUUGAGAAAUCUACCAGAUAUGGCACUGGACGGGAGACAGACAUAGGGUUUGCUCAACUUGGCCUGCUCUACUGUUUUUUUUUAAAAAAAGUGAACACCUUUAUUCACACACAGAUUCCUCAUCAAGCAGUCUAUGUAUUGCUGAGCCAUGAGAGCAACUGAUGAUCUCUUAAAGAACAUUGUCUUCAUGGCUUAUAUUGCCAGCUCUACCUGUGUCCUUAGAAAGCCAGCACCAGUCUAGAUUAGACAAAUACUAGGCAAAAUGAACUGAUGAUCUGACUUAGAAUAAGGUAGAGACGAAUUUUCGGAGCGCAAGCUAAAAUGAUAGGCCAUUUGUUUUGUCUAUGUUUAUUGAAUUGUCUUUUGGAUACGUUGUGAGUUGUCUUGAAUAUAAAUGAAUUAAAGCUUUCAGUGAAGAUUAAUUACAAUAAGUAAAUACAAUAAAUAUGCAUAGGAAUGCAGCAAAAAAACAGAGAAAGGAAUAGAAAUAUUUUAAAGAAAUAAAUUAAAAUUCCUUCACCCGUGAAUGAUCACAGAGUUUUCCUGCAUUCCUGGCUAAGGAAAGGGCCUUCAGACCUGAGUCUUUGUAUCUUUAUACAUGCAUGCACGCACACGCACACAUACACUUUAUUUCUAGCAAAUCUUAAUCAGAUCUAAGAAACAACCUGUUCUCCAGGUCAGAUUUCAGCCCUGAAGUCACAAAUCUCCACUCAUUCACCUGAGAGUUGGGCAGCAUUUGCAGCUUGGCAGAACCCUGCUGCCACCUUCUGGCUUCCAUGUGCCAGGCUCCCACAGCCAAUGGGAGAUGUUGCUGCCUCUCCCAUCAGCUGAGGAAAUUAAAACUGGCCUGCCUGCCAACUGGCCAAUCACAGGUAGGCCUGUAGGUGGUGCUGGGGUGGGCGGGUGGACGGACCUGACUGGGACACCAGAGGAAGUCUUUACUCAGGUCUGCUCCCUGGCCAUUUAAAGUGGUCCACCUCCUUGCCUGGCACUGUCUUUCAGAUUUCCCUCCCUCCUUCCCUUCCCCUUGGCUUCUUUCUUUGUACUGGUAUUCGACUGACCUUGCUAUGGAUUGCUUCAGUCUCCGUAUUUGGGGCCAGGGAGGAAUUUCACCCUCAGGCUAAUUGGGCCUGUCUGGUUUGUUUGCCUUCCUCAUAGCAAUCAUCACAACUUUGGUGGUUAUGGCAUUGGGUUUGAUCCUUAGUCUUUGCCCAAGGGGAAGACCCUUCCGUGGCAGUAAGGUAUUAUAUUAAAUGAAUCCAGGCGGAGGAGCUUCUGUCCAUACACCCAGGUGGCAGUUAAGGGCCAUAGCACUCCCUAGCAUGGCAAAACUGUCAGAUGGUAUCCAUUUGAUGUAUGUCAUAGGUCAUCCUUUAGCAGGCUUGACCCACUAACUGGCCAGCAGGCAGGCUGGAUAAUAGCAGAGAUGCUCAAUACCAUGCCAGACUUGCAUCCGUACUCAAUAAAGUUGUGGUCUAAUUUGAACCCAUGAUGCUUCUCUGAGUCCUUGCUUUAAUUGUUGCAGUGGAUAAGAGACUGGUGAGCUGCAUUGCCUGGGCACACAACAAACCAACUCCGAACAUGUGUGGGAUUAAUUUUCCGUAACCCUGUACAACUACAACUUAUCUCUCAAAUACCACAUUGCAGGCAGCUUUUAGCUGUGCAGAACAGAGUGACAAGGCACACAUUUGAAAAAUAAAUGCAUGCAUAGUUCAGCUUUCCUUGGAAACUGCUGCCAUGUGGAAGUGCUAUAUAUCGCUCUGCUUUGGAUAUUAGAUAGAUAGAUAGUAAUUUUGUUGUUGUUACAGGCUAGAUUGCUUUGUUUUUCUUUUGGGGAGUGCAACUUUCAGCUUGCUCGGCAAGAUGAUGGACAUGUCAGAAUUCGGGGAAGCUGCUCCCUUCCUCCGGAAAAGUGACAAGGAGUUGAUGGUGUUGCAGACUGUGGCUUUUGAAGGUAAGGUAUUAGUUGUUGAUUCUGCCAUCAACCAGGAAGGCUGAAUGAUGCAUACUUCUAUAGCUUAUGAUUAGAAGUUCUGUCGUAAAGGGCCAAUGUCUUUACAGCAGUCUGUUUAGACUGGCGCCCCUUAUACUUCUGCACUUUUUAAAAUUGUGCAUUUAUUCUGCUGGUCUGACCAGCUGCAUGUUCCAUAUUUAGCUUAAAAUGUAGCUUAAAUCACACUGCAAUUUGAAUAUGUAAUAGGUAGCCUUUCCAUUUUACUUGACAAGACCCCCCUUUCCCCAUUGAUGUUGUGAUUAUUCUGAUGUCAAGAUCUUGCAAGAAGGGUUGCAGAACUUUGAUGUUCACCAUCUCAAAGUAUAAAGUAACAUUGUCUGGAAAUAGCACAGCAGCUCUUAGCCGGCUCGGAGAACAUGCAUUGUUCUUAAUGGUAUUUUAAGAAGGUAAGUAUGUCUAUUGCAUGUGGGUGACAUAUGGCCUGCCUGGUUUCAGUGUGUGCUUUUAGACAUCAAAGUAAAGAACACACAGCUUCCCAGGCAUUGUUCUUUAAGCAUCAACUAGCUGGAACCAGAAAAAACUUAAAAGCAACAGAGUUCAGAGCGUGAUGCCACGCCUUUAGGGUGAUAAGAAACGGCUGAGGUCAUUUGCAGUUCUUAUGACUUGCACUGCAUACUGUAAGAUCAACAGUAUAAGUGCAUCCAUGAAGUAUACUCUACCCUGUGGUAUGAUAGAUUUUGCACUGGUACAUUGUGAUGAUGUGCAAAUGUGUCAAUUAUUGCAUCUCUGAUUCUUGAAUUUUCAGCUUGAGUUUGUUGGCUUCUUUGAUUUGAGCAAUUCAUAAAAGCGAAUGCUCCAAAAGCAUUUCAAGUAAAAAGUAAGCUAGUGUAAGAGGGUGGAGCAAUGGGGAGUGGAACAUACUUGUAAAUUACUCAAAAUUCCAAACAAUCAAAUUGUAACCUGUGAAUUGCACACUUCCUUGCAUUUUGCUGAGGUUAACCAAAAGCACAUUUGGGUUGUGUUUUUUUUUGUAGUGCAGAAAUGGUGCCAGAGCAUUUGCCGCGUGCAGCAGGCACAGGUUAUUCAUCUUCUGUCUGGAAGGACCAAUGCAAGUGGAAUAUAGUAUUCAGGAAAAUGUACUAUGAGCUGGAACAUCUCUAGUUAAAAUCUCACUUGAGCUGCUAACACAAAUGAUGGUCUUGUGCAGCCAUAGGCAGACUCGGUCCUCCAGAUGUUUUGGGACUACAAUUCCCAUCAUCCCUGACCACUGGUCCUGUUAGCUAGGGAUCAUGGGAGUUGUAGUCCCAAAACAUCUGAAGGGCCUAGUUUCCCUAUGCCUGGUCUUGUUCAAGGCCACUGCCUGCUUCAACACCUUCCCAAUCUGAAGGAGGGUCAAAGCGCCAUCUUACGUUUCAGGGCUGUUGUAAGGAUUACUUGAGUUUGUGAAUGUGCUCUGAACACGUACAAAAACAACACAAUUCUAUUCUAUUAAUUAAUAUUCUAUUAAAAAUAAUUCGUAAUUUAUUUUGCAAUGUUGAGUAUCAAAUAUUUUUGCAUAACAAUGAAGGACUCAUUUUUCUAUGCUAGGGAAGAAGAAAUGCUGGAUUCCAGAUGAGAAGAAAGCUUAUCUUGAAGCUGAGAUAAAAGAGACUGGCGGUGGCAAAGUCACUGUUGAGACUGCGGACGGGAAGGUAAAGAGCCCCCCUCCCUGUUUGAUUAGUCACAAGAAUAAAACAUUCUAGACAUAAUGAGGACAGAGAAACAGUUUUUGCUGCGUACAAACUUAGGCCAGAAUCAGUUAAACAGAAAGAAGCAACAAUCCGAGGAAGGGACGGAGGAUCACACAAGAGAGAACUGUAUAGAGAGCUGGAGAUUUCCUUGCUGCUUCGCUAUGUAUGAUCUCACUGUGCUUCUAAGACCAAGGGCCAAAAUGCAUGUUAAGCAUAUAUAUAUAUAGCAUAUAUAUACAGCUACACCUCCAGAUUUUGUUUAAUUCAUUUUUGCUGUGUGAGGAGGAGCCUGAUAGUUAUCCAGACCAAAGCACAAGGGAAAGGGAGGCUUAUCUCUCUUCCCCCAGCCAUGUUCACAAUGAAAAUCCUCUCCCCCCCCCCUUCCAGUAUAGCUAGGAAGCUUAGGCAAAAAAGUUCACAAUGGGAUAUUUUUCUCUAAGCCUCCUAGCUCUUUGUGUGUAUGUUAUCUUCAUACAUCCAGGAACCUAUAAGCAAUUGCCUAUAGGUGCACAUGAGCUUAUGAGACUUGCAGUCUUGGGGGGGGGGGCGACGACCCUACAGAUAUGCCGUUUAUUGGUACCUGCAUGUGGGUAGUGUAUGAGGAGCCCCCUGCAUUUAUGUGAAAGCAUUUUUGUUUAAGCUUCUACCCAUGGCAGUUGGGGUGACUGAGAAUAUGUGGCACAUAUGGAAGCCACAAACAUCUCCCUGUGAUUCCUAUGGAAUACAUGAACAAGGCCUUAGUAUAUUUAAUUUGUUUUUAUAUUGUAUGCAUCAACCCAAAGGAUUAAGCAAGAAAGUCUUUUAAAAUCGCUGUUCACACAAACAAAUGAAUAAAACCUGAGAGAGAUUUAGUUAUGAGUUUGUAAAAUAUAAUAAUAAUAAUAAUAAUAAUAAUAAUAAUAAUAAUAAUAUAUUUACACCCUGGUCACUCUAGGUGGCUCCCAACAGAAUAUUUAAAACACAAUAAAACAUCAAACAUUAAACAUUAAAAUUUUCCAAUACAGUGUUGCCUGCAGAUGUCUUCUAAAAGUCAGAUAGUUGUUUAUUUCCUCGACAUCUGAAGGGAAGGCAUUCCACAGGGUGGGUGCCACUACCAAGAAGACCCUCUGCCUGGUUCCCUGUAACCUCACUUCUCACAGUGAGGGAACCGCCAGAAGGCCCUCAGAGCUGGACCUCAGUGUCCGGGCUGAACGAUGGGGGUGGAGCCCCUUCUUCAUGUAUACAUGAAACAGAUGCCCUGAAUUAAGGUUCACCAAACGCUUCAUUGCUAUGACCUGUAGACUGAAUUGGGACAUAGGUUUUUUAUUUAUUAAAUUUCUACCCCACACCAUGGUCCUGCUCACACAUGACACUAAGCCAAACCAUGGCUUAGCAUGAGUGAGCGAACAUGUGGGUUUCUGGGCUACUCCUUUGAUCAUAACCUCCAGGAUCAUGAGCUUUGCUCCUGCACAUCUGGUCAUGGCUUGUACUAAGCCAUGGAUUGACUUGGCAUUACACGUGAAUCAGAUCCAUGUGAGUUAAUUGACUUACCAAUGCUAGGAUGUCUCUGAUAUCAACAACUGUCCUUUGUGAAUAAUGAAAAUUGUUAAUUUAAUUGUCGUGGUCUGUACUUUCUGCAUUUACUUUUCUUUCUGACCUCACUGUUUACAAUCACGCCUAUCCCACCACCACUUGUAUAUCUACCUACAACCCAGGAUAACACUUAAUGUACUUGAUUAAAUGGACCAUCACCCACACUACUCUUUUGUCAUAAUAAAUUUGUUAGUCUUUAUGAUGCCACAAGGGUCUUCAUUGUUUUUGUUGCCAUGGUCUAAUAUUGCUACCCCUCUGCAAGUAAUUUAUCUACAAACUAUAAUGCUUAGUAACUGUUAUGUCUUCAUUGGUUCCUGUUUUGUUUUAAAAUCACAACCGCUUCAGGUUAAUGCUUUGCUACAUCCUUCAUUGGCAAAUUGGGAUAGCAUUUAGCUUAUAACCAGUUCUCGGUGUUUGACCACUUUCUCCAUCUUGCUUUUUAAACUUCAGAUGGCCAUCAUCAUUAUUGCUUUCUUAAAAAUCAUGUAUUCUACUGUUUACAACAGUGGGUGGCAGUAUCCAACAAACUGAAAUGGAUAAGAGAUGCAUUUUCUUUUUUCCUUUUCGAUCAGUCUCCCAAGAGACCAGAUAUUUAGGGUUGCACAGAAGCCUUCAAAGUUGAGUUUCCACUUGUGGGCAGCCUGUCCUUGAAAGUAAUCCUUAAACAAUCUUUUAAUUUUAAAAAAGUGUUGUCAGAUCGCUCUGUAGUACAGGAAGUUUGGAAAGGCCGUGGUUACAGUGUUCCCUUUUCUUGCAGACAGUCACUUUGAAGGAAGAUGAUGUUCAACAGAUGAACCCUCCCAAGUUUGACAUGAUUGAAGAUAUGGCUAUGCUGACCCACCUCAACGAGGCAUCUGUGCUGCAUAAUUUGAACAGACGCUACAGUAACUGGAUGAUCUAUGUAUGAGUCAUUCAUUGAUUUUCAUUUAAAACUGCAUGUUGAAUUGCAUCUCCAUUGUGCAGGAUAAGAAUCAAUACUGCCAGAUGGACAUUCUGACCUUUGACCCCUUUGUGGUUCCUGUUCCUGGCUUAUUAUGCAUGAGGGACUCUCCUCUGUAUACUCUCUGCUCCCUUGUAUAUUCACUUCUGUGAUCUUCCUUUGAAACUGAGUUUCUGGUCAGUUGCUGGUCAGAAGUUUCCAGAAUAACCGUUGACAGGCAGACAACCAAAAUACCCUUGGGUUCAGUUCUCUUCCCCAAAAGCAGGUUAGCUCUCUAUACCCCUGUCAAGGGGUAAGGAGGUUAUUGCUGCACAUAGUGUCAAGUAUGUGGUUAAAAUGAGUGGUAGAUUGCGUCAUAAAAUUGUAAUGCUGUAUGAGCUCUCCAGCAACUCCUUGAACAUGGAUUAUCUGUCAUUCGAGCCUUUACAACUACUCAGAAUGCAUAUUACGGAAUGGUUGCUAUUUUGUAACCCCCCCUAAGAACAUAAGACUAGCCUAUUGGAUCAGGCCAGUGGUCUAUCAAGUCCAGCAUCCUUUUCUCAUAGUGGCCAAUCAACUGCUUAUGGGAAACCUUCAAGCAGCAGGACUUGAGCACUAUAGCAUUCUCCCCUCCUGCAGCUUCCAGAAACUGGUGUCCAGAAAAUUCCAGAAACUGGUGUCCAGAAAAUUCCAGCAACUGGUAUUCAAAACCAUUACCUUUCUCAUUUGGUUUUGCCUACUAGGAAGAAGACAGGAAUGAGACAUGUGAUUUCUUUAGCAUCCCUGUCUCAAAUGUUGUGGUGUCACCAGAAAAAAAAUGGGGGCAUAGAAGAGGCAAAGUAUAUUUCUAGGUGGGAGAGUUCUUCUCUGAAUUAAAAUUACAGUAGCAGUAUAUGUUAUUUGCAAUGACUGUCCAAGUGGGGGUGGAAGAUGACUAUUCACCUUGUUUGGAGUGCUAACCCCCUGUAUCCCCUCUGGUGCUUCCCAUGUUUGUAAUGCUCAGUACAGUGGUACCUCAGGUUACAGACGCUUCAGGUUACAGACUCUGCUAACCCAGAAAUAGUACCUCGGGUUAAGUACUUUGCUUCAGGAUAAGAACAGAAAUCGUGCUCUGGUGGCGCAGCAGCAGUGGGAGGCCCCAUUAGCUAAAGUGGUACCUCAAGUUAAGAAUGGUUUCAGGUUAAGAAUGGACCUCCAGACGAAUUAAGUUCUUAACCAGAGGUACCACUGUACUAACAUGUUACCUUGCCUCUAGCAAGCUAAAGUGUUUUUUUAAAUCACCGUAAGUGAAUUAAAUUUUUGUCACUGUGUCUUAUCAGAUGCUGUAGCACAUUAAAUGAUCAAAGGUUGACUAGAGGGCUACUUUUUCAUUUUUUAAUGUCUGUCACAUCCUUAAUUCACCCAUUUUAUGACUGCGUCUGUGCCUUGGGCAGCUGAUAGAGGUCAGAAUGUUCCUAAUUCUGUCUCCUGAAAUACAGGUGGUAUCAAACAGUAGACAACUUGCCUCUGUGUACCCAGUCUCUAAAUAUGCAGGGAGCAGCUCUCUUUCUAAUAUAUUUGAAUAAAUGAGGGCACCCCUAUAAUUUGGGUACACCAGGCAUCUGUUUACUUUGUCUCUGUGGCUUAGCCAGCCUUUACCUGUUGGUUUCACUCUGGUUGGACAAUAGGUUUUCAUGCUUUACACACCAGCAGAAGCAGAAUAAACUAUGCAUAUUAAGCAAAGACACAUGCUGCAUAAUAUUAUCAAAAUGCAGUAGUUUCCUUUUAAAGUGCAAAGUUUGGAUAACUGCUGCAGAAUCUGGAUGUUUACAGCAUGGCGUGUGCCCAGUCCUGAUUGCAACAGGAGUUGAAUGCCUUUCUUAACAAAUAUUGUUAGCCGUUAAGAUUGCUUACCUUUCUAAAUGCCUUGUGCAUAAUUUUAUUGUCGUAGAUGAAGUGUUUGGUAUUGGAAAAUCAUGUUCCAAUGCAUACUACCGUAUUUUUCGCCCUAUAGGAUGCACCGUCCCAUAAGGCGCAACUAGUUUUUUUGGGGGGGAAAUAAAGGGGGAAAAAUUAUUUCUCCCCCAGGCGCAGGGCUGGGGCGGGGGAAGCCCGAGUUUCCCCCGACCCCAGCCCCCAGAACAGGCAACUCUUCGCAAGCCGCGGGAGCCCGGCGCGGGCUCCCACAGCUUACGGAGAUCUGCGCGAAGCCUGGAGAGCGAGAGGGGUUGGUGCGCACCGACCCCUCUCGCUCUCCAGGCUUCAGCGAAAGCCUGCAUUCGCCCCAUAGGACGCACACACAUUUCCCCUUCAUUUUUGGAGGGGAAAAUUGCGAAAGGGCGAAAAAUACAGUAGUUUACAAUGAAAUUCAUUGUUACUGGCCAUGUUCCUCAUUUCCAAGGUUAAACUAAUUUCUAAUUGAGUUGUACUAAUGAAAUGCGUUUUUUUUAUUCAUGAGAUUUUCUUAGUGGGCUUCAGUCUACACAUCAUCAAAGUCUGGGGAUACUUCAUAUAUAUCACACAUUUCUUCAGUAGAAUUCCAGGUGGCAUGGAUAUGAUUCUCAGGUGGCUUUCCAUCCCAUUUAGUUUUAGAAAGGUUGCUGCAUCAAGUGACUAUGGGCCAUCUAUGGGAGCUUGUAGCUCUUCAGAUGUUGUUGGACUCCAACUCCCAUCAACUCUAGACAGCAUAAUCAAUAGCUAGAAAUGAUGGGAGUUGUAAUCCAACAACAUCUGGAGGGCCACAUGUUCUCCAUCUUUUUACCGUUAUACAAGUCCCAAUCAACUAAUGUUGCUUUCCCUUAAAAAUGUUAUCAUUUAUAUUUACAGAGGUUUGCAUUUUCAGGUGAAUUGUUGGAGGCUGGGAUUACGAGGAAAUCUUGAGCUGAAAGUUACAAAUGGUUGGCUGUGACCAACAUAUCCAUUGCUCCAAAAUGAAACAGACAACUUUGAUACAAACCAUUAUGCUAUCGAUGGGAUUCACUUUCAUUUUGUGUGUUUAGUAUUAAUAUAUGAGUAAAUUUCUUUCUCAAUUUCCAUGCCAGUGCAGUCUGGUUCUGUUAAGCCAUCUUUUGUUAAAAACAACAACGACAAACCCUACAAAUGAACUGGAUUAGAACAACUGCACUGUUGGCAUUAGGACACAGUGUGAAAUCCUCAUGUUCUUUACCAAGGUUCUUAGUGAUUUUCUUCUGUUUUCCUUUCCAGACUUAUUCGGGUCUCUUCUGUGUGACAAUAAACCCUUACAAAUGGCUUCCUGUCUACAAGACAGAAGUUGUUUCAGCUUACAAGGGCAAGAGACGUUCAGAGGCUCCUCCUCACAUCUUCUCCAUAGCUGAUAAUGCUUACCAUGACAUGCUGCGUAGUAAGUAGCGUCAUUUGCCCACGUGGCCCUUAUUUGUUUGUCCUACAACUAAAUCUUGCUUUCAAAUGUUUUCCAAAUGCUGACAAGAGAAGCUUCUAGGAAGGGCAUUUAGGCACUAUAUCAUGGGCAAAGAGCCUGGAGAUGGUAAGAUCUGUGAUCUUCAGUGCCACUCAGAUUAGGGAUAAUAUCUACUGAACUCCUGACUGUCGAAACUGUAUAUCCUUGAAGUGACUUGUAGCUUAACAAUGCCAGAAGGGCCACAGGUUCCCUGCUCUUGGUUUACAAGAAAGAAAGAGAAAUUGUUGAGAGAAUUUUUUUAUUUUCCCCCCAGUAAUGCUUAGGUUUUAUAAGACACUAAAACCAUCAUUACACAGUCUUCCCGUCUCUCAGCAGUGAGAAACUCCAGGGAUGUGCAGCGCUCACUCUGAGUUAAUUUAUUUGGAAGAAGAUCAAUGAAAGGUUAUGACAGUUUUUAAGCGUUUGAAUUUAUUUACAGGUGCAGAUCUAGAUUUAAUAUUCCAACAGAAAGCCAAGUUCAUUGUCAUGUGUCAGGUCUCCAACUUCCCUGACACAGUUUGCUUACUGUGCUCCUAAAAACUCAGCUCUCUGUGCCUGUCUCUCAGAAACUAGACUUUAUCCCUUUUGUUCACUUCCCAGGCACACACAGACCUAGCAUACGCCAUCCUUAGCUGGAUAGGGAAAGAACCCACCCACUUCAGAUGACUUAAGGGAGAUCCAUCUAUCAAGAGCAAUCAGUUAGCAAUCUGCCUUAAAAAAGGUUUUGCAACUGUGUCUUAAAGGAGCUUCAGCAGUCAUUCUUGCUCUCUAGUCUCUAACACUCUCUUGUCAAAACCUCCAAUCUUACAACACAAUGAUCCAGGUCACCUCGCCUGUGUUCCUGUGCUCACAUGGACCACCCAUAAACAAGAAUUUCUCCAUGGACAUCAUUGUCAGAGGGUGAAUCUGUGUACUCAGUAGCCCCAUAACUCUUUCUGACAGUAAAGUGAAUGGCAAACCUUGGUUUGCUUCAAUCUCUAUGUGCACAUUUCUGUUGCUCCUACCCCUGCCUGCUCCCUGUUUACACAGAGAAAUAAUCAGCCAGUAGGUCAGGGCACUUUCUUUUCUUUUCUUUUUUACAGUCCUGCUUCCCUUUGGCUGAAAGAAAGGAAUGUACUGUAACAAAUGAGCCUUCUUUGAGCAGAAACCACAAGGCAGAAAUAGUGAUCUCAAUAACUGGAGCAGCUGUUUAAGAGAAGGAGCAUGCGCUUAGCUUUCCUGUUGAAAUCAAUGUGUGCUAAAACUGCCUGGCUUUGGCUGCACUACAGCCAAAUGUUAAAGGCCACUGACUCUAGCCUCCCUCAAGCACUGGAGCAGUGAUAUAACAUCAUGCCACCAGAACUGGAGCACACUGCAAAUUCAUGUCCGAGCAGCAGAUUUCUUCCAUCAGAGGGCAGUGGUGAUGCAUGCCUGAUUAUCUGGAGCACUAAUAUUUGUGCAGCCAUCAACAUUCUGGAACAUUACCAAGGGAGCUUGGGGUUUGUGCUCAUCUGUUUCAAAUGUGACUCUGCACAGAGCACAAUAGGUAUACUGCCAUUGAUAACAUUAAAAUAAUAUAUCAAAGUAUGAGACAUUUUCCUGUCUUGUGCUUUUUGUUGGAGCUGGCUGAGUUAUAAUAAUGGUUGAAGCAUAAAAAGCAAAGCAAAAUCUGUAAUUAUGCUUGGCACAGUAAUGUGUUUGGCUUUCUAGGUCCUUAUAAUUAUAGCAUCUUUAAAUGCGAGGUGCCUGCCCUUAAGAGGCAUGCACUAUUGUUACAGAGCUAGUUUGUCUAGAUCCCCUGAACUAAGAACUUUUCCCUUACCCCUAUCAAGUCAGUGCAAUACCCCAGCUGUAUGGGUCUUGUUUGCUACUCUUGUAUGGGCGGGGUUGGUAGGGGAGGCAAGUACUUCAAAUUCCAUCGACGGUCAUUUGCAAAUAAAGCACAUGCUUGCCCAAUAUAACAUAAAUUCCUCUAGGUUCUCUCCUCUCUCAAAUCACUUGCAAACAAAAAAGAUUGCUAAGCCGACAUGUUACACAGCUGGUACUUUGAGACAAUCUCUAUGCCAAAGAAGGGGAACCUGUGGCCCUUUAGAAAUUGGACUGCAACUUCUAUCAACCCCAGCCAGCGCAGCCAGUUGUCAAGGAAUAUGGGAUUUGUAGUCUAGCAGCAGCUGGAGGGCCACAAGUUCUCCAUCCUUGCCCUGACCAAUUGGACUGCCAAUGCCGAUUUCCUUUUAAUUCACAAAACAUGCCCUUUCAUUAGAAAGCAAACAGAAGCCCCACGCUCUCGAAAUUGUUGUGGGGCAACCAAACCUUUUGGUUUAAAUGCAAAACUUGAAACUUCACUACGUUUCUUCCAUGUAACACGAAUAGAGCAGGUUGAAGGGAAGCAUCUAACACAACAGGUUUAGAAACCCUCUAAUCUGAAUGUCUUUAGCUGAAUGUGUUUUCCAUGUUACAGAGCCUUUGAUAUGCUAAUUAACCCCAACCUGUCACAAACCCAUCCCUCCUUUGUUUCUCUUUGCUCUCUUCAUUCCUACUUCCUUUGAAGAGCCCAGUGAAUUUCAACAGCACACCUUGCUCUUGGAAUUUCUACCAAGAAACUGAUCUGGUUAAAUUGUCUUUCUCUGCUUGUGAUGGAGUAAUGCAAUGGCUUUUGCAGCUACCUCCACAGCAGGCAUAUGGUACUAAAUAAUGGAGAGAACCCAAAAUGAAUUGGUUUUGCAGGGCAAUGCAUUUUGCCAAAGCACUUAAAAUAUACUAAACAAGAUAUUUCCCAUGUUGAGGGGAGUUUGCCUAAAUGGGUUUCUUCUUGUUUAUUUCUGUUUGUAUAAGAAAUUAUUCCCUGGUGACUAUGUAGCAAGUGCAAUUACAGGUUCCUUUUUUUCCCUUCUGCACAGAUCGAGAGAACCAGUCAAUGCUGAUCACGUAAGUGGAUCUUUUUCUAGGGAGGUUAUUUAUGCAAUGCCAAAAAAGGAAAAAUGCAUCUUCGAAAAGAAGGGCAAAAGAGGACACAGAUUCACCUAACAUUUCUAUAUGCUAAUUAUAGUAUAGAUGCAAAUUGAGAAAUAAUUGCUAUAAUAUAAAUAAAAAUACAAUAUAUCCCAGAUUGUGAGCAAGUGAUCUAUGUGCCUACUCAGUAACUAUUUAUAUUUAUUUCAAGGCCCAGUUCUCCCUUAUCUUCAAAUCUGAUCAGACAGUCCUUCACACAGAGGACUCCUUCCGAAGAGGACUAUUCUAUGUAAAAUAGGGCACAUAGCCACCCCUAUCUUUUCAGAUGCCUCACAUCAGCGAAAGCAAACAUCAGCAAAAGCAAUUGGUUCCUAGUAUGCUUACCAAAGCACACAAAACUGAAUACAUUUUAUUUCAAAGCACAUAUUCGCCUUUGCUAACUUGUUUGCAAGGUUUUUCAGCAUGGGCAUUAAGAGAAGUAAAUUUUACCCUUGGGUUCUGGGUAUAAAGUUAGUUAUUGGGCCAAGAGGGAACACCUGGUAGGGGUGAGUGUGAGCAGAAAGGCAGCGUGGGCCUGGGUGGCAAGGAUUAACCAGGGCUCCCUGGCUACUGUGCUUAAAUAUUGCUGUUCCUGAUUGGAUUUACCUGAGGUGCCUUGAGUCUGUUUCUAAGAAACACAGCUCUGUUGCGUCACAACUCAGCUUCUGAUAUUCAGGUUUUAGUCAGUGUAUAUUUUGUUGGUACCUUUGUUCCAGAAGAGCUGUGUUUUAUUAGACCAAAGACGUACUAAGUCUUGGCCCAGUUUCCCACAGUGGCCAACCAGGUGGCUUUGAGAAAACUCACAAGGAGAGUUUCAGUAGUCCACUGUUGCCUCCACCAUCUUCUAUUCAGUUGUGUUUCACAUGGCCAUCAAUAAGACCAAGGCUUGUAUCUAAUGUGAUGCUGAAUAGCUUGUUCCCUUAGCACAAGGAUUUGCCCUCGAAUAAUUCUAUUUACCCUCUCUCUUCCCCCCUUGCCCUCCUCAAAUCUGCUCCAGAAGGCUGGGAGAAAGCCCCAUAACAGAUUUAGGAGGUGAAUGAGAGGGGGAGAAAGUUCCAAAUGUAAAUUAUUGCACUGAUGGAAUGAGUUAGUGGGAUACUGCCCUCAUAGCCACUGAUAGAGCUAUUCUUUCCAUACUCCUAUCCUCUUGUGUGCCCAGAUGCCACGGUUCUCAGCAUCCCAACCUAGAGAACAAAAUCAGACAUAACACAGUGUAUUUGGGUCAAAUAAGGCCACAACUGGCCUCCUUUUAUACUCAAGGAGCAGACUCAAGUGAAGCCUGCUGCCAGUUGGGUUCGCUCCAUGGCUGAGCACCCACUCCUUAGCCUGCUCACCAUUGGCCAAUUUGGCUGCAGGCAUGGAGUCAAACUUCCUGGCAGGUGAGGAGGCCUAUCUGGCCUCCCGUCUGCCGGGAAUCAUCCAUCAUGACAAGCCUGUGUUGAAUCAGCGCCAGUGGACUUACCUGUAAACAUGGAUCGAAAGUGAAUUCCUUAAAGGUGAGGUUGCUGGACAUGAUUCAUUCAAAUGUAGCACAGUUUAGAGUUUGGAAAAAAAUGCAAAUGUAUAAGGCUGAUGGAAGUGAAAAGCUUGAGAUUAAUAAUGUCAUCUUCCUUCUGUUUCAUAGUGGAGAAUCUGGUGCCGGCAAGACUGUGAACACAAAACGUGUCAUUCAGUAUUUUGCCACAGUAGCAGCAAUCGGUGAACCUGGAAAAAAGAAUGUAAAUAUUCAAAUGACUGUUUUCUUCUUCUGCGCAAAUAAUAUUUAUUGCCCAACAGGUGGAAGACAUUCUGUUUCCAAGGCCCUGUAAGCACCAGUUAGCAUGGUUGUUAAUUGCAUGGGGAUAUGUGAGAAGAAGCUGUAAUAUUUCAAAGUGAUUCGAGGGAAGCAGAGCUCAUGGGAGUUUGCCCAAUGAGUCUGGCUGUUGUUUAUCAUCAUAUCAUCAUAUUUUUUGGGUUCUGAAUGUGAAGAAAGGGGCAGAAUGGAGAGUAGGGAUAUUGAAACUGGUGAAGGUUACCAAGAAUUUUAUAUUAGAGAUCUCUAGUCCUUCUUCCAGGAUGACAGAUCCCAGGGAAGAGUGAAUGAUUGUAAAUCCAGUUCAAGCCUGCAGUGUAAAUGUACCCUGGGGAACUGAAGAUAGAACAGUGCCGUACCUGGUAAUGCUCCAUUAACAGCUAUAGCCAUUCCUGGUUCUGCUGUACUAGCACUAGCAUUCUCCACCUCUGAUCUGUCACCUCUUUUUCCUGUGCUUUGCAACAGAGUCAUCUGGACACACGUCAAAGCAUCAGGAGUAGCAUAAUGUGGAUAGGGACAGAACCCUGCAAAUCUAGUGUGUUGGGUCAGUGGCUGGGCUUCAGACUCUGAUUAUGGGUGGUUGGAUCUAAAGCAUGGCAGGGACUGAUGGUUUAAUACCGACAGCAAUAAUGGACAACUUGAGGAACAAAGCAUGUGCAAAAAAAAAUGGGUUCUGAAUGUGAAGGAAGGGGAAGAAUGGGGAGUAUGGAUAUAGAAACUGGUUUUGCAGCCAUACAGAAGAUCCUCAUAUGAUCGUAGGACUGGGUGCCUCUUCUUGGUUCAGGACAAGCAGCUUAGAAGUGUUGGGAAAUUUACUCUAGAAGUCUCUGUGGAAAAGCAGUUGCAGAAUAAAAAAGGUCUCUGAAAUCACAAAUAGAGCGGAAUUGAUAAGCAAUGUUUAAUGAUAUUUUCUAAUCACUUAGACUAACUGUUUGUUUAAUUGUCUUUUCAUUUUUCUUUGAAAGCAACCAGCAACCAAGACUGGGGUAAGUAGAUGACUUUCUUGUAAUUGAAUUUGUAUUUCACAGAUUUUGCUGACGUGCCGUGAAUGUUGUUCACAGGCGUAUAUAAAACUUUAUUUGCACUUGCCCUGCUUCUAAACCUAGAAGAACACAGCUGAAAUUAAUUUUUGUUACAAAGCCAACUCAAAAUCAUAGAAACUGGCUCUGAGCAAUCUAACCGUAUGAUUCUAAACAUUUUUUGCUUUCUAGACCAAUCCUAUUGCAUCUUUUUAUACUUAGUGUUUCUUUCAUUUUGUGGAGCUGGGGUCAGCCUAAGCGAGAAGUGCUUAUGCUCUGCUGAUUUCAACUGGAGAAUAUUAGCACAGGUUUCAUUCAGUGACAUGAUUGUUGUUGUUUUCCCUUUUUACACAAACUUGCCCCUUCUUUCCCUUUCCUUCAGCUUUGUUGCAUGUCUUGAGCAUAAAGUAUGCUGGCAAGAGACUUUAUUUUUUCCAGUAGGCAUUAGACUACACAUCAAAUCUGUUGGUUUUUAAUAUUUUGUAUUUCGUUUUAAGGGAAAGUACUAUAGGUAAAAGUGCAAGUAGAUAACUAGGUACCACUCCGGCGGGAAGGUAAACGGCGUUUCCGUGCGCUGCUCUGGUUCGCCAGAAGCGGCUUAGUCAUGCUGGCCACAUGACCCGGAAGCUGUAUGCCGGCUCCCUCGGCCAAUAAAGCGAGAUGAGCACCGCAACCCCAGAGUCGGUCAUGACUGGACCUAAUGGUCAGGGGUCCCUUUACCUUUACCUUUACUAUAGGUAAAAUAAAAGGAGAAUUCCCUGGAUGCCUGAGAUUCAGGUUUGGGCAAGUAUUCUUUGGUGAGAGAGCCUCAGCAGAGAUUUAAAACCACAAAACAUACAGCAAAGUAAAGUGUGGAAAGAUAGCCUGUAAGACUUUUUAAAUAUCCCCUUCUAAAUUGCUUCCAAACUUCCCCACUUCCCUUAGCAUAGAAAGAGACCACACAUUUGGCAUCUUUGUAAAACACUUUCAGGUUUCUUUCUUUCUUUCUUUUUAACAAUCAAGCAGUACAUAAAUUUUAUUAAAUAAAUAUUUGGGAGUUUCCACAAGUGCAUUUUUUUUUAAAUGGCAGAGAUGCAUUCUGCCAGAAUCGUGGAGUUUCCACCAAAUCUUAAAGCCCUUUAGUUGGCAAAUUGUGAGUGCAGGGUUGUGCCCUAAAUGUACUUCCAUCUUUUGCAUUGUAAGGGGACUUUGGAAGAUCAAAUCAUCCAAGCCAACCCAGCCUUGGAAGCCUUCGGGAAUGCCAAAACUCUGAGAAAUGACAACUCCUCACGCUUUGUAAGUAUGCCUUAUUGCUGUGGUACUUUACCAAUCUGCCUUCAUUAGUAAUACCGUAUUUAUAAAAAUGUUCAGCAUUCAACAUGAACAGCUGUACGGCUGAUACUUAGGGCCUUUUCACACCUACCAUUUGUGGUGAAAGAGUUGUUUUUUGAUCUGACAUUUGUAAGAGUGAAUUUGUAGCUAGUUAUCGACACUUUUGCUCACACUUCGCUAUUAUUAGAGAGCAGUGUAGGGAUUUCCUGUCAACGUGAUUGGCAGGUUGUGCCUGAGCUGAGAAAAGUUCAGUAACUGUAGUCACACCCCUAAUGAACUCUUGUGUUCUGCCAGCCAGUAAAUGUCAGAGUUAUGAGCAUGAGCAUGGGGAUAGCUCUUUCGUGGCUAUUUAAUUAACUAAUUCCAGAAUACCGACCUUGUGGAAGUAUAGGAGUUUAGAAGAGGAACUACGUGCCUGCCUGGGGCGACAGCAAGCAUAUUCCUAUGAUGAAAGUUUGUCUGCUGCUGUCAUGGCCAGUACUUUGCCUCAGUAUCUUCGUCUCUUUCUGCCACAUUUCUUCUCUCAACUGAGCUUGCAUACCAACAGCUUGCACCCGUCAGAGAGAAGUGGCAUGAAACAGGCAUCUUCCCAAGCCCACCCACCCUCCUCACAGAAACUGGGAUGCUGCUUGCACACAUGCCACACAACUGAAAAUAUUGAGAAUCCAUUCUGGAUCUUCACAAAAGUUGGGGGAGUGGUGGUUUGCAUUCCAAGAAAUAUGGGGUUGUGAAGCCAUUCUUCUGGGAUACUAGCUGAAUGAUACCAAUGUUGUCUAGCAGUAUACCCCCAGAUCUAAAUCCCCAAUUAGCUAUUUCACUAUAAAAUGGUAAGCGUGGAAAGGCACUUAUUGAAACAUCUACAGAUGUUGCUUCCAGUCCCACCUUUUGCCCUUCUGACUAAGCACUUCGCAGUAGUCUCUGCCAUGUAGCGAAUGGAACAGGACUGAAGCAGCAAUCCCCGUCUUACCAAACAUUCACCCAGCCAACUACACAAUCCAUACAACUGAAGACAUGGCUUUUUGCAGAGUUCCUAACUUGAGAGGCAGGAGUUGAACGGACAAGCUUUGAACACAGGUUGGCUUUGUCUGGAGGCUGCUGCCGUGAUCUUGCUUCUCCCUCUCACAACAGGUGUUUAUUGAACACAUUGUACAUAUUUUGAAUGUCAGCCAGCGGACUUGAAUUCUGUUUGGACAAUCACUUGAUAUUUAUAAAGCACCCGUUACAUCCUCCAUACAGAUAUUUUUGGAGCACUUCACAGCAAAAUAACAGAGCUUGCUAAUUGGAACUAGGAAGGGAUGGACAUAGCAGCAUGCAUAAACCACAGGAAAUGUCAGAAAGCAGAAAGGUGCAUGUAUCCAUGCAAGAAGGUUGUCAAGGGGAUAAUUUGACCAAUUAAUCAAGUACAGCAAUGACGUAUCAAAGAACUGAGUGCUGCAUCCUCCUGUCCAGCAGAUGGAAGGUGGUUACAUCUUCUGAAUGGAUGAGUGGGAUGCAGAUAACAACUGCAGCACAGCACAAUUACUGCUGUACUCUUGUGUAACACUGUGUUAAGUAAAGCACACAAGUCAUGCGGAACAAUGCCCAAAGGAUGCAAAGCAAGCUGGUCACAAGUCAACAGAAGGGUUAUAAUUUGUUGUUAUAAUUAUGGUAUGCGGAAUGCAAAGCUACUGAAACCAUAGUCUGUCUCUGCAGUUUCCCGGUUCCCGUACUUAACAAAGACAGAGGAGAUAUGAGAAUCUUUAGACACCUGGAGGUUGCACAAUCUGUUUCAAGCAGAUUACAUGGGUCCCCCCCGCACUUAAUCUCACUUCAUACAUGUGAGGUGAUAAACCUUGCCUACCUGAAAGGAAUGUUUAAAAUUAUUUGAAUGUAUCCAUUCAUCAUUUAGGCCCCCCCCACCUUAAACCAUGACAACCAAUAUCUAAAGCAUCUCCAAAUAGAUGCCCACCCUUGCUUUUUUGUUCAUAUUUCUAAUUGGUUCUAUAUUCCUUUUCUAUCUGUUGGCUGUUGCAGUUAUGUGUAUUGAUAUAUUCUCUUUUGUACAAAUUAGGGUAAAUUUAUCAGAAUCCAUUUUGGAACUACAGGCAAGCUAUCUUCAGCGGAUAUUGAAAUUUGUAAGCAACAUGCUAAUUUCUAUACUUACUUGAGCUAUAUUACUUGAGCUAUAUAUUCAGAUUCCAUGUUUCAACCUAUUUCUCAAUGUAAUUCUUCAUUACCCAACCAGAUCUGCUAGAGAAAUCCCGAGUUAUUUUCCAACAACCAGGUGAAAGAGACUACCAUAUCUUCUACCAGAUCUUGUCUGGGAAAAAAGCAGAGCUACAAGGUAAGAGAAAGGAAAGACGUGGUGUGUCCAAAUUAAGAAAUGCAACUAUGAUCAGCACUGCUGCAUUAAAGAAUGAAAAACUAAAGACAGGUGACUUGCAGAACCCAAUUAGGUUCAGUGGUGGGUUGUUGUUUUUACACUUUUUGUAACUGCUUGUUGGUGCAAUCCUAUGCACACUUUUAUGGGAGUGAGCCCCACUGCUUUUCAUUUUUUCAUUUGGGGUAUGUUCACAUUGACAGCUCAAUACACGGCAAGGUCGUUCCCCUCCCCUGCUGUGUUUGAAGCCUCAAUUUACAUGGUUUUGUUCACCUAAGAGAGAAUUCUUCACCCAAUACUCAUGAGCUUUUUGGUUUUCCUGUCUCGGCAACAUCACCCCCUACACCCCACCACUGAAGCUGUCACCUGUGCAAUGGCUGUCUCAAAUGUUCAAACCAUUCUGCAGUAUAAAGCAAAUGUGGCUUACUUUUUCUAAUUGGAUUGAAACUGGUUUGAGAAGCUACAGGGCUGAUCUGGAUUGGCAUUAAUGUUGUGUUAAUGCAUACUAACAGUGGGAGCACACUGGGUGUGGAACUAUUAUUUGUUUGUUUGUUAUUUAUUAUACCCCAUCCAUCUCACUUGGUGGCCCCAGCCACUGAGCGGCUUCCAACAGAUAUAAAAACAUAAUAAGACAGGGUUUGUGUGAACAUACCCUUAAAAUGCCUUUGGGCUAUGUGAUGUCCUAGAAUGUUAUUGGUGCUGGUGUUAAACAAAGAAAUUGGCAACACUUCCCAGGGUAUCUGGCUUCCACCCCAUUGGGUGGAUCUCCUUGCUUGAUUCCCUUCCAUAUAUUUUCACUUGUUCUUUUUUAAAAAAACAGAAACCAUUUUAAUUCAAUCUGUGUUUCAUUAAUUGCUAUACUUGGGAUCAAUUUAAUGUGUACAUGGGUUCAAACGAUAAUGUUAUAUAUAGUUUCAUUUCAUUUUAGAAUUGUACACUGCCUUGUAAGGGCAUUGUGUCCUCUCAGGCAGUUUAGAAUUCCUUUCAAUAAACAAAUGCUGGAGACCAUGGGAGGUUACAGUGCUCAGAUGCCCAUGUUCUGCUUGUUUUCUGGGUGGCCACUGUGAGAACAGGAUGCUAGAACUAGGUGGGCAAUUGGCCUGAUCCAGCCAUCUUCUUUUUUAUGUUCUUAUAUAUUAUCCUCUAAUAUAUUAUUCUCUUUGAAUCUGUAGAUAGGGUUUUGCCUAAGACACAUCUUUGCCUCGUGACAUUUAUACAUGCUGAUUGUGAGUUGAUGCAGAUUGCUAGAAAUCCCCAGCUAGGCAGUGCUUCUUCUAAUAUAGCGAAGCAUCCCUUUAUCCAUGCGCUAAAUUGCUGCUUGGCAAAAGCAGUAAUAAUCUCAUUUGAGUUCUUGUUAUCCUGGCAGAGUGGUCCAUCUGCUAAACCCUUAACCCAGUUAGCCUUUGCUGUGGUCUAAUUAAGGAAGAUUAAAGGAACUGUUUCAAAGUAAUUUUGUGCUAACAGGAUUUGAACACAAAUAUUGUACUGUGAAAAUGUACCUUCCAUGGUGAAUUUAUUCCUCUGCUACACACAUUCGCAGAGAUGGUUGCAUGCAUCAGUCACCACCCAAAUUUUUAUUUAACUAUUACAAUCAGUUGCUCAUAAGUAGUCCUAUUGAGAGAGAGAAAUUACUGUCGGUAAUAAUGUCUAUAGUACACACACAUCCUGUUGUCUUAACAAAUCUCCUGAGUCUUCCUUUUGUCUUGCUUUUUGGCUAAUAUUCUUGACUGUCAUUUGAAUUUCCAGUGCUUUUCUACAGGGGAUCAAUGCACUGGAAUCAGCUGAGGCUCUUUAGUUGACUUAGAGUUUGUUGGGCCCUGUGCAAUUUCCCUUGCCUUUUAUCUGUUGCAGAAGAGGAAGGAUCUGAAAGCAUGGCACCGUAUGAUACCAAGUUGACCAAGGUGUGAGACUUGGGGGCUUUUGGCCAAGUGGAAUUAGCUGUAUGAGCACAAGAGUGACUAGGUGGCACUGUGCAGCAAGGUCCAUUAAUUUCAACAGGUCUACUCUGAGUAAAACAGAGUUGAAUAUCACCCUUGAUUAUUUGAGCACAGAAAUAAAGAUCAUUUGCAGUUCCACCUCAAGAUGAAAUCCAGGCACUGCAAGAUGUCAGAAGUGGAUUACUUAUUUAACCUAGCAACAUCUGAAGAGCAACAAGUUCCCUAGCCCAUAUCAAAGUGGUUUGUGGUGGAGGAAACUUUUAUGUACUUUUGUGAACAAAUAGCAGGUUGGCUCAGAAGAAAUAAUUGUCAGACUUCAAGUGGUGGUGUCCAACUUCUUUCUCCUGGUCUUUCCUGUGGAAGUCAUGCAUAUGGCACUUAUAAGUGAUCCAAUUUAGGAGCUAAACUCUACACAUUUCUGCAGGUCUAACUUCUUCCAACGAUAUUCCACUGUCAUUGUGAUGCCACCAUAAACCUUGUCUUAUGACAUUGCAUUUAUGGGUACAUGUUGACUCAUGAGGUAUACUCAGUAACAGACCAGAUCUCAAGAAGAGAGGCUAUUUUAAUUUUUCUUAUUUGCAGAUAUGCUCCUGGUGUCGACAAAUCCCUACGACUUCCACUUCUGCUCACAAGGUGUAGUUACUGUGGACAAUCUGGAUGAUGGGGAAGAGCUGCUGGCAACUGAUGUAAGAUAUGAUUCAUUUUGAUUAAAGAUUGCAAAAUCUUGCUAGCCAUAAUCUGUUGCAGACGUUGCUGUGGUUAGAUAUUUCUUUUGUUCUCACUGAAACUGUGGCAGCAGAUUUGAAGCACUGCACACCCAGCCCAUGGGAAAUGUGCUGUAGCAUAGAGUAGCUGAGCACAACUGUGCUACCAAGUCAGGGCAUCUGGUGCAUUUCAGUAUUUAGGAUGCUCUUAGCAUAGGGUCCCCUUUAGCCAAACCUCUCUUCUUGCUUUAAGUCUUUCAGAGUAGGAAGAGUGGGGAAAUGCAGACAUAGCCUUAGGGCUAUGGUUUCCAUUACACUUUGUAGGUUUCCAUUAGGUCUUGAGUACAUAGGAAAAUAAUUCUUAUCUCUAUAUGUACAGAUAUUAUAAAAAGCAACACUAAAUCUGUGUAUCAGCAUUAAUAAUUCUUUCAAACUUGGCAGAGACAGUAGGUGGGAUCCAAAAUUUUUGUUCCACAAGGGAUUUCCAUUGAACAUUUGAUACAACGUGAUGGUCAUAUCAUAGAAUCAUAGAGAGCAGCACUAAGAAAAACACACCAGGUAUAAGAAGUCCAUUUUGAUGUAGGACAGUGGUGGGUAAUCUCCAGGUCACAGGCCGAAUGUGGCCCUUGGGACUCUUCGCAGACUAUGCCUCUGAGUAGGCCAUACUCUGCAGCCUCCUCAAGUGUCUGGGCUGUGAUAAUGCCUCUUGCUUGCCCUCAUAGAGGAAGGAGAGACAUGUGGCUGGAAUGUAGCCUAUUGUACAAAGUUAAGAAUCAAAUCUCUGAUCCCACUCACUUUGCUAUCUCUUAUCUUGCCCACAACUGGCAUGGAGGCCCCAGAAGGUGGGCCUUCAGCAUGGGCUGAAGGUUCCCCCUCUUGAUGUAGAUAUCUAUGUAGAGAUCAACUAUUUUGCUCAUUGCAAUCUCUGUAGUCAACCUCAAGUAACCUUUUGAGAGUUCCCAUCAAAUGUGAAUGGUGCUUCUCUGAGGUACUCUUGGUGACUGUUCCCGAGCUGUAAAAUUUCAUUCCUCUGGGAUUCACAAGAUAUUGACAUCAUUAUGUGCACAUAGCCCAUAAUGGAUUUUUAAUGCUAUCCUAUAAUGCGUUUUUAAUGCUAUUCCCUACACUUUUGAUGUUCUCAAGUACUUUGUAAUGCAUUCACAUUGCACAUAAUGCAUAUUUUUGGUAUGGAGAACAUAGCAAUCCAGAAUAUUCCCAAUAAGUUUCCCCUAAUAUUGGUAUUAAACCAUCCAUCCUUUUAUAGUGUAUUUAGGGAUUGGAAAGGGGAGGUAUCUUACUGGCUAAGGUACUUCUGUAUUAACACCCCUCAUCUGAACAAUGGGAACAACAAUUUGAGAGAAAGAUAAGCCAAUGCAAAAGUCACUUGCUUAGUAUCUAUCAGAUAAAUUAUGUUGUUUCCAACAGACCAAGUGAGCAGCAAGCAACCAGAGGACUCAGGCAUUUUGAGAAUGUAGUUUUGGAUACGGUAAAUGAUCAGAGGGUCCUGGUUUCUGCAUAUGUUAAAGGGAAUACAUUAGAAUAGCCCACAUGUGGUAUUAUACCUCAGUGAAACUGACACACAUGCAGGGCACAAUGUUUCCAGACCAUUGGCAGGAUUGUGGACAAGACUGAGAGUGGCAACAGAUAGUGAGAUUUUGGGUACUCAAUGAGAGUAAUAUAAUAACUACGCAGAUUUUUUUUGGAGGGGGAGAGAGAGAACGUAGUAUUUAAGGGCUUGAUUAGAUUCAUUUUAGCUGCUGAAAGAUUUGUGAUAAUGGAACUGUGGAAAGAGCAAUAGGACUUUCACGGUACAUCUCGGUUACAGUAAAUCUUGGGAAAUUACCGUUGCAGAAAAGUUUAUAUAUCAAAUCCAUUUCAUCAAGUAACAAACAAAACAAAGCACUUUUUUUUUUUAACAGAAAGGAGUAGCUUUUUUUAAUGCUAAUAAGAUUGACAGUACAUGGCAAUAUAUAGUGAUUUAGGAAAAAACAAUCAAUGAUUUAAGUUUGUGGGGAAUUCUCAUCGGUGGAAUACAGAAGAAGACGCAUUGUUAUAUUUGUCAUUCAGGGUGAAUUAAAGCAUUACAAACAAUAUUCUUUAUCCCCCCAUAUUUUAAUUGAUUUUCCAAUAAUAUAUAUUAAAUGGACACAAUUAAAUCCACACAGUGAGAAAGGUUCCACCCUCCUCUUGCCAGAAGUGAGUGUUCUUGUUCAUAUUAUAUUGUAUGCUCUUCAAUCAUAUUUACUUACUGUCUAUUUUUGUCAAUCCUUCAAGCAGGGAUCUUCUAUAUCAUAUGAUCACCAUCAUCUCCAUCAAUCAAAGGAGACAACUCAUACACAAACAUAGUUCUAACAAGGAGGAAGCAGCCAGGAAGUCCAGUUCUGUGCUGAUGGCAGCCAACAUAGUGUUCUCCAUUCCACAUGUGUAAAAAAAUGGCCACUAAUUGGCAGAGAAAGUAUCUGGUUUCUUUUCUCCCCUCUAUACUGCUACAUCAUGGGUUAUUUUCUCCUGAAGGAGCUAUUCAUACAUUGCUAAACCAUAAAUCUAGCCCUAUAGACCUUGUAAAUUUCACUAAGUUUGGACUAUAAAGAUUCUCACUACUAACGUUCUGAACAGACCUGUUGUAUUAAUAUAUUUAUUCGUCUCCUCAAAAAGAGAAAGCAGAGACAAGUGAAACAACAAUGUUUAUGAUGCCUUAAGUCUCCCUGAUUGAUGAAUAUGAUAGCAGUGAUUGUCUUCUUCUGUAUUAGUCCCAUAGCAAAAAAGAAUAUUGUUCCAGGUCUGGGGCAACAGAGUUUGGGGGUGCAAGGGCACCCAUAAAUGCUAGAGUUAGUGAAUGCUAGAAAUUAAUAAAUGGUAGAAUUUAGAUAAUGUUUGGAGUAUUGAAGGAAAGGUGCCAGGCCAAGGCCUCACUUAAGAUAGAAGUUAUUAAGAAUGGCAAAAGGUGCUGGAAGUGAGUCAUUAACCCAUCAAUAAAAACCAUCAACAGGGCAAGAGAUUUUCUGACAAGGACCUAGUGGGAAGCUCCCAUGGUUACCAUGGGUGUAUGAUUUCAGCUUCCAUGACAUAGGAAAACAGGGAAGGUGGGGCUGUGCCCACGAAAAAAAUAGCUGUUUAAAAUGAGACGGGGUUUUUUUCCUAGCAAGGGUCUUUGAGCAGGAGAAGGGUGGAGCCAGAACUCCAGGCAGAAGCCAUGCAGGGCAGAACCAUCUUGGCAGGCUGGGACAGAGACUCCAAUGCUGUGCUGCUGUGGGAAGCAAGUCCCUCUUGUGAUGUAAUGCUCUGAACUCUCUCCAAAGUAGACCCAGGUGUAAAUAUGGGUACAAUAAACCAUAUUUCUUCAAGACUGUGCCUUGAUUUCCCAAUGGAAACAAAACCCUGGCUGAGCUCCUGGAACCCCUGGAACCUCAAGCAGCCGCUCGGCGGAGAUUGGGUUGGCGUGUAGCGCUAUUAUGUUCAGCUGUCAUGCCAUUGCAGUUGUUGGGCUAUUUUUUUGGUUGGUGGUUUUAUUUGCUUACCUUAAAAAUGAAAAAUCUCUCUCUUUCUCUCUCUCUUCAGUAGAUUAUUAGUGGUAGGAACUAUUCUCUGUUUUUGAGGAAUAGGGCAGAUUCAAAAUAAAUAGCAGAGGCUUCUUGUUCCUCUAGUUUAUUUUUUGAAAGAUCAAUACCAGAACAAGCACAAAUAUCAGCCGUGCCGCGAAAGAGCUCUAGAAAAUAAAGCUGCAUGUUGUUUCACAGGCAAGUGACAAAACGUCCUGUUCUUUUUACUUUCCACAGCAAGCCAUGGAUAUUUUGGGCUUUGUGGCGGAGGAAAAGUAUGGUGCCUACAAGCUCACUGGUGCCAUUAUGCACUUUGGAAACAUGAAAUUUAAACAGAGACCCAGGGAGGAGCAGGCAGAAGCUGAUGGCACUGAAAGUAAGCUCUUCCGUAUCUGCCUAUUCACAAUGUUCCAUGCCCUGUGUUGAGCUGUGAGGCUGCAAGGCAAGGUCUGUUUUAAGUGACUGCAGGGAUGUUCACAAGUUACAUUCAAUGAGUGCACAAUCUGUGUACACAAAUAGUUGAGCUGUGCACAUGUACAGUUAUUCACAAGUCAUGUUCAGCAAGUGUACAGACUGUCCACACAAUAGUUAAGCUAUACAUCAAGGGUACAAUCUUUCACACAAACACUUGUACAUUUGUAGGGCCAGCUUAUACCUGUGCUCAUUGAAACAUGUGAAUAAGACGUGGGACUCAAAAAUAGGCAGAUGAGUGACCAUGGGACUGGCGGACCUUAGCCCCACCCACGGGCCCGCGAAGGGGUGGAGUCCCCUUCCGUGGCGAAGCACAGCCAUGCCGGCCCCUGACAUUUGCAAAUACACCCAGUACUUAAAUCUCGGACAUUGAUAUAAUUGGUAGAAGGAAAUUGACUAAUUUUUUGAAAACGGGAAUAACAGUCAUAGAUGAUCAAGCAGCAUAAACGUGUUUACUAUCAUUAAUUGUUGAACCAGCAGAUGACUGUUAACGCAGAGAAACCGUCUUGCCCUGGGUGUCAGGACUGACGUUCUUCAGAUAAAAACAUAGGUUCCUGUUCUUUCGCAUUUAAACAAUAUUACAAUAUCUGAAACUUGUUGCAGAUCUGCCUUAAAAAAGAACAAAGUUCCCCUAGGGAAACAGUUUAAUUCUGAAUGGACACAGCUGUACAGAUUAACGGAAUAGCCUUUGACCUGCAGAAAUGUAUCAGAAGUCGCACAGGCCUACUGGAGCAGCUAUGACUUGAGACUGAUGAUCAGAAAUUGAGAUAACCCACAUCAAACAGGACAGACAGAUGGAUGCUGAACAGAUGGAGGCCCAGCGAACAUGAGUCUGAUUGACAAUGAAUAAAGCCAGAUUGGAGUUGGUUGGUUUGGAUGGGGGGUGGAGCCCCAUGCAAUUUUGACUUUCAUCUGGCAAUGCGGAUGUUUGGGUAUUGAGGACUGAACAUUUUUACAUGGUUUAGACUAGAAGGGCUGUUGUAGGGUCAAAUUGUUGGUUGAAAGCAGAGAGUACAAAUAAGACGGAAGGAGAAGGACAGGGCUCGGACUAGAUAAGGUUAAUCGGAUUUGAGAAGGACUGAAAACCGACCAGAGAAGCGUUGGGAUUAGUUUUAAAAAUUGAAAAUUAUUUGGCUUUUAAAAAUAAUAUAUGUUAUAGCUGUUUUAUUUUAAUAGUAAUAGAAAUGAUUAUAAAGACAGAAUAUUAUGAAAAAUGGAAAGGAUUUGCUGCGACAAUUAAUAACUAGGAUACAAAAAAAGGGAGGGGUGAGGAGGUCAAAGAAAGAAGGUAAUGACAAUUAAGGAUUUGAGAAUAUUGGAUUUGUUUUUAAAUGUUUGUGGCACAUUUUUGUCUUUUGAUCGUCAUGUGUUAUUUUUUUAUUCUGAUUUUUAUUAAUUUGUAUUGCUUGAUUGUGGCUUGUUUUUCCUUUGUUUUUCCUUUUUCUUUUUUGUUUCUUUUUUGUAACUCUAAAAAUUCUUAAUAAAUAUCAUUUAAAAAAAAAAGAAACAUGUGAAUAACCCUUGUUAUUGCUGUAUGAUCUGUAUUCAGAUCAUACAUAAUCUUCAAGUUUUAUUCCUCUCACUUCUGCGAUUGUCAUUUCCAUGUGAUUGGAACAUACAUAUCAUGACACUUCUGUGUAUUCCAUGAUGUUGAUAUUACUCUCCUGGGGGGAAAUAAAUGUCAAAACACAGCAAGAGCAGCAGCUAGACUUUCAGACUCAGGUACUUGGGGUUAGAGAAACACAGUUAAUUCAGGAAGAAUCUAUGAUGUAGAGGUCUGCAGUCUUUUAAAUAUAUUAAAUUCUAGUACAGGGUAGGUGUUAGCUAGGAUUUAUAUAGCCAAUUUGAUUUUCAUGCUCCAUUGUUGCUGUUUAAAAAAUGCUAGAGUCUAUCCCAGUAAAUGAGUGAUCUGUAAAUCUAAACCAGUCCUAUCCUGUUUCAAUGAACUUGUUGAAAUAUUGUAACUCUCUAUCAGGUGCUGACAAAGCUGCUUACCUGAUGGGAGUUAAUUCCUCUGAUAUGCUUAAGGGUUUGGUGCAUCCUAGAGUGAAAGUUGGAAAUGAGUAUGUCACCAAAGGCCAAAGUGUGGAACAGGUAAGGAGGUGUUUAAACUACAUGAGCCAGCAUGAUACCAAACCCAUAUUAUGGGAUGGAGAACCAUCAUUCUUUUGAGGACUGCAGUUCCCUUGGGAGCAGUCUGUCUGGGACUGCAUGCCACUGGGGGCGGGGGCUGAAGCCAGCAGUGGAGCUAAAAGUGGGUGGGGGACUCUUUUGAGCUUCAAUUUAUUAUUUGUAUUGUCUGACCCUUUCCAACAAAUACUGUACAUUGAGCUCAGAUUGGCUCACAAUAAUAACAAAGUGUUAGAAGUUAGCAAACAACAUUUCCAGUCUAUGAAAAAACAAAACAGCAUAUAAGUGAAGCAAAAACAAACUCAAAGAACAAUUAAUGCAAGAACUAUUUGGAUACAAGCCAUUGUCUUUCUUCAGUACACAUUUCCUUACCACAUUUCCUCAGAAAUAAGUGCUACUGAUUUUGAUACAAGUUAGUUGGGCUUAAUGUAGAAAAUUUUAAAACCUCCCACAACAAUAUCAUGAAACAAGGAAGUACGUAGCUGGAUUUUCAUAAAACAAAACUGUAAAUCCAGCUUCAAAGAUUCCAAAGCUAUAUUGAAAUCCAUCUUGCAUGCAGCUGUGUGAGCAUAUUUAUGCCGAGUUGAAACUGCAAAACCUAUGGCUUUGGGCAAUUAUUAAAGCACACAUUACCACACUGAAGUCCUUGCCAUUGGACAAAGCAGUAAACUAUGCAAAUGCAAAAGGAACUAGAUAAAUUGCCGUUGAGCCAAUAAAUAUGUUGCUUGGUGAUGAAAAAAUAUAAUUCCUCUUGCAGAUUUCAUAUGUAGCUAUAUUUAUUCCUGUUUUAUAAGUCAGGGACUAAGGGUGAGAAAUGAUUUGCUUUAUCAAGGUUGCAUAGUUGGAUCAAGUAUCCCAGGUCCAACACCCUCUAUAUUGAGCUACACUGAUCUAUGUUUUAGGUCAAUAAUUGUAUGCUAGGUUUCAACCCAGAAUGUCAAUAGAUCUGAACCUGGCAUGUAGGAUGCUCAGAGGGAGUAUCUUCCACAGAUUUGAUCACAAGGAUUAUUAUGGUAUUGUGUGAUUGUUCUACCUCUCUUCUGCAGGUUUCCUAUUCUGUUGGGGCCUUAUCCAAAGCAGUGUAUGAUAGGAUGUUCAAGUGGCUCGUUACUCGCAUCAAUAAGACCUUGGACACCAAGUUGCCAAGACAGUUCUUCAUCGGGGUGUUGGACAUUGCUGGCUUUGAAAUCUUUGAUGUGAGUAAUUGCCUCCCAAAAUUUUCAUGAUAGCAACAAAUUGAUUUAAAGUAAUUAUGUUUAGGGAAGCUUUUAAUGUUUGAUGGAUCACUGUAUUUUAAUAUUUUGUUGGAAGCCGCCCAGAGUGGCUGGGGAAGCCCAGCCAGAUGGGCGGGGUAUAUAUAAUAAAUUAUUAUUAUAAAUUAUUAUUAUGUCUCUUAGCUAGAAGAUAACAUUUGCUGAACGAAUCAGUUAUCAGUGUUGUAUUAGCAGGAAUGUCACCUCAGAUGUUGCUUGACUCCCAUCAUUCCUGACCACUGGCCAUGUUGGGUGGGGCUGAUGGGGGUUAGAGUCCAACAUCUGGAGGGUCACAGAUUACACACCCAUGUUGUACAGCUUGCUGAGUUUAUCAGGAGCAAUGAGAACUAGUCAGUAAUGUAUAGGUGUAGUUUAUUUAUCAUUGAUAAGAGCAUGAGGAACAUACUCCCAAACCCAUCUUGGAAAGCAAGGAACUGUAACUAGUAUUACAAUUUUGAUCUUUUGGUGAUGGUAAGAAAUAAGCAGUAGUCAAGUUCUCAUAUGAAACUUGCAAACUUAUACUUGCAACAGGCUUACCAGUGUUCAGCUGACCUACUUUAUUUGAUCCACCCAAGGGCAGUAGAAAUGCACAUACACACACAAAGGCAGAGAAGAUGCACAUAAAUGUUUAACCAUAAAAAUUAGAAGGGUCAAUAAAUUGUAGAUAGUAUUUAUAUAACUUAGCACCAUCCACUGCAAGGAAAAUGCCAUAGUUUGCACAAAUUUACUUCUCAUGUUCUUAGCAAACAGCCCCGACAUUUGCAGGACUUCAAUUCUUCUGUUGCUGGAAAGUGGAAAAUAUUUGCCUUUUGACAGAUACCUUUCAUAAUGAGUCUACUUCAGCCUCAAUCCAGGAAAUGUUGGUUAGGCUUUGACUUCAGUUCUGCUCAAAGUUUCAUCUAACAGCAGUUCCAAUGGGACUUAGGCACAAGGGGAACUUCUCUGAAUCAGGGCUUCAAAAAAAAUGCCUGGCAUAUUAUGCCUGGCACACUUUGGGAAUUCAGUGGCGCUCUUCUAUCCAUAUCUGAAAAUUAAGCAGUUGUGUUCUGCACAUUAGCACUGAAGUUAGUCUUAAAGGAAUUCAGAUCAUAUACUAACAGACUUUACAUAUAUUUGCCUUCGUUCUUGUUCCUCUGUAAAUUUAAUUUUAUGUCUUUCCUCCCCCUCAUAGUUUAACAGCUUUGAGCAGCUUUGCAUCAAUUAUACAAAUGAAAAACUGCAACAGUUUUUCAAUCACCACAUGUUUGUCUUGGAGCAAGAAGAGUACAAAAAGGAAGGCAUCGAUUGGGUGUUCAUUGACUUUGGAUUGGAUUUGCAAGCCUGCAUUGAUCUCAUUGAAAAGGUAUGGAAAACAACAUUGGGGUUUCUGUUUGAUAGCAGGAAAGGCUUACCAUAAAGACAAUGAGAUUAGGGUAGAUUUAGGGGAGCGCGACUGGUUUGGUCACACUGGGAGUGGAGACUUGGGGAUGCCACAGGCGUCACCACAACUAUGAUGUAGAACAGAAGGCAAGAUGUGAGGGGGGCGAAUUUUGGCAUUGCACAGGGCACCGCUGAAAUUUGACACCCCAAGGUCUACCAGUGAUGUGAUGUAGUGACUAGCGUGUCUGACUAGGUCCUGAACUAGGUUAUGUCUUUGUGCAGCUGUAAAAUUUACUGCUUGACCCACGGGCCAGUCGUUGCCUCUGGGCAUAACCUACCUGACAAGCUAGUUUUGACCAUAAAAUUGAGGAAGAUAACCAUCUAUUCCAGCUUGAGUUCUCUGAAGGAAAGAAGGAAUACAAACAUACUUUUGAAGAUUGAUUUCUUCUACUAGCACCAUGACAAGCCUAAACAACAGCAAUAUACCUGGUACCUUUUGAUUCUUGAUGUUUCCACUGGAGAUACAGAUAUACCUAUAUUUAUUCAUUUUUCCGUAGUUGCCCAUGCUCAGAGAUGUAGCAGUCACAUUCAAAACAAAUAAAUCUUCUUGACCAGUUUUUUCCAUUAGUUAGGAGAGACCAUUAAACAACUUUUGCCCCACCAAGGCAAAUGUUGCCUAAUAAUGCAAGAACUGCAGAAAAAGACUGGGAUGGGUGUCAGUAACUUGGCAAGCCACGAGACACAGCUGGUGGUAUGUGUUCAUUAUGCUGUGUAGUAAGUUAUAUAGACCUCAGCUAUUAUAACGCUGGGUUGUUUUCUGACUGAUUUAUUGAGAAAAGUAAGUCAAUCCAAGCCUUUUUGAAAACCAAAGCAUCAAUAUUGUGUCAGCAAUCUGUAUAAAAUAUAAUAUUUUCACACUGUGUCGUCAAGUCUGAUAGCAGUCUGAAAGAGUAAUAUGUUAACAGCUAUUGGGAGCGGGGAGAUUCUGCAGAUGCAGUAUUCAUUCAUGCUAACCUAAAUGACAUCCUUGGAAAAAAAACCCCUAACAUUUAUCUCCCUAUUGCCGUGCGUAGCCCUUGGGGAUCUUGUCUAUCCUAGAAGAAGAAUGCAUGUUCCCGAAGGCUACAGAUAUGACCUUCAAAGCCAAGCUGUACGACAAUCAUCUGGGCAAGUCACCCAAUCUGCAGAAACCCAGGCCUGACAAAAAGCGGAAAUAUGAAGCUCAUUUUGAACUCCUGCACUAUGCUGGAGCGGUAAGUUUUUGGCAUUUGCAGAUGGGGACAAUGGCAUUAACCUCAAAGCAUGAAGCCCUGUUGGAAUGAAUGUGUCAGAUGCUGCUGGUGGUUGCUCGCGAGUAACCAGGCAGGACUCCGACCUGUCUUUUACAGGUUUUAUUGUGCAAACUAUUUACAGUGCAGAUCUACAAAGUUCAUGCCCAUCUUAGUCACUUGCAGAAUCCGGGAGUGGCCCCUUCCGGCUUCUCCCCCAACAUAAGAACUUCGGCACCCCAAGCCUCCUCCCUCCCUUGCGUUUCACCCCUCUGCGCAAGCUGGGCUACGGAAGAGGCGUGCGUCCCUCCUGGCCAGCUUGGUGAGGUGAGGCGCUGGGUGCUCCUCAGGAGUUUCAGAGGCUCUCUGUAUCCCAACGGCCCCCCUGCCUCCCUCCCCUGUUCCGAUGGCAGUCCCCUGACAGAAUGGAGUCAUGGGCCAAAGUGGUUGCAAUGGCACGAGAGGAAUGCCACGCUUUGAGUUUUGAAAAGUUAACUUGAGGCUGAAGUCAGUUGAGCUUCUGAGUGUGCUGGAAGCAGUUUGAAAUUAUCUGCUCUUGAAACAUAUGCCUUAGAAUUCAACCACAGAGUCCCUGUCUUCAUCUCUAGGCAUUAUUAUUAUUAUUGUCUCUACAAAGAAAGACUGAAACUCAGUGGUAGAGCACAUGCUCUGUAUGCAAAAGGUUUAAUUCAUGUCGUCCCCAGGUGGGGCUAGGAAAGACCCCAAUCUGCAACCCUAGAAUCAGGAGUGAUGGGAGUUGCAAUCCAAGAACAUCUGUCACCAUCUUAGCUAGCCGUGGUGUGGACAAAUGGAUUAGUAGUCUGACUCAGUAGAAGGCAGUUUCCCAUGUUCCUAAGGGAUAGGAGGAACCGAAAGACUGGGGGGGAUGCAUAGAAGAAAGAUGUGGUGAUUAUUUAGGAAAAUGGAGAUCUGAUAUUAAGAUGAAUAUAUUACUGGGAAGACUCCUGAAGUGACCCAUAAAAUCCCCCUUAAUUACCUCCCUUCUUUCAGAUGUCAUUUGGAAACUAUAUUGUGCAGACAGACCUUUGCAAUAUGAAUGUUCUCUUUUCAAACCAACCAGUAUUUACUGUUUUUUUUAAUUAUGUUUUUAUGUCUGCUUUUUGUUGAUUUUAUUCUUAAAUGUUGCAUUUCCCUUCCAUUUUUUUAAUGAAAGUGCAGUUUAUAAAUACAUAAAUAGAUAAACCAGAAUUUUAAAUGGUUGUAAGGUAAAAGCAAAAGGCAUUAGACUUGAUUAUUUAAUCUGUUUUAUUGUUUUGCUUCCAUUUUGUCUGUCUAUCAUCUCUCUCCCUCUCUCUCUCUCUCUCUCUCUCUCUCACACACACACACACACACACACACACUAGGUGCCCUAUAACAUUAUGGGUUGGCUUGAGAAAAACAAAGACCCACUCAAUGAAACUGUAGUGAGCACUUUUCAAAAAUCUUCCAACAAACUUCUGGCAAGCCUAUUUGAAAAUUAUGUCAGUGCUGACAGCGGUAAGUCGAAUGACCAUUUCCCUUUAAUUCCUAGAUCAAAGCUUAGCAGAAAUGUUGAGUAAAUAUACCAUCUCAUGAGAUCUGAAGGUCUUGCUGCCUUAAAUGUACUUUUUUCCAUUACAUCUCUGUGGGAUGACUAUUUCUACUGAUUCAAACAGUUGGUGCAUCACUCAGCUUUCUUUCUGGCUCAGAUGUUGGUACAUCACUCAGCUGCAGCCAUAGGCACUAUGAGUUACAUUUUGACGGUGCACCCAUAAAAUGCUUUAUAGGUACAUCUUUAAAUGCUAGACAGUUAGGAAUGUCUUUAACACUCCUGAUGAAUACACCAUUGGUGGGAAUGAUACUGUGUAAUGAGUGAAAUAACCUCUGCAAAGAACAGAUUGGAGUACUGUGGGAGGUCAGAACCAUGAAAAUACUGGAAGUAGCAAAUGUAUAUUACAGACAUGCCCCCACUUAUGUGAGAUUGACACAUGUGUGACCGCAUAUAUGCAUGGCGCUGGGAAAUAAAUAAAUAGAUAUAUUCAAUCCAGGAAAUGGCGGGAGAGUUAGAGAGUCCUUGUGGCUCAUGAGGACACCCUCCCCAGAGCCCAAAGAGGUCUUCAGAGAGGGUGGAGGAAGCCCCACAGAGACUGCAGGCACAGUGGGGCUUUGUUUAGGCUGCUGAGUCUCCCCACCUAGCAGAUGAUGCGUGCGGUAGCCACCUCUUUUUCGCAUCCUCCAGCCUCUAGGCAUCCCCAGAGCUUCAACUCUAGUUGAAGAGAGUUGUGCUGAGAGGCAGAGAGAGCUGGAGGGCAGAAAAAAAUGGGCUUUUUUGACAGCUCCCUACUUACAUUAUUUUCACUUAUGUGUGCGGGCCCUGGAACAUAAUGUAAAUGGGGAGACACUUGUACUACGCACAAAUAGUAUGCAUUUUCCAAUACAUUGGAAUUAUAUAUCCUAGUUGGGGUCAUGUCAUUUUUCAGUCACGGCCUACUUGGGCAUGAAUGCUCCUGUGCUCAUCAACAUGGACACAAGGAUGUACCAAUUAACCUCUUCCGCUAGUCCUGAAGUGUGAAAAGCAUGACCAUUUGUAACAACAGACUCUUUCUGCCCACAGCUGUGCACAUGAAGGCUUCUAGGCUUCUGCACCAUUGGGAGUCCAUGUUUCGAGGAAACCUUCAUACGUAGUGCUGUACGUGUGAAGGCUCCACUGCCACAGGUGGUUGUGCUCUUUGCGCAAAGGCUAGAGGAUGAGGCUGCUUGAAAGGUCACCACUCCCACAAAGAUGAAGAUAAGAGCCUGAAUGCCUGCACACGGCUUCUGUAGGGGUUUGAGUGGGCACAUAGUGAACUGGUUGUGUGAAUCAGCAGCCUUGAGCGCAAGUUACUGCCUUGAGCACAAGUAAUGUGUGAGCUCAUUGCACCUCAGCCCAGCAGUUGAUGCUUAUAAUGGAUGCUAUGGAAGAAUAGUUAUAUGGAUUGGAAAGAAGGGGCAGUAUCCAGCUAAACCCUCCAGAACAUCUUUAAGGGGCACAUGGGCAGAAGAGAGGGAGAGGAAGCUUUGUUGUGUAACAAGGUGGUUGCACUAGGGGAAUUGUUUACUUGGCUGUCACCCAAAGUUUAAAAAGGAAUAGUAUGAAUUGUUUCUUUGUAGAUAUCGGCUAUGUUGUGUCACUUAUUGGAAUAUAAAGCAUUUUUUAAAAUUGCGACACCCCACCUAUCUUUUAUAGUAUAAAGUAAAGUAAAUGCAGCUUCAGGAAAUAAAAAAUAUUGUGCACCUGAUAAUUAAAGAAAAUGGUGGUUCUCAAUAUCAAAUCUCUUAGUUUUGAGGGUUCUGCUCCACUGAGCAGAAAUAAUUCUUAAAUAACCGCAUUUGCAACUGUCCUCUUUGGGCACCGCAGCAAUUUGCAGGUUUCCAUAAAAUGAUGUUAAAUAAGUAGGAGUGUGACUCAUUACAGAGAUUUAGCUGUUAUAUCCUACAGCCACAAUCAAUUUACAGAAUAUUUAUUAAGAACCUCAUGUGAGUAGAUGUAGUUGUCAUGAAUCAUAAGAGGGUGUCUGGAAGACGCAGCCAGAAUGCAGGCUCCAUAACGCAAAUUGGAGAAGGAGCUGAGCCAAAAUAACACAACCUGCCACUUGCACAUCAUUGCAGGUAACUAGGAAUCGUCAUCUUGCCUGUCGGGAUUUUUUGUUUUUUUAAAUCUGCCACGGAAUGUUAUUCCUGGGACUUGUUAUGCGGUUUUCACACUAUGUCUGCCAAAGGGCAUGGCCGUCUUAGUAGUAACAUGAAACACAUGGCACAACUCAGGUCUUUUUUACACGGACGCUUGCUAUCAGGAGAAGCUUCCUAAUGCCGAGAGCUGUUCUGUAUCAGAACCAACACAUCUGGAGCUGGUGAGGUCUCCUUCCCUGCUGGCUUCAGCAGAGGCUGGACGGCCAUCUGCCAGGGAUUCUCUAGUCGCAUCCUGCAUUGUUGGCCCUACAUGGAUCAGGGGACUGGACUAAAUGACCCUCAAGAUCUCAUCCAGUUCUGAAAUGUUAUGCUGUAGAAAAUAGCAGGUGCACUCUCAGAUUCUUUGCAGGUCUUCAGAACUGACUCCAGUUAGUCCCAUGUGCAGUAUACCUUCAAAGCGGUGUCAUACCACUUUAAACAAUCAUGGUUUCCCCCCCAAAGACUCCUGGGAACUGUAGUUUGUUAAGGGUGCUGAGAGUUGUUAGGAGACCCUUAUUCCCUCACACAGAACUGCAGUUCCCCAAGUGGUGUGACUGUCGAUCCCUCUUCCUCUGGAACUCAGGGAACUCUAGGAAUUGUAGCUCUGUGAGGGUGCAUAUGAGGCAACAUCACACUAACCCGACAAGAGUGUUUGGAGCAUGAUCAGGGUAUGCUUAGAGGAUGAUCAGAGGACACUUUACACCACAACACCAUAAUGUUCUUGAUGUUAUCUGUAACCCACACAUGGUGUUAAGCAGCAGAAUAUAUGGCUGAUUUAUUAAAACUGCCUUUCCUUUCUAAAAUGUUCCUUUGGACACUUUUCCUAUGACAUAAUAUUUAACUUAUAACCAAAGCAAAUGCCUCAUGGAAAGUCCCCUCCAUGAAGUUCCCCUUAUUAAUCAGUUUAGAUGCCUAUAUUGUCCUUGGCCUACAAAGCUUGGGGGCCUUAUGCAAGCAUAUUAGGGAAAGUCAUACAUUGCAGACAAAGCCAGAAAGUCUCUGGGUGGAAUUCAACAUUCCCUGCACGAGGCCUCCUCUGAUAGGGUUUGGUAAGUGAAUCCCUUCCAAUGUAUGUAUCCCAUUCUUAUGAAGAAUACCCAGAAACCUACCGAGUGGCACAGGAACUAGUAUUACUGGACAGUUGUUAAAGCCUCAACACUAUGGAAGGACUCACAGUUGCCUGGAGCCCCUAUUGCUGCUUCUUGCUGCCAUUGUCUCUUGCUCACCUGAGGGCCCAAUUCUCACGGCUGCCUAGAGAAAGGCUUAUAGCUCAGUGGGAGAGCAUCUGCUUUGCAUUCUUAAGGGUUUCAGUUUAAAUUCCUGGAAUUUCCAGAUAGGGCUGAGACUAUCCUAGUCUGAACCCUUAGAGCAGAGCUUUCCAAACUUUUCAUGUUGGUGACACACUUUUUAGACGUGCAUCAUUUCUCGACAGUAAUUCAGUUUUACUAGCAAACCAGAGGUAAACUAACACCUUUCCAGCCCUGAGAGGAGCGUGGGGAGCAUUCACGCGACACACCUACACACUGCAGGCGACACACUAACAUGUCAUGACACACUGUUUGGAAAGCUCUGCCUUAGAGAGCAACAGGUAGCAGUGCUGGAUUUAGGAUGGUGUGGGAGGUUCCUCCAUACAAGGAAGAACACAAGGAACCAAGCCAAGGGGCCACAAGAAAGCUGCAUUGUAGCUUGUAGCAGCUGAAAACAUCACUGGACCCACACUGCUGCAUAUGGCUUUGCGGAAAGCCAUUGAUAAGCAUGCAAACUAUUAAACAUUUAUGCUUCAUGUCAGUGGUGUAAUCAGUAUUUAACUUAGUUGCUCUGUCUUUUUUUUUUUUAAGCACAAGCUGAUAAAGGUGGAGAGAAGAAACGCAAGAAAGGUGCUUCCUUCCAAACAGUGUCAUCCAUGCAUAAAGUAAUUUUUCAUUUCUUUUUUAAAUGUAACCUGUCUGUUGUCUUUGUCAUUUUACACCAACGAGCUGGAAUAUUCCUAACAGAGAACCUAAAAUAUUAGAAACAGGCCUCCAUACAAGACCUGAUUGUCUAGCUUCCUAAGUCAUUAGCUGUACAUUUUAUUGAUUUCCUCUUCUCAUUCAGCACUUGAAACCAGAUGGGUAAACUAUACUCAGCUGUCAUAGCUCAUCAAGGAUGGGGUUCAAUACAACCACCAACGCAUCCAGGAGGACUUCAAAAAAUUACAGGGUUUUAUUACAUAAACUUUAAGGGAAUAGAGUGAACUUGUUAACCUUUAAGGGACCAUAAAAGACAAACGGUGGCAACUCUUGCACUGGCAGCAACUGUCAAAUAUGGCUAGCCCUCUAGAAGUUGUGUCCAAAACUUAGCAGGUGGUUGGCAUGGUUGGAUUUGACAACAUCAAUUGCUUAUUUUGGGAUCAGGAUCAGAAGCUACAGUUUGAUACUGGCACAGUUUAAUAAAGCAUAGUUUAAACUAACCACAAUUUGGUCCUCUUGAGAUGUAACUGAGAACUGUGCUUAAUUUAAACCAAGACCUGGGUGCUUCCUGCCUCCUUCUCAUGACUACAUCAGAUGGGAGGUGAGGAGAAGGAAGUGCACGAGCAAGUUCAUUGACGCAGCUUAAACUAUGGUUUAGUGUGACAUCCAAACCAGAGCAGUGAUUGUGAAGCAAGUGUACUAAGAAGUAACCAGGCACCGGGAAGUUGUGGGCAACAAAGGAACUACAGUAGUCCCAGUGUAUGUACCUGCCUACUGAAUCACUUCUUUAUCCCAUGGAGAUGGGUGGCUUGCUCAUCAGAUGCUUGUUGUUCUGAAAUGUUCCAUGAUUUUGCUUGUUUUAAUCUCCCUUUCCUUUCCAAAGGAAAAUUUAAACAAACUGAUGACUAAUCUGAAGUCCACAGCUCCCCAUUUUGUGCGCUGCAUUAUUCCCAAUGAAACAAAAACUCCAGGUAAAGCAAAUCCAGCAUAAUUUUAUUGGAUUUCUUAGGUCUCACAAUACAAAUCAUCAUCUCUGGUGACAUGUGAUAAAGCCACCCUGAAAUAAAAUCCUUACGUUGGGCUUUCUUUCCAGGUGCUAUGGACCCCUUCCUUGUCCUUCACCAGCUUCGCUGUAACGGUGUCUUAGAAGGAAUUCGUAUUUGCCGCAAGGGAUUUCCAAACAGGGUUAUCUAUGCCGACUUUAAACAAAGGUAUCGUGAAGAUCAGUGGCCUAGCCAAGUUCUUACUUCUUUUGAUCCCCCAAACCCAAUAAGCAACCUUCCUUUUUAAUCCUCUUAAUUCACUUUUGGAUGGCUUCUUUUGUUUACUUGAUUGUUCUUUCCACAGCUGAGCUGAAUCAAAAAUUUUGCACAUGCUGGAAAUUUGGCCGGUGUGUGGAUUUUGGCCCAGAAUUUUAUUUAUUCAUAAAAGUAUUUCUAGACCACCAGUUCAUACUGGGUGUUAUGGAAGUUCAGCUGCCUACCUACUUCAGCUUCAUUUGGGCGAGGGCUCUCUUUUGGCCCAGCGUCUGUUAGCAUGCCUGCCUCAACCCUGUAGCUUGUGAAAUGCAUGCUUUUGAACAUGUACUUAGCAGAUGUCUCUUUGCCUCCAGCCACUGCACACCUGGGAGUUGGGCAGGAGGGUAGAGAAUCUAGACAGGAUUGCGCCUGGUUGCUUCUAUGUUGUAGUGGUUUUUUUAUUUUAAAAAAUCAGUGUUAUCUACCCUAGUUUUGAGGAAACAAUUACCGGUAAAUGUCAACGUUUGUGCCAUUCCUUUUGGAAAAAGGAAGUUGUCAGUGUUUACUGCUGCUGCUGCUGCAGCAGCAGCUAUAUAAAUCUCCAUCUGGAGAGAGAUAAGCUCAUUAUGUUUAGAUUCCGGAAGGAGAAAUGUUUUUAAGUUUGUUUUGUUAAUAGCAGUGCUAUUACAGGGAAUAUUUAUGACCCUUUGUUGCUUUAAAUGCUUUCUAUAACUUAAAGUUACAGGGCAAAGUUUGCUCAAUUGGCUGUUGGGGUGAAGCCUUGGAAGUUCAAAGCUAUCUCCUUUCACCCUAAUCUUCCUUAUUUUACAUUAUUAUCUAGCUAAUGUGUUGGGGGCUGGGUAAAUGAGGAGGGGGGAAACAAAUGACUGCUCUGACAUCACUGGUUAAUUGGGUGCAUUAAUUGAGGAAGGGCCAUAGAUCAGUGGCAGAGCAUAUAUUUUGCAUUCUGAAGGUCCCGUAUUCAGCCCUUGGCAUCUUCAGUUUAAAGGAGUAGGUAGCAACUGCUGAAAAUGGGUAGAAAGGCAGAGAAUCUGGUCUUCUGUCUGACAUACCUCCUGUAUUCCAGUGUAAAGAGAGGCAUAGCAACCUGGUCCAGAGUUUCAUCUGCUUACACAUUUUUUUAAUCUAUUCUUGCCAGGUACCGCAUUCUGAAUCCUUCUGCAAUUCCCGAGGACAAGUUUGUAGACAGCAGGAAAGCUGCUGAAAAAUUGCUUGCCUCUUUAGAUAUUGAUCAUAACCAGUACAAGUUUGGACACACAAAGGUAAAGCAAUGGUUUCAAUCUUUCCUUGAUCUCAGUUAAUCAUCUGAGAGAAUCUGAUGCAAUAACACUGUUGGAGGCCUGGAUGGAUGAAUGGAUGGAUGGAUGAUCACUCGAAGAUCAAUAUACACUAUUCUGUCCCAUCUAUGAAAGAGUGGUGGUUGUGGGGAAGUAGGAAAUGACAUCUGGUUAAAGAGAGGCUAUCAUCCUAUAGCCACUUACCCAAGGAUAAAAAAAACAAACCUCAUUGGGGCUUACUUCUGAGUAGCCUUGUAUAGAAUUGUGCAUUGAUUAAUCACAAGUGUUAAUCAAUCCCAUACACGUUACAUCAGUUAAAAUAACAACAUGACAAUCAGAAGUGGAAAUCAAGAAGAAGGUAGCUCCGUGGCACCUAACACAUUACACCAAAUUGAGGCUCCUUGUGUGUCAUUAUUCAGCUUUAAGCACCCAGGCCAAGGGGCAAGCCAAACAAAUAUUCAACAAGAACAAAGAUCAAUGCAGGUAGAAGGCUAAAUACAGAGACCCCCAUGGUAAUAACUAGGCAGUGUGGAUCCACCCAUUAAAACAACUAGUUAGGUUGGGCCUUCCUAGUCCCCCUGAAUUCAACCCCUGAACAAUAAAAUUGCAGCAGCACUAACAGUCAGCACAGCCAGGCAUGGCAUAUAAAAACAACCUUAAAAGCAAAAAAAUUACCUGGCAAAUGGCCCCUGGAGUAAAACAGUCUUCACUAAGUGACAGAAAACAGCAAGAGAAUGGCACCACUGCCAUUUUCUCGCUUCCGUUCUGUGUUGUAUUUAUGUAAACCACUUAAGAUUUCUGUUGAAAUAUAGAACAGUAUACAAGUUAGUUAAGGAAAUGAAAGAGAGGGGCAAAGGGAAUCUUGUGUGACAAGUGUUCAAAAGCACACAAAGAAGGCUAUCUAGUCCAUGGGUAGGCAAACUAAGGCCCGGGGGCCGGCUCCAGCCCAAUCACCUUCUAAAUCCAGCCGAUGGUUAUUAGUGUGCUUUUACAUGAGUAGAGCGUGUCCUUUUAUUUAAAAUGCAUCUCUGGGUUAUUUGUGGGGCAUAGGAAUUCAUUCUUUUUUCUUCUUUAAAAUAUAGUCUGGCCCCCCACAAGGUCUGAGGGACAGUGGACCGGCCCCCUGCUGAAAAAGUUUGCUGACCCCUGAUCUAGUCACCAUUGCUGCCUUCACAUGCAGCUUGCUUGGCUUAUUGCAAUUAGUGUGCAGAGGACCUGGGCUCAUGCAAGGAAGUUGGUUUGCAAAAGGAACCCCAUUUCAAUAAACCUUAGCCAGAAAUGCUGUUGAUUUUUGUGGGCGAAGUGUUCUAGUUCUGUGCUAGACACUAUAUGGUUGGCCGUAGUGAGAAAUGGGAUGCUGCACCAGGUGGGCCUCUGGCCUGAUCCAGUCAGUGGUGGACUUUGGGCUCUGAAAUUUCAUCAAUGCCCUGUGCAACACUAAAAUUUGGUGCCCCUUGCCUCUCACAUUCUGUUCUAUGGCAAUGUUGUGUGACCCCCUGCAGCCCACACCAGUUUUGCUACCCUAAAUCUGCCUCUGGAUCCAGCAGGUCUCUUCUCAUGCUAAAAUCUCUAGCACUGUUCAUAAAACCGAUGUGAAGAAGUAAGGGAAACACCUUUUCUAGCACUUCAGAUUAAAUGGCCAGAAUAAAUGCACCCCAUAAUGUUGAAUGUCAGAUCAAAUUAUAAAACAGGAAGGAAGUAGAUCAGAAAUACCACCAAUUGUCUACCACCCAAGGAUAUAUAAUUCACAGCUCUGAUUGUACCUGUAAUGCUUCAAUUGCCAUUCAUCAUUACUAAUAGCUAGAUUUUUCAAAGGAAUUGAUGUAAAAGAAUAGAACUAAUUGCCACUUUUAUGAAUAAUAUUUUUUAAAAACCUUGCUAAGGGUGGAGACAUACCCCCUAGCUUUCAAACAUCCAGAUAUGUCUUUAUUCUUUUUCUUUGACUUUUUAAAAAUAUGGCAUGCUUUUUGCAAGGUAGAGUAUUGUAAUAUAGGGUAGAUAUAGGAGAGUCUGUCGCUAUUUUCAGUCGCAUACUGGUAAGUUCAGGAUGCACAAUUAUAGUUGAUUGGGAAGCCUUGUGCAACAAAUCUGCUCCCCCCCCAAAAAAAACCCAACCCCAGACUUUUUGCAAUAAGGAAAAGGGUGGUAUAAUUCGCUGGAAAGAGUGGGAAAACAGUUUGAUGCAACAUCAUCUGAUCUCCUGAUAAACUAAACAGAAUGGAUGCUCAUUAAAUAGCCAGUGCUGUCCAAUCUCUCUGCAAACACAUCAGGAUGAGCGUUCAGUAAACAGGUCAUCUGGAAGCAUUUACAAAAUAACAUGCAUAGAGCUGUAGAAAUUUAUGAUGCAAUCCUUUUUAUAUAUAUAUAAUUUUUAUUAGUUUUUUUAACAUAUCAUUUUCAACAGUAAUUAAACAUACUUUUACAUCUUAUUCAAAUUUUUGACUUCCAUCAAUCCUGUCUGAAAAUUUUCCAGUCUAAUCUCUCAGUAUGCAUUUCUUAUCUUCCCUAUUACAUUUCAAACUCAUAACCAAUAUCUCUAUCUUUUUCUACUUUGUAACACUUUGUAUAUUUCUCAUUACAAAACAUCUUGUAGUCCUACUAGCGUAAUUUGUUGAUUACAGUUGCUCUUGAAAUAAUUCAUAUACUUCUUCCAAUCUUCUGUAAAUCUCUGGUCCCACAGGUUUUGAAUCCUGCCUGUCAUUUUGUCCAAUUCUGCAGAAAUUUAUGAUGCAAUCCUAGUCAUGUCUGCACAGAACUAAGUGCUACAUAUUACCAGGAAAGGGGUCGGUGGGUAGGAUUGGAGCCUUGAGCUGUUUUGAGGAGCAACAAAGCACACAGGACACUAUAAUGUCACUUCACCUUCCCUUGGUACAAGAUUUUACACUAUUCAAAAACCAGCCAGUAUAAAUUGCAUCAUUAGUAAUCUGACCCAGUUAGCACUGUUGUUUUGGAAAUCUAAGAUUGAAUUGGACCAUAUUACACGUCAAGGGUUUGUUGAAUUUGUAAGUCUUAGAUUCAUGGUAUACAUUUCAGGUCUUCUUUAAGGCUGGUCUUCUGGGACAUUUGGAAGAAAUGAGGGAUGAGAGAUUAGCCAAGAUUUUAACACUAAUUCAAGCAAGAGCCCGAGGCAGAUUGAUGCGCAUUGAGUUCCAGAAGAUCGUAGAGCGAAGGUAUUUAUGUAUGGACUGCUUAUGUCAUAGUAAAGGUAAAGGUAAAGGACCCCUGACAGUUAAGUCCAGUCACAAAUGACUCUGGGGUUGCGGUGCUCAUCUCGCUUUACUGGCCAAGGAAGCCGGCGUUUGUCUGCAGACAGUUUUUCUGGGCCAUGUGGCCAGCAUGACUAAGCCGCUUCUGGCAAAACCAGAGCAGUGCACGGAAACACCAUUUACCUUCCCUCCGGAGCGGUACCUAUUUAUCUUCUUGCACUUUGAUAUGCUUUCGAACUGCUAGGUUGGCAGGAGCUGGGACCGAACAACAGGAGCUCACUCCGUCACGGGGAUUUGAACUGCUGACCUUCUGAUCGGCAAGCCCUAGGCUCAGUGGUUUAGACCACAGUGCCACCCGCGUUUCCCAUAGUAGACAGAUAUAUAUUUGGACACAAAAUCAUAAUGUUUUCUGUAAUUGAUAAUGCCUUUCCAAGUUCUUCCUUAAGAUUGGGGAAAAUCCAAGUGAUGAAACAGUAGAAGUUUGCUGGGAAGGGACUAUGUCCUUGUAGCAUAAGCGGUACUUUGAGGAAAACCUCUGACAAGGCUUUUGGAUGUUAUAAUGAUGUGAAGAGAAAAGGAAAUGUGAGUGUUUUAUGCUUCCUGAUUCUUCACAUCUAGAAAUUGAUCUUCUGGCAUAACCCUCAGAAGGGAGAUGGGGAACUGUGGGGGCAGUUUUUGCCUUUCCUUACACGGCGGGAUGAAAAGGAUUUUGCACAGAUGGAGAAGAACAGAAAGCAUUAGACACUUGCCAGUCCUGUUCCAUUUAUCUCCUGUCUUUCUCACCUUGAAGGACAAGGCAACUCAUGAUAUGAUAAAUAUUGAUUAAAGGAGAAUACAGGUAGCUUGCUAACCAACGACAAUUAUCAUUAUUAUGACUGAAGCUGUUUUGCAUCCAGAAGACAAAAUAAGUAACCAUGCAGUCAUUGCUUUCAAAAUGAAAAAAAUGUAGAAAAGAAGCAGACAGUUCCAGCAUGGGCUAGACCAACUACAAAUGAGAACCAUGAAAAUAUUUUCAAAAAUUGUAAGAUUUAGUAAGAUCUCAUCCACAGCAUACAUGUAAUGCACUCUUAUACCACUUUAACAGUCAUGGAGAUUCCAGGGAACUGUAGUUGUUAAGUGUGCUGGAAAUUGUAGCUCUGUGAGUUUGGCACCCUUAACAAGCUACAGUGCUCAGGAUUCUCCAUGACUGCUAAAGUAGUAUAAUAAUAAAAAAUAACAAUAAAAAAUGGUAUUGUGAUGUGGGAAAGUCAAAGGACCAUAGAUAAAUUUGCCCCAUUACAGAGAUCCUAUGAAGCAUGCUCAGGGGAGUGUCUUAUUCUUCUUAAACCAGGGAUGCCCUGCUUGUGAUCCAGUGGAAUAUCCGAGCUUUUAUGGUUGUGAAAAACUGGCCUUGGAUGAAGCUUUUCUUUAAGAUCAAGCCUCUGCUGAAAUCUGCAGAAACUGAAAAAGAAAUGGCCAAUAUGAAAGAAGAGUUCCUGAAAUUGAAGGAGGCCCUGGAAAAAUCUGAAGCCAGGAGGAAGGAGCUUGAAGAAAAGCAAGUAUCUCUGGUGCAGGAGAAGAAUGACCUGCUUCUUCAGCUGCAGGCAGUAAGUGGACCAAAAUUUGUUGUUGGAAUAUAGACCCAUUUGGGGGCAACAGCAUAGGUGACUCAUCAGUUGCAAAGUACGAGCCUCACUUUAAAGCUGAAGAAUCACACUUUUUAAAAAACAACAACGUGGUGAAUACAAUUCAUAUAACAUUUUCUUGCAUGGCACUUGCUAUGAAUCAUAAAGUGGAAUGAAUAGUGAAACAGAGCUCUAAAGACGUAGCCCGAGCAAUUAUUAAUAUGCUGCUCAGUAUCUAGUAAAAAUAGAAUCUACAGGCACUCGUGUUGUUUACAAGAACUGGCUCUGACUGAGAACAGAUUGCCAAACAUUUCCGCAUUUGGGGUGUGUGGGGGGAGGAUGGAACAGAGAAGAUAACUCGAACCUUUCCAGAUAUGCCAAGGGGAAAACAAACACUUUCUGUUUGAUUUGACUCAUUUGCUGGUGGCCCGGGGCAGUGGUCCGCAUGCUGUAGGUGAUGAUGGCUCCAGUAGAAAGCAAGAGAGGGGUUGCCAACAGGUAACCUCAGACUGAAUCUUAAAUAGAAAUAUUACACAGUUUGGGAGGUUAGCUCUGCCCCAGGUUAUUACAAAUUUAUUUGGAAUGCCUUGUAGCAAGGAAUUCAUAGAUGAAAUGAAUAAAUAAUGGAAGCUUUUUUAGUUCAAAGGGGCUUGCCUGUUUGUGGUUCUGCUAGGUCUUCUGGGCUGGAGGCAUCAGAGUCAUAGGAUGACAAAAGGUCCUCUUCAGGUCUGACUGGUGUUGACAGAAUGGACUCCUCCUCUGCUGGAACUUCCAGGGCAGUGGGGACUUCCAAGGUUGGCUCAGAGGGCAAUUUCCCUCCAAGGACCCUUUGUUCCCCAAUGAGGUGUCAAAUCAGAAGGUUAUAACAAGUAGGCAGAAUAUCACCCCAUAAUGUUAACAGCAGCAGCACCAGCAGCACCAUACAGAAUUCACUAGGGAUAAAUAAAGUGUUGCACGCCUCUCAAAUCUCCAAGCAAUGCAAGAUUCCAGGGGUUCUGUGUGAUGAGGGACAGUGGAGACUGUGGUGUUUUAUGAUAUAUGGUUUCUUUACACAGCAUUAACUUACAACAUCAACACCCCAUAGCUUUCCCCCUAGCCACAGCCUUGAAUUCAAGCUUGCUUCUAGUCCAGCUCUCACACACAACUCUGACUCUUGUGCUUCUCACUACCAGCCAGGUGAGGGAGGGGGCCCCACUCAUUUGCCCUCUGGCACAAAGCCACUUUCUUAUGGUAAAAAACCCCCCAUAUUUAUGGGCCCUUGGCUGCUUCAUUCAACAGUGGGAUCCUCCAUUAGAUGUUAAUCCUUUCUGGAUCCAGGAAUGUUGUUGUUGUUGUUGUUGUUGUUUAGUCGUUUAGUCGUGUCCGACUCUUCGUGACCCCAUGGACCAGAGCACGCCAGGCACUUCUGUCUUCCACUGCCUCCCGCAGUUUGGUCAGACUCAUGCUGGUAGCUUCGAGAACACUAUCCAACCAUCUCGUCCUCUGUUGUCCCCUUCUCCUUGUGCCCUCCAUCUUUCCCAACAUCAGGGUCUUUUCCAGGGAGUCUUCUCUUCUCAUGAGGUGGCCAAAGUAUUGGAGCCUCAGCUUCACGAUCUGUCCUUCCAGUGAGCACAGAGCACGGAUCCAGGAAUAGAAUUGAACAUUGUUUUUUAAAUACCAAGGAAUUAAUGCAAGAUAGCAAAGGAGCCCCAAAUGGAUAGAAUAAACCUGCACUAGGCACUUUGAAGAGCUCAGGCCAGCUUCCAGAUUAAGGAUGGCUCCAGCAACAUAACCAGGAUUCCCAAAUAUUAACCUUAAAAGAAAAAGUUUGAGUUCCUUCAGAUGAACUCUUUAUCAAUUUCACUUUUUCUGCCUAAAGUGGAGAUGUAGAAUUGACAUCCCUAUCAUUCAGCUUGGACACUGAGAUCUAGCUCCGAGGGCCUUCUGGCAGUUCCCUCAUUGCAAGGAAUGAAGAGGGCCUUCUUGGUGGUGGUGCCCACCCUGUGGAACACCCUCCCGUCAGUCGUCAAAGAGAUAAGCAAUUACACAACCUUCCAUAGACAUCUGAAGGAAGCCCUGUAUCAGGAAUCUUUCAAUGUGUGAUGUUCUGUUGUGUUGUAUACCCUGUUGGAAGACACCCAGAGUGACUUGGGCAACCCAGCUAGAUGGGUGGGGUACAAAAAAUAAAUAAUUAUUAUUGUUAGAGUUCGUUCACACAUUCCACCAGGAGGCAUCUGUUUAGAGUAAUCAAGUGAGGCAAAAUCAAGAGAUCACAUACAUGUGUGAAACAGCCCCAAGUCUACGUGCAAAGUUAAAAUGACCAAGCUGCUUCACGGCACUCCAAAUAAAAAAAAACCCUAAAACUUAACAAAAUGAUAGGACAUUGCAGUAGAAGUAAACUUGCUGUAAUAAAGACCAUAAUUUUAUUUUAUUUUUAAAAAGUUGUUAUAUAUAUAAUUCCCCAGUGAUUAUAUUAUAUUACACACACACACACACACACACACACACAAUUACACAAAUUAACAAAGGGGCACUGUCAAUUAUGCCACUUCUCAUUGGUGGUGUAACAGGGAUUGCUCCAUAGGUCCUUGUGACAGACAGACAACCAUCACAUUACGAUCUCAAUAUUUAGGAAAGGAUAGCAGUUUUUCUAGUGACUAAAUAUUGCAAUAGGAAUGUUGAGAGAAUGUGAUUUUCUAGCAAUAGAUGUGCUGUCUUGAAACAUAAACUCCAAUUCUCCUGCAAAGAAACAAGCAAUAUGCUUGCAUUUAUUAUAUUCAGAGCAAUCAUACUGGAAAGUCUCUUUAAAGCUGUGGACAUGUGCAAUGAGAGAUGUACAAACUACCUAGCAAAACCAUGAUAAUAUGUAGAAAUUAACAAAGGGGCACUGUCAAUCUUUUGAUCUACAAAAUCUGGAAGAAAGAAGUUCUUUUUAUAUUACAGUAUUGCAGUUCGUAAUUAAAUAUUCAGAAAGUUUCUUCCUCACAGUAAAAGACAGACAUUAGGAACAUUCAUAUUCAGUUGUGAGAUGUCAGCGUGUAUAUUUUGUAUUAAAUUUAGACUUCUCGGGAAUCUUUAUCUCUAAAUAAGUACAUUAAAAGAAAAUAACAAUUGCUUUCCAUAAUUUGUUCAACUAAGGACUGGCGUCUUAGUUUUGCUUUGCAUUAGUUUACAUUACUUUACAUGCAAAUAAAAGAACUGCAAUACUUAAAAGGCUUGGAUAUAAAUACUAAUGUUUUUCAUCUAUAUUCCAAUCAGUUGAGUUGGUUACCAUGGCAAACCACUGAAGCAAGGAGAUGUUAAACUUGGAGAUGUGGCAUUUUACAUGCAAUUUGCAAGCAUGCUGUUGAACUAGCAAAGAAAUUAUUUGAAAAGAUGACAAAGAAUGCAUAUUUUAAAUUUUUGAGAGCUUACAGCACAUUCCAAAAUGAGUGACUGUUUAUUAUUAGUACACAGAAUGUUUUUAUACACAAAGUGGUUUGUAAUCACUAUCGUGUUCAUCUUCCUAAAUCCCUUGUGGGACACUAUUAUUUUCAUUCAGAAGACGAGGAACUGUGGCUGAAACAGUCAAUUGAAUUGUUUCCAGAUGGCAGCUUAUUGUGCAAUCAGUGUUACUCAUGUACACAAGUCUUUUUCAACAUCUACAUGACAAUGUUGUCAUCAGAAUGCCAGGCCAUACCUUAAUAAUAAUCAGUUUCCCCUUUACCAUAGAAAAUCCAUAAAAAUAACCCAUUAUACUGUAUAUCUGCAGUCACUAUUAGGGUGUAAACUUGAUUGCGUGUUUUUUGUGGUGAGAAGUUUGUCAUAUGGGUGGUGACAUUUCCGUCAGUGGCCUCUAAUGCAAACCCCUACUGCCAUUUGCUCCUCACCUGUGAACCACCUAGCUAUGUUGUUUGCGACAACCCACACAGUCUGAGUGUGCUUAUUUCCCCUAAUUGCUGCACGCUGAAGGCACUUUCAGAUUUCAGCAACCAAGCCAGAAGGAGCUCUUCUCUCAAGAUCUCCACACAGAACGUGUGGGAUUCUGUCGGAGACUGUAAUUGCAAUGGUCUUAAAAAUAUUAUUAUUUAAAUAAUGAAGAGGUCUUACAUGAGAUUAUUCUAGUGUCAGUCUUAGCUAAAGACUUAGCUAAAAAUAAAAUAGCCCUCUAGCACAAAACAUCAAUAUUAACAAAUGGAAAUGGGUAUUGCCCCUCCACCCAAAGGGCAACUUUCCGUUUUGCUUGUUGUGAAACAUGAUGACUAAGGCUGAUAACAUUUGCUCUUGUAGACUUCAUUCUUCAUGUAGAAAUAUUUGCAUGUGUAGGCAGUACAGAAGGGUGGAGGAAGUAGUGGAGUGCAAGGGAAGAGCGACUGAGGGAAGGGACAGCAAACAAACAUCCAGAUAAAUUCCAUCCGGCUCUGCCCACUGGUUUGGGUGGCAAGUGGCGAAAUAGCAGUGAAUAGCUAUGACUGAAAAAUGGGAAUGUGUGGAAGCAAAUGCACACAGAGGAAAAUUAGAUCCAAAUGGCCGAUUGGCAAGCCAAGGCCCCCAUCUGGAAGCAUCCCCUAUGUCACUAAUAUCAUUCAUUCAUGUCUAUGUAUCCGCAGAGAUGUUGUUGUUGUUAUUUAAAGCAGGCCUUUUUCACCAGCAGGAACGUCUUGCCUCAGAAGGCUUGCUUAGCAAUCCUUUGGCUCUUUCAGGGGGUUAGGGAAAACAAUUAUGUUCAGAAGAACCUUUCUGUCACUUGCAGGGUUGAUAGAGGCAGUGAUAUGGGUCCUAUCUUGGCCCAACAUCUCUUAUUUUGCUGCAUAGCAGAGAUGGGGAAUCUGUGGCUCUUCACAAGUUAUGGGACUGUAGCGCCCAUCAUGCCAGACCAUUGGCCAUGCUUACUGGGUCUGAUGGGAACUGUAGCCUAACAACAUCUGGAUUGCCACAGAUGUAAUCCCACUGUAUAGUCUCUGCUCAGCUGUUACAUUAUCUUCCAAUGGUGUGUUUCAUUGUUAACCUUUACCAAGAGGACUCAUAAUGGGUGCAUUUGGUGAGGGGGCAGAAAUGAAUACCAGUCAUUCAGGCCUGUUAUCUAUCUACAGGUUUAUGUAGGCGCCCAGAAUUAAUGCGCUGAACAAUUAAUGUCAAUUAUCUCCCAAGCUGUUCAUAUCUGAUCGUUCGUCUGUGUGUAAGAUUGAUAUAUCAAUCUCGCAAUGUGUGAGAGCACACGCAUCCUCAAGAGAGAGAAAAUUUGUGGAUGAGAAGCCGUUUCCUACGUAAGUUUUCUCCCUAGCCCCUAACGCAGUCCCUUGCAAAUCCUGACAGGAGCAAGACACCCUGGCAGAUGCAGAAGAAAGAUGUGACUUGCUGAUUAAAUCUAAGAUCCAGCUGGAGGCCAAAGUCAAAGAGCUGACUGAGCGGGUGGAAGAUGAAGAGGAGAUGAACUCUGAGCUGACAUCCAAGAAGAGGAAGCUGGAAGAUGAAUGCUCUGAGCUGAAGAAGGACAUUGAUGACCUUGAAAUAACACUGGCAAAAGUGGAGAAAGAAAAACAUGCCACUGAAAAUAAGGUAGCUUUAAUACUUGGCCAUUAAAAAAAAAAUCCACCCUCAGAGCAGUUUUAUGGCAGUGAUCAAUAUGCAAGUCUAUAAUUUUCCAAAACUCUUGGCUGGGAAAAGAUCUGGCUACAUGCUCCGCCCGUACUAUGUCAGGCUAAUAAGAAGACAGCUAUAUUUUUGCCCAUGGGAACAGUCUAGGGAUUCUUUGAAAGACUGAUGCAAUUUAUGAACCAGGAGAUCUGUGAUCUUGCUAUCAGCAACCUUCUGCCUGGUCUAUUUAAUAUAUUUAUACUUUGUCUUUCUCUCACAAUGGAACUCAAGACAGUGUACAUGUGGUUCCCAGGAGAUCUCCUUUUAGGUACUGACUAGACCCGGACCUGCUUACCUUUCACAAGGUGGCUACAUCAUGUCCCUUAGACUAGAAAGUUGUUGUGCAAGUUGUUUCUGGCCCUAUAUUUGGUGCCUGGAUAUUCAUGUUUUAAGAACUGGGAAUUGAACAGUACCACAUUAGACACCUGAUGUAUGCUCCUUGCUUUCCUUGCUUCCCCACCUGAUAUCUGGAAUUCAGUUCACAUGAGCAGAUAUCCAAGAAAGCCGAGCAUCACUUGCAUGGAUGAAAAAUUAUUUGUGGGAAUCAGUCCCACAUUCAUACACAGCACUCGGUACACUUCAACCACAGCGCAGGCAGGGAAGAGAAACCUUUGAGCUAAGAUUUCUUUGCAAAAACUUCUGGCCUAUGUCUUCCUUCCCCAACAGGUUAAAAAUCUGACAGAAGAAAUGGCAGCACUUGAUGAGACCAUCAGCAAGCUGACGAAGGAAAAGAAGUCAUUGCAGGAAGCUCACCAGCAGGCCUUGGAUGACCUGCAAGCAGAGGAGGACAAAGUCAACACACUGAGCAAGGCUAAAGUGAAACUGGAGCAGCAAGUUGAUGAUGUAUGUUUGCGCUGCUGUUCGUUCACCUAGGUUGUUUGGGGACUGGGGUUGGGCAUUCAAGUGGCUUUGAUUGUCCUGUUAUAAAUGUUGGACCUAUUAUUGAAAUAGGUGACAAUGAAAGUCAAUCUGUUGUUCAAUUUCUGAAUGGAAGGUAAAUGUAAGGAAUUCAUUUGCAUUCCAAGUUUCACAUAGAGGUGCAGUGGGGGGGGGGGGCAUAGCUCAGUGGUAGAGCACACCAAAGUAUAAUCCCUGGGUCUCCAGGUAGAGCUGGAAAAAGACUCCUGUCUGGAGCUCUGGAGAGUCACCAGCAGACUCAGUCAGUGUUGACAGCUUGGAGCUAGAUAGAUCAGUGGUCUGACUCAGUAUGGUAUCUUCAUAUGUUCCUAUGAAUGGUGGGGAGAGGGAGGUAGUUCCACACCCCUUUCUAGUAUUUUGUUCGGCAUGUUCUUUAUGGGGAAAGAGGUCAGUCUGUAUACAUCAAUAAAAAGAGUACUCGGUUUCUCUAAACUUCAGUACGGCUUACAAUACCUGAAAAUACUGCCAAAUGUCUGUGGUCUGCCAAGAACUUGAAAAGUUGAGUGGCUAUUUUCUCCUAUAUCUGUCCCUUUUCAUUUCUGUAGCUCGAGGGCUCUCUUGAACAAGAAAAGAAAGUGAGGAUGGAUCUGGAAAGAGCCAAACGCAAACUGGAGGGUGACUUGAAGCUGACUCAAGAAAGUGUCAUGGACUUGGAAAAUGAUAAGCUGCAGUUGGAUGAAAAGUUAAAGAAGUAAGGUGGCGUUAGAUUUCUCAGCAGCAGAGGCUGUUUUUAUACUGUAAAACAUUCACUGCCCUAUGAUGCUUUGUACUCUGUGUAAAACGCAAGAAGUGAGUAACAAUAAUAUCUUGCGGUGCCACUAUAUUUUCAGUCCCAGGAAAGCAGCCAAAAACAGGAGGUUUGUUUAGUCCCUGGUGAGUUGCCAUAUGUGACUGGUGGGUGUGUUUAGCUUGAUGGGUCAAAGGUUCUGUAGGCCUGCUAUACACACACACACACACCACAACUAGAAAUAGGGUUGCCUAGUGAGACAGUUCCAUAAAACAGUAACAGCAUAGAAAAUAGAAAGGUAGACCAAAUUUGCUACCUCCAAGUGGAGGGCAGCCAGCCAGAUUCAACUCCCCAUGCUCCAGUCUGCUUUUCUUCCUUCCAUCUGGUAUGGUUUUGUGCUCCACGUCAUAGCAGAUUGGGCUUUGGCAGGCAGAUCAAAAUGUAGUUCACUUAACCAGCUUUUCCCUCCAACAGAGUUCUAACAGGUACCAGAUCUCUGUGUUACUUAGAUUGCAGAUUUGCAGGCAGCAAUUUCCUAAGGACCUUGAAACGUAGCAGGAAUGAGUCAUAUUCAGGCAUUAUAGCUCCUGUAUGGAGCAUCAGAUGGAUAAGGAAUGGAGCCAAACUAAGUAGCCAGUCCCCCUUUUGUAGUGUGUGCUGACUGCUAGCCCUGUCCUUGGCAUCCUUGCAUUCAGCAUGAAUGUACAGUGGUGGCUGGCCUUCCAUCCAACCUGGAAUUCUGCGUGUUUGGGGAGAAGACUUCACAUGUGCUACACAUGAACACCCCUCCCUGCAAGGGGGAGAGGAGGUUAGUCAUGCAUGCAUGUGUUGCUCUAUGCAAACACCUGAAUAGGGCUAUAGCAAUUGUUUGUUCUGAGAUGGCAUUUCUGCUUAAAAGCAACCAAAUAAUUACUCCAUUGUACUCAAACCCAAUCUAUUGCAUUAAUAGGAAAGAAUUUGAAAUCAGUCAGAUGAGCUCCAAGAUUGAGGAUGAGCAGGCCAUAGUGAUGCAGCUCCAAAAGAAGAUAAAAGAGCUUCAGGUAAUUAUUCCUGCUCAGUUUCUCUCAGUACUGGAUAUACUGGACAUUGUAUUGUAAGAAAGCCUUGGGCUUUGUACAGGUUGUCAUCCCAUUUGAUCUGAAUUCCAGGUUAUUAGAAAUCUUUUAAGGUCACAAGAAAAGCUCUACUGGAUCAGAUUAGACAUCUACCUCUCUCUCUCUCUUUUUAAUAUACCUUUAUUAAUUUAAAAUAAAUACAUUUAUGAAAAGCAGACAUACAUACAAGUAAAAAAAAUUACAAAAAAACAACCAAAAAACAGAAAAAUCAAACAAACCACCACACUAUAAGAUAUAAGAAGAUUAAUAUAAUUAUUCUCAUAUAUACUCCUGGUAUUGAACACAAUUAUAAAAUUUAUAGAAAAUAAAUUUAAAACUGACUUCCAAUUAAUCUCACUGUACUUUGUCUAUCCAUUACUUUAUACCACACAGUUACAUAUUUCUUGUAUAAUUUCUUUUUACCUCCCUACAAACUUAUAUUUAUACAAUACAGGGAUCAGUAUAAUUCUGCCUGAUUAGAUAUCCAUCUCAUUCAUCACCCUGUUUUCCAAAGUGGACAGCUCUGGGAAAUCUUGAAAGCAGGGAUUGAAGGUGACAGCUUUCUCCCAUUGUUUGGCCUCCUCCUUCCCAGCAUCUGGUAUUCAGUGGCCUAAUACCACCAAACCUGUAGCUAUCACUUAGCUACCAGAACCAACAGCCAUUGAUUAUAGAUGGUGGAGAAAUUAAAUUAACUGUGCAUUGAAAGGUGGACCUACCUAAUUUGCAUAUUCCCAAGCAGUAUGAGAACAGAAACACAGCCAGCCUUCAAAAUUCACACUUCUCUGAAUUUUGUGAUGAAAUUCUUCAACCAAACAGUGUUUACAAAAAUGUGUCUUAUUAGGUGAAAGUGUCCAUAAACAUGAAUAUAGUAGUGAAAAUAAAACACAACAAUUCAUUCUAUUAGGGGAAUCCUUGCAAAAGAUGUAGGUCAGUCAAAACUGCAUACAAGAAUGGGUUUAAUUCAGAGAAAUUCACAACAAUAUUCUGAUGAAUUUUCAUGAGGAUUAAAAAACUAGCAAAUUUUAUAACUUUGUUACGUGUCAUGUGAAGAGCUAUGUUAGUAAAGAAUGAGGAGGAGGAGAAAGAUUUUUGGGCAUAUGGUUUGGCUUUUUCUAUUUUUUGAUUUAUUAACCUAUUUUGAAGGCUCAGAAAAGGUUAAACAAUUAAAACCAAAUCUACACAAACACAGAAAAUAAAAUUUGUAAGAUGCUCUGUGGAUGCAUUGUGGAUGCUAUGUGUGUGCAUUGUUUAUGCAUAUUGGCUCUUUUCAGACCUUCAAGUGAACAUGUAGAGCAAGGAUGUGGAGCCUAGGUCCUUCCAGAUAUUGUUAGAUUCCAACUUCUAUUAGCCCCAGUUCAUAGUCAGGCUUGGGGAUGAGGGGAGUUGUGGCCAAACGUUAUCUGGAGGUCCUCAGAUUUCCCAUCCCUAGUCUAUAGGCUGAGAGUGGGCACGAGCCUGCUUUCUCCCCUUCUCAGCAUGUGUUCACUGAACGUCUUCACAGGGCUUGUUGUGCUGGAUUUUGAGGGUGAAACCAUUGAUCACAAACAGGCUUAAAUGAAAUUCCAUUCUUGAGCAACAAGAAUCCUAAUAACAGAAGGUGCCUUGUUGAGUUGGUGGUUGGGAAAGAUAAUAAGAGACACAUUUGAAGGAAAUAUAUUUAAGAAGAAAGGGAUGGAAGCAGGGAAAUUGGCUUCUAGGCAGUAUAUUCUUAAUGGAAAGGGAACAUUCGCCUCUGACUGUAUUGUCCUUGGUUACAAGCACCUAGGGGCUUGCGAGUCAGUAAAAGAACAGAAUACACCUCAGAGGAAGACAAUGUGAAUUGCAGUGAUGUGUUAACACUGGCAACAAAGUUUGCACAGAAGUAAGAAACUCUGUCAAGAAUAAAAACAGUCCCUUUGGCUGCUGAUCUAUGGAGGUUCUAUGACCUCCUUGGUUUUGCAGCUGCCAAAGUUGCUCUUUCUUCCCUCUGGAGGGGGUGGGAUGUGGCAUUAAUAAUUCUGCAACUUGCUUGCUGCCCAGAGGCAGAAUGUGUGACUAACCAGUUUUGACAGUUCUAGUACAGAGGUGAAUUACGGAAAGGGACCACAAAUGCUUGCUGUUACCCUAUAUUUCACCCCCUACUCACAAUUUUAAAGUGGCAGGGGAUACUUUUUGUAAGGGAAUACUCCACUUCUGAUAUUAUCUUGCUUUUAAAAAUGUCUAUUUUGCCCUACUGUUGGAGCAAUCCUGCACAAUAUUAGUUGGAAGUAGUUCCCAGUGGGCAAUGGAGGUAAGUGUAAGUAGGACUGCAGCCUGGGUGUCUGAUGUCUUGGAAAGAUGGCAGAGAACAUUUCCCCAGAUGAUUAAAAACAUCUAUCCGAGUUGUAAUUCAUGAUUUAAAGUUCUGAUCCAAAUUCAGAGUGAGAGAACACUCUGAAUUUGAGGGUUCAGAGUUACCACAAAGGUUACUUCCAAUGUCUUAAGAUGGAGGCACUGUGGUGUCUAGGGCUGUGCUGUUAUGCUCACAUGCUUCUCUGUCUGAUAGGCCCGCAUAGAGGAACUUGAGGAAGAGCUAGAAGCAGAACGAGCUGCCCGUGCAAAAGUGGAGAAGCAAAGAUCAGACCUGGCUCGAGAGCUGGAAGAGCUGAGUGAGCGGCUGGAAGAGGCUGGGGGCGCCACUGCGGCACAGCUGGAGAUGAACAAGAAGCGGGAGGCCGAGUUUCUGAAGCUGCGGCGGGACCUUGAAGAGGCCACGCUGCACUACGAGGCAACUGCAGCUACACUCAGGAAGAAGCAUGCAGACAGCAUGGCGGAGCUUGGGGAACAAGCAGACAACCUGCAGCGGGUCAAACAAAAGCUGGAGAAAGAGAAGAGUGAGCUGAAGUUGGAAGUGGACGAUCUGUCUUCCACUAUGGAGCAAGUGAUCAAGGGAAAGGUAAAGCCUCUGGGGUUUACUGUGAAGACAGACCGGUUGGAGAUAGGGGUUUUUCAAGCCGACCUGAAUUAGCUACAACCAAAACUAAAACCAUUCAGUUCCACAAAGUCUGAUCAGUGAAUCAAAAAUAGGAGGCUUUGUCCAGCCAAGUUCUGCUGGGAGUAGGCUCGCUGAAAUGAAUAGAGCCAAGUUAGUCACAUUCACUCAUUUCUUAGGGGAGUUGCAUUCUUUGAAUAGCUGCAAACAAUGUUCAUGCAGUACAUCAGGUAUGCAUAUAGAAAAGGCCACACAGAAAUGCCAAGUGGUUAAACAAUGGAGCAAAAUAUAACAAAUGGUUGGAUCCAAAAAUCUCUCUGUUCAUGUGGGGAUGUCAUUGAUUUUCUUUCCUGGCUGAGCCCUCCUGCGUCAUUAUGUGUCAGUCACACACUGGAGGGUCUCUUGAUCUGCUGGAACAGCUUUUCAGGGGGCUGCUGGGGGGAGAGGGGAGUUGUAGCCAGGGGGAUCAGUAACUCCCAGAUACAAGCAGAAGAACCUUUUGCUCUCAGAAGGGGAAACCUUUCAAUCCAAGAAUUUUCAAAUGUAAAGCAGGCAAUUGAGAAUCACGGGAAGGAGUAAGAGAGGAAGUACAGUGUGUGUGGAGAUGCAAUGACAAAAUAUUGUUACACCCCACACCAAUCACUGAGCAGUGUGAGAUUCCAGGGGUCCAGGCACUUACCAAGGGUUUGUGUUUCCUUUUGGAAAUGAGGCACAGCAGACACUGCAGUGUUUUUAUGAUAUAUGGUUUAUUUACACAUAUAUAGUACUGGAGCCUACAAUGAAGAGGUUCCCAGCGUUACACUACAAGAGAGUCUCUUGCUUCUCCCACAGCCUUGGAUCUAAAACAGAAAUCAGCCGUGUUCUCUGUCUCCCUUCACAGUUUUGACAGUACAUCAUUACUAACUGCCAUCCUUAAAAAACUAACACUAGCUUUUUGUCUUAUUAACUAAAAUCAGAGCCUGGGGAGAGGCUUCACCCAUUUGGCUGUCUGGCAUUGAAUCUCCAGAUGAUCCAUCUGGUACCUUUGGUUGGGUUAAAGACUCAGCCAUUAUCAAGUGGUUACCUCAUGAGGAAGCUGGCCAGCAUUAUUUCCAACCUUUGCUCAUUCCAGGAAUUUAAGGAUUUGCUGAAAUUUGAACCCUUUUAGGGGAGUCUGAUCCAAACACAAACUCAUAACAAUAAGUUUCUCCCUUGAGUGCCCGCCUUCUCUGAGAAUCAUGCUUGCCUAACUUCUUAGCCUACAAGUGUCCAUUUUAACUUCUUAAAUUAAUUAUAUACAGUCAUACGUCAUGUUAUGGACGCUUCAGGUUACGUGUUUUCGGGUUGCGGACCUCAGGAAACCCGGAAGUACCAGAAUGGGUUACUUCUGGGUUUUGCUGCUUGCACAUGCACAGAAACGCUAAAUUGUGCUAUGCGCAGAAGUGCCAAAUCACACCGGUGCCUGCGCAGACACGGCACUUCAGGAUGCGAAUGCUGCAGGUUGCGGACGUGCCUCUGUCACGGAUUACAUCCGCAACCCGAGGUUCCACUGUAUUUACUUUCGCUCAUCUUACCAUGCCUUACAACUCUAGGAUAUUCACCAUGUUGAAUCAGACACUGGGGUUUCCAAAUUUUUCUCCAUAUAUCAUCCUGUAAUCAUUUCUAAAACUCCUUAAGUCGUACUUGGUACUAGCUUUUUGGCAAACCGUAGUGCAUCACUAUUAAUAAAUGUCAAAAUCCAUAUUAGGGCAAUAUAUUUAUUAGGCCAACCAAAAUAUCACCAAAUAGCAUGCAAGCUUUUGCAUCCUCUAAUAAUUCAUAGAUAUUCUGAUAUAUUUAUGAUGGCUUUGCAGCUCACACUAUUCUCAUACAGAAUGCUAAACUAGUAUACUUUCUGAUUUUGGCAGGAGGGAGAAUGAAGGUGGAGUAUGUUUUUUUCCACAUUAUGAUCUUUGGAAAGCUCUCAUCAUGUGUAGGUUUUAUAAAUGAUAUACAGAACAAUUGAAUAAUACUCCUCUGGGGAUAUUUAACUCCCAAGCAACUCUUAAGGAAUCUCUUAAGAAGGAUGUGUUUAUGGCUCACAGAUGUGUAAUUUUCAGUGUGAACUUUUUUCUUUCGCAUCAAUUCAGUUCAAUAAUUCAGAGCUGUUAUUAAUUACAUGAUUGAUUCCCUUCCAUUUGCCACACACUGUCAUGUAACGAUUUCUACUAGAGAAGUAGCUGUGCUAGUCUUUUGUAGCAAAAACGACAAAGAUUUUUGUAGCACCUUAAGCACUAACAAAUUUCAUAUGGCAUAAGCUUUUGUGGCCUACAGGGAACACUGCAGCUGAUGGAGUGAACUCUGGUCCACAAAAGUUUAUGUCAUAAUAAAUUUAUCCAUCUUUAAGGUGCCACAAGACUCUCAGUGCAAACAACAAUCAUAUAGUAGCUCAGUGUGUUUGCUUUUGCUUUUGUAUGACUCCAGUAAGAUAUUAACAACAGAAAAUAAUGUUCUUCUUGUUGUCAAAAUAUAUAAUAUAGCUGAAGCAAACUGGUGAGUAUGUAUGUGAUAAAGACAAAAGGUUGUCAAAGUCUUGUGUGCAAGAUUAUGUAAGUCUUACUGUACUUCAAAACUGUUGGACACAAUUAAUUAUUUUAAAGGAAUCUGUUUUUAUUAUUCCUUCCAGUAAACUGAAUCUUUGGUAUAUGCAUAUAAAAAUACUUUUAAAAAUAUAUCAUUGCAGCUAUUGCUCUUUUUCUAAUUAUAAUUGCUGGUGGGCUCUUUUCAUGUUUGCAAAUUUUGUAAACCAAAUUUUACACUUUGCACAAAAAUUGUGGCCCUAAUGUUGGAUGGUUUAUGUUUUGCCUCCUGAGUUUCUAGACUAAUUGGCAUAUGCCACGUUUUAUCUUUCUGUUACAUAGAAAAAGAUUGUCAUGAUCUUUCUUAAUUGUCAGAUAUUGGUCUUUUUAUGGGACAAAUGAGAUGAGCAAUGCACUUUAAUUGGGAUGGUGUUUGAUUACCUUUGUUCUAACCACAUUAGGCAAAUGCAGAAAAACUCUGUCGUACUCUGGAAGACCAUCUCAAUGAGGCAAAAACUAAAGUGGACGAGAUGACUCGUGUGGUGAAUGACCUCACUGCCCAAAAAGGGAAGCUGCAAACUGAAAAUGGUAGGUUGGGCAAACAUUAUUAUAGCCACAGGAAGUGUGAGCAUGGCAACACCUUAUAAGAGUAAGGAGGGAUGCUUGAAGAUUUAAUUCAGUCCGCAUCUUUAUGUGGUUGCAGAACAAUCUGAUUUGCACUCACUGAACCACUGUGUGGAAUAAAGUGCAAUUAUCAUACUGUAUUUCUCCAAAUUUUGUGAGAAAUUUUAUACUCCACACACACACACACACACACACACAAAAUAUACAUAAAGAUUUGCCAGAAAUAUGGUGCACACAUUUUUAAAUUUCAUACUUUUUGUUCUUUUUAAAACUUAUCAGAAAUAUGUAUAUCAGAAAUACACUGAUCUGCACAUCCCCACAUAAUUGCACAUGUGCAAUAUUUUCAUGAGGAACUCAUGUCUCUUUCUUCUCCCUUUCCCCUACAUAAGAACAGAUCCCUUUCAUCUGCUGGUCAAUUGCUUCUUCCUUUCCAUCUAGUUUUCUGUCCUCUCCUUAUAUACCUGUCCACAUGAUGAAUCAUGGGAAGGGAGGGAGGACCAGUUUCAUGGCUAUACAACAUUUAUCACAUUGACUCCCAACCUUUACUGCUGCUGUUGAUUUAUGCUGGAUGCUCAGUAGAAGUUUUCCUGAUGCAAAAUGCACUUGUCUUUCCACAACACUCCAUUCAUUGCCCACGAAGGAUUCAUUCCGGUUCAGCUUGCAAUAACAGCUUUCUGUGAUCUUUUCCCAAUUGGCAACUUCUUUUUCCUGACGUGAUGAUAUCAUUUUAUUAGAUUCCUGGGCAUGUUCAGACAUGACUCACUCAAAGUGGCUUACAAAUAAAAAGCAAACAUGAAAACAACAGUGACCCAAUCAUUAAAACACAAAUUGAGAAAUCUAACAACACGGCAAGAAGCAAAAAUGCAAAGAACAGCACUAACAAGCAGCAACAGAGGAGACAAAACUUGGUUUGAAAAAAAGAAAUGUUUUCAGUUGCUGGAGUGGGGUGCGUCACAAAUCAAGAGGAAGUUACUUCUGCACAUGGGGUGUCACCAUAGAAAAUGCCCUCUUGCAUGUUGUUUCUACCCUUGCCUUAGAAGGCAAAGGCAGGGAAGAUGGGUGUGCUAGCUAGUCAAAGGACAGCCAGAUUCACACAGGAGAAGCUAGAUCCCAAGAUGCUUAGGUUGUUAUAGCUAAUAACCAGCACCUUGAAUCAUGUGUUCACAUUAUUGUUUUUUCUGGUGCAUUUCCAGCUCCCCCCUGCCCCCCACCUGAAUGCAUCAUUAGCUUCUGAUUCAUUUCUGUUUGUGUAAACACUAGGAGACAUUGAGGGGCUGGGAUGUUUGUACCCUAUGCAAAGGUGUUCACCCCUUGGCUAGGGAUGAAUUAGGAAUGGCUUAAAGACUCCGGUCAGCAUGAAGCUGGUUUGAAAACAAUACAUCAAACAGUAGUAUUUUAUAACAAAGUACAGGAUGCAUUUGGGAUAAAGUCAUGUGAACACAGAUUAAAGACUCAGCACAGGGGGUACAGUGACUGCACAGUAAACGGCCCUAGAAGAGUGACUGGAAGUUGACAGAAUAAGGGGGAAUCACAUGACCCCAGAAGCCAAGAUUUUAGCAGCGGCAUUCUGCACCAAAUGAAGUUUCUGAAUGGUUUUCAAUGGCAGCCCUGCAUACUACGGUUUCCCCAGUUCCUUUGGCUGGGUCCAGAGGACUUCUUAGGAUGUCCCCUGUCAUGCUGGCAAAGGGAAAAUGUGGGCCUAGCUAAUUAUGUCCAGUGCCACAAAAUCCCCAGUCUACCUCAUCAAGCCACCCCUGUAUGCCUGAAGGGCAAAAGGGUCACAGGUUACUUUCAAUUAUUCAGAACUCCUGGGAAUAUCUUCUCCUUGCCCUCCUCCUCCCUUGUCAUGGAAAGCUGAUGCUCAUCAUCUUUUUUUUGUGCUACCCCUCCGGCAGGUGAAUUUACAAGACAGCUGGAAGAGAAAGAAUCGCUUAUAAACCAACUUUCCCGAGGGAAGUUGUCUUUCACUCAACAAAUAGAAGAGCUUAAAAGGCAGCUGGAGGAAGAGAGCAAGGUAAGGCUUUGACUGAGGCUCCCAACAUGAUUCUGACUCCGCUUGAAACGACGACUUGGUUUUAAGGUAUUGCCCUUAAGCAGGUAUAGAACCGCAUGUGCUCAAGUAAGUGCAGUGGAAUGGCACUUAAGUGCAUAAGCCGAGGAUGUGCCUCAGUCUGCAGAUAUCAGUGAAAUACAGGAUGCUGGGGAUACAAUAGUCCCAGUAUGACUGGGAAAUGCUGUGGUUGCUAUUAAGGAUUGAGACAGUGUGAUGGAAGAAAUAGGAGUAGGGAGUUUGGAAAAGGGGAAAUUUCCAGGUGGUGAACCCACCAUCAGAACGAGUUUCAGUGCUUGUAGUAGCUGCUUUGUCCACAGCUGGAUGUGCUGACUACAGCCCCCCUCUCUCCUACAGUCAAAGAAUGCUCUCGCCCAUGCUUUGCAAGCUGCCCGCCAUGACUGUGACCUCCUACGGGAGCAAUUUGAGGAGGAGCAAGAAGCCAAGGCAGAGCUUCAGAGGGCACUCUCCAAGGGGAAUGCGGAAGUGGCACAGUGGAGAACUAAAUAUGAAACCGAUGCUAUUCAAAGGACUGAGGAGCUAGAAGAUGCCAAGUAAGAUAUACAAGAGAUGCCAUCCUACGUUUCCACAUGUAUUCUUGUUUUAAACUGUUACAUUCUAGGUCACAGACUGCAUGCAGUUCCAUGCAGUGAGAUCAUAGAAUCUUAGAGCUGGAAGGGACCCAAAGGUCAUUUAUUCCAACCCCCCGCAAUGCAGGAACCCCGGCUAAAGCAUCCAUAUCAGAUGCGAUUAUAAAUUACAAUCCAGGCAUAUCAACGUCUUAUUUCUUAUGGCUUCCUGUUGCAAUCAUGUCAGUAAUCCAGGAUGAUCAGGAAAACCAAUGUGAGCCUGCUCAUUACUUGAGAAAUUCAUCUAAGGCAGUGGUUCUCAACCUGUGGGUCCCCAGAUGUUGUUGGACUACAACUCCCAUCAACCCUGAGCUCUGGCCUUGCUAGCUAGGGGUGAUGGGAAUUGUAGUCCAACAACAUCUGGGGACCCACAGGUUAAGAAAGGCUGAUCUAAGGCAUCCCUGACUUGAGUGGUAAGAUUGGUGGCUGCGUGUGGUGCCCCAGUUAAAGAACUCUCUCUCUAGACAUUUUCCCCUUGCCCUGUCACUGCUAUCUUUCAGAUGUCCAUGAAGUUUCAUUUACCAUUUUACCAUCCAUUCACUCAUUUUGGAGAGGUCCUUGUGGAGCUCUUCAUGGUCUCUUCUUGUUUUAAUGACCCUAAGCAAUUUCAUGUCACCAGCAAACCUGGCCACUUUACCACUUGCUCCUAACUCUAGACUGAUUAUGAACAAGUUGAAAAGCACAGGUCCCAAUAUUGAUUCUUGGAGAAAUGUAGAAACUGGAGUCCCCCAUCUGCCCAUUUAUUCCUACUCGCCUGCUGCUUAACCAAUCCCUGAUCUACAAGAGGAUCUUAUUUUUUGACUCAGGAAUCUUGGGUGAGUUACCUUGUUGAAAGUUUUUUUAAAGUCCAAGUGCACUAUAUCAACUGGAUUGCUUCUACCUAUGCACUUGUUGACACUCCAGAAGCCAUGCUGGCUGUUUUUGGUUAUUUUAUCUUUCACUUUACUUUCCACCAGUUUUCCCAGGGCACACAUUAAGCUAUCAGGCCUGUAAUUUCCAGGAUCCCCCCAGAUCCCUUAAAGAAAAAUAUGUUACAUUGACUACUUUCCAGUCAUCAGGUAUGGAGGUUGAAGAUCAUCAAAUUCACCUUUGAGUUCUUUGGAAACUUUCAGGUGGAUGCCAUCUGGAGCUGGUAAUUUGUUUCUAUUUUGUCUGUUAGACCAAGAGCUUCAUCCCUCAUCACCACUAUCCACCUCAGUUCCUCAGACUCCUUUCCAGCAAAAGUUAGUUUAGGCAUCGGGAUCACCCUAUAUCUUCCAUUGUGAAGACAGAUGCGAAGAAUUAUUUUAUUUUCUCUCUUAAUCCUCCUUUAGCACACCUUUGAUUCCCUUGUCAUCCAAGGGUUCACCUGCCUCCUUAGACAGUCUUCCACUUCAAAUUUAUUUAAAGAACUUUAUGUUGUCAAAUUCAAUGUUUUUAGCAAUGUGCCCAAUGUUUUAGCAUCCCCAACUGUCCACUUGCACUUUGUUUCACCAAAAUUUGUGAACCUUUUUGUUCUCUUCAUUUGGACAAGGCUUCCAUUUAUUUUUGGAAGGAAGCCUUCUCGCCUCUAAUAGUUUCCUUAACUCUGCUCAUUAACCAAGGUGACAUCCUCAUGGCAUCUUUCCUGAUCUGUGGCACACACUCCUGCUGAAGUGUGAGGUCCUUUUGAAGGGUAGUUAGGCCCAACUGGUAUUUGGCUCCUCUCUUCCCAGAAACGUCUCAUCAAUUCUUCUUCUGCUUGGCUGCAUUGGAGGCAGAGAUGAGACAGCAAAACCCUCUCCAUCAGCUUGCCCUUUGGCUCCUCCCUUCCUUGAAAUGUCUUACCAGUUUUCAUUCCUCUUGGCUGCCUGAGAGGCACAGAUGAGACAGAAAGACCCCCUCUGUUGGCUUGGCUAGGGCCAAUGGCCAUCUGAUUCCUCUUGACCCAGAACUGUCUCUGGCAGUUUCACAAUGUAGCUUCAUAAUGUAACAUGAUUUUAUUUUAUUGGUGGGUUUAAACUGUAUUCUUUAUCUUGUGUGUGCAUGUGUGUGGUCCCUAUUGGUACUCUUGGUUUCAAUGUACACUACUUGGAGGUGGUUAUCCUGUUUUACACAAAGCGGUAUAUAAGAAUGCUCAAUAAUAAAGAAAGGAAACAUGAAAUAUGGAAACAAAUUUGCUUAUUUUCAUCCUUUACACUCCCUUCCUUUCCCCUUUUAUAUCAUGCAUCUUAAGCUGUAAGCUGCUAUUUUAAAUUGUAGGCCACUCUGGCUGCUUAAAUGUAUCAAAUAACAACGCCACAAAGGGAAAUUCACGCUGUUUUGAUUUGGUAAUAUUAAGAGCCUUUUCACUGUGGGUCGUUUUACCAUGUACCUGUUCUGUUAGGAAAAAGUUGGCAGCUCGUCUCCAAGAGGCUGAGGAAGCCAUCGAGGCGGCCAAUGCCAAAUGCUCUUCUCUGGAGAAGACAAAGCACAGGUUGCAGAAUGAGCUGGAGGACAUGAUGAUUGAUCUGGAAAAGUCCAACGCAGCAGCGGGGUCCUUGGACAAGAAGCAGCGCAAUUUUGACAGGAUCCUUAAUGAGUGGAAACAAAAGUAUGAGGAGUCCCAAGCAGAGCUUGAAGGUGCCCAGAAGGAAGCCCGAAGCCUCAGCACGGAAUUAUUUAAGCUGAAGAAUGCGUACGAAGAGAGCAUGGACAAUCUGGAGACCUUGAAGAGGGAAAACAAGAAUCUCCAAGGUAAGUCCUGCACUUUAGAUGUGGGACAGUCAAGCGAGUUGAAUCGGAGAGUGGAGGGGGAAGCCAGAUGGUGAAAGAAAGAGAGCUCGUGAGUCCUAGCGGUUUAGCUUCACCAUUGCGUGAGACAAACAAGGCAAGGAACCAGUCUCUACAUCAUAAAAUAUUUUUGCUCUGAGGACUGAGAGAUAUAUUGGGGCCAGAUGCCUUUUGUCAUUAGUCUAAGAGCCUAGUUUUUUUUCCAGUGAGACCAGCUAGUAUCAGAUCCUCCUGCUAUUUCAAAGACUGGCAACAUAGAUGUAAUCGUAAGAACAUAAAAUGAGGUCAAUGGCCCAUUUAUUCCAGCAUCCUGUUCUCAAAGUGACCAACCAGUUGCCUAUGGGAAGUCCACAAGCAGGACCCGACCCGAGCACUGCAGCACUAUUGUGGCUUCCAGCAACUGGUAUUCAGAAGCAUAUGAAGUGGUUCACUUGAAGCAGGCAUGGGCAACCUUAAUUUUCUUUGGUGGCUGAGAGGGUGGUGACCAGAUAUGAUAGCGAUGGUGAAAGGGAGUGAGGAAUGGAUAGGAAUAACACCGCAGUUGCCCAUUUCUUCUCCCACAGCAAGGCUACCAAUCAUGUAUGGGCUUAGUAUCAUAUUGUUCCUAUAAAAUGGGACUUGGACAACUCUCCGGCAAAGUCUAAAAUAAUCUAGGGCAUGAACUAAUUGUAUCAGAACUUAAAGAAUCCUACCACCUCUGAAGAUUGCUUAUAGCUAGGGGCCAAACUAGAUGUGGCCAUGCUGUUCAUUUGCCUGCCCCAUUCACAUAUAAAGUCAUGGGUAAGCGGUCUUGUUUUAAUACAAAGAGGGGUGUACAGGUGAAAAGAGUUGAAAAUGUGCAUGUGUCUCUCUUAUCUCCCAAUACCAGAAGUUAGGUGGGCUGGGGAGAAAAGGUCCUGAAGUGAUGGAACAUUAGAAUGUGAGGCAGUGUAGGAUGGAAGGCACAGCUGUUCUCACCCAUGAGCCCAUUUCAAUAUCCAAUAAGAUAUCCAGCCAUGCUUUACAUGUGGAUGGGACAGGGAUGUGCUGAAUGUCUUCUCAUUGCCUCUUCUAUGACCCAUGUUAAUGCUGUUUUAUAUACUAAACUGAAAUACAUUGACACAAUAUAUUCAAUAUUUUGUCCUUCCACAGAAUAUGUUCUUUAAUAACUAUUGCAUAUUGACCGUUUUAUAAUAAAAUAGCAUGUGAUUGUUCAAAAUAUUCCCUAACUUUAAGGAAGCUGUUUGAACUGAGCUUGGAGGACCUUUCCCCCUCUGCCAGAUAGAAUCUAUCUUAAUGAUAAUUACAAGCCAUUCAUUAAUAUAAUGAGCUUAACAAGAUUUGCAACAGCCUUUCUGGACUAAGUAGAGUUUUUGAGAGCAAGACAGUAUUGCCAGUAUAUAACAGGACUUACAAAAUCAGGAGGAUAAGAAUCAACAACUGCAAGAGGAGAGACUGGAUCUUAAUAAACACAUUUUAAAAAUAAUUGGUGCCAUUGUGCACCCCUGUCUGAGUCCCUGAUAAGUGCUGGAUGAAGUGGUAAGGUGGCCAUUUAUCCCACCUGAAGUGGAGUACUGGUAACUGUCCGUUUAUCCCACUAGAUUUCAUAGGCCACUGUGGCAAGAGCAGAUUUCAGGUCAAUUGGCCCCUGUUUGAAUAUACUUCUCAACUGUAUGGGGUAGUAGAGAGCAAUGAUAUAAGAUACACUGGCCUUGUCUAAAGCCAGCUCCUUCAUUAAAUAAUAUACCUUGUGCUUCUAUCUAGUCAAUUCAUUUAUUGUAUAAGUGUUUAGCUUAUAAUGUACUAAGAAGACUUACUGGCAGGAAUUGGCUGGAUCAUUUCUAAGCCCCCUUUUAAAGAUUGGCACCACAAUUACCCUGCUCCAGUCGAUUGGCAUGCAUCCUGUUUUGUCUGCAACUGUGAACAGAACUGCUAGAGCUGGAGCCAACCAAUCAAUGUUUGCUCCAAGCGGUUCUGUCAGGAUGAAAAUGUAGCCAUGUAGCUUUCCUUGAUUUCAGCUGUGUCGAAUAAGAGUUUUCACCUCUGUUUUCAGGAACUGGGAACCAUAGAGGAAGGAGAUCAAAACCCAGUUCUAGAGGACUGAUUGUAUUGUUAUCAUUAUCACUUUUGAUCAUUAAAAAACAAUCAUAAAUAUAAGAAAUAUUUCAUUGUUCUUUGACCAACUAAGCCUAGAGCAUGCACACACUCAUACCAAUACACACAUCACAAAGCAAAAAUAAUCCUCAGAGUAAGUACAUACAGAAUACAUUAUCCAUUAAAAAAAAUCAUAUAAAUAUUCCCUCACAAAAGCAGGGCAAUGAAUGUGUUUUAACCUAUGUGAUCUUCAGAUGCAGUCGAUAGAUUUAAUUUCUCCAUAAGCCUGUUUAAUAAAUUUGAUGGUUCUAUAUGACACGCACCCACCAAUUUUUAAAUAAAUAGAUAAACAUAAAUUUCUAAGUUUUUAGCAAAAAUCCAAGAUAGGAAAAACUAAAUUGCCAUUGUGAAGAGAUAACUUGGUGCAUUCAGGACUUUCUGACACUUUGGUCUUUCUUUUUUAAAAAAAUAAAAAAAUUAGAGGAGAUUUCAGAUCUAACUGACCAGAUCAGUGAAGGAAACAAGAACCUUCAUGAGGUGGAGAAGAUGAAGAAGCAGAUUGAACAAGAAAAAUCGGAAGUCCAGCUAGCCCUGGAAGAAGCUGAGGUAAGACAUAGGUUUGGAACAAGAAAUGAGGUUUCUAGAGUCACUGUCAGUUUUCCACCCAAAAGAAAAACAGAGGAAACAAAGAAUAAGCAAGAUUCGCUUCAUGUGCAUAGGCGGGGAAAACAAAGUGUGGUAAAAUGAUGUAGUACUUAUUAUAUGGAAUAUUAUUGUUACUUAGAUUUCUUCCUCCCCUUCUCUUUACGUAGGGAUCCUAGGGUAGGCUAUGUACAAGUGCUGUUGCAGUACACUUUUCAAAAGAUUUCAACUUUCACAUUUUGAAGUUUCCAUUUGAAUUUAGUGUGGGUUAAAAAAUGUUUUUGGGGAAAAACCCAGUCAGAUUAGACAUUUGAGCUAUGGACUCUAGAAAUCCUUGGGCGUAUCAGGAAUGGCAGACAAGUUUCCCUGAAGGUAGCUUUUCCACCAUUACCUAUUUUACCCUGUAAUAAACAGCCAUAGGGGAGUGUUGGGCAUGUUCUGGGGCAGCGAUGGGAAACUCGCAGCCCUCCAGACAUUGCCCAAUCCCGAGUUCCAUUGUCCCCAGUCAACAUGGUCAAUGGCCAUGGAUGAUGGGAGUUGUAGUCCCAUAACAUUUUGAGCACCACAGGCACCCUAUCCUUGGUUAGCAUAUGGUGAUGAGCAAGCACUACAAGUCUGAACAGAGUGCUGCAUCAACGGAGACUAUUCCCCUGGACAGGGAUGGACAAGUAAUGGCUUGUAGGCAGCAGUACCCCAAAGCAAGGUUCUGGUCCCUGGUGACCCUGCCAAAACAUGUUCAAGUGUUGUUUUAUUUAUCUGUGCCUGCACAAUGCAAUUAAGAUAUAGAUAGUACAGAUAGAUAUAGAUGGAUAGAUAGAUACACACACACGCACACACAAUGCAUUAGAAACAAUAAAAAAUAUUUUUUUAACCAUAAUAAACAAACACAUAUGUAAGAAAGAGGGAUUCUACACUUCAUAUCACAUCUCUCAUUUGGAUUUUAUAUGCAAUAUGCAAAUGGACCUAUCUGGAUGUAAUGUGAGGCUGUACAGCACGUUCUCCAUAACUGCGAAGGUUUUGCAGCUCGAUGGUGCUGACCAUUCCUGGUUUCCAGUCACAGUCUAAAGAAUCAAGUGAUCUUGAGGAUCAAACUAUAUGUGAUGUUAAGCAAGGCUUUGAAUCUCAUAACUGGAAUUCUUUUCUCUUUUUAGAGCAGAUGUAGGGGUGUUGAUCUCCCCUCCCUGCCAUUUGCCUGCUGGAAAUCCCCCCUUAAAACAAAACAAAACACUGUUGAAUGCUGCUGGUUAGCCUCAAAUAAGUGGCAUGAGGGGCCAAUUUCACUGGGAAAACAGAAUGGGGCUUGUGGAACUGUUAAAUCUUUCUCCCCCUGAUACCAUGCUCCCAAUCUGAAUUAACUUAACUUCUCCUGCUGUUAGUUAAAAAGAGAUCAGAAUCUCAGUCAUGGAAUUAAAAAAAGAUACGCUGAAUGUACCCCCAAGACUUUCAGGAGAACAUUGGUUUCCUACACAAGUAGGAUGAGAUUGAAUAUUUGAGGACUCUUGAUGCAGGCAAAAUUCUAGCACCUUUUGGGGAGAGUAGGGGCUUACCUUGAAAUAAGAGCCUAGGAUUUCUCUUCUCCUUUCUUUUAAUUUUCUUUUAUGCCUGGCCACUGUUUCAAGCUAACUACAGUCAUCCAUCAGCCUCAUUCCCAGGAGUGUUUUUGGAGGGAGGAAAAAUGGUUGCUCAUAUCUGCUACAAUACAGCCAAUGCCAUCAGGAUAAUGUGAGGACUGGAAAGCUCAUAUACCCCCCAAAUCACUUUUAUUUUUAUGAAGCUAGAGUGAAUAUAUUCUUAAAAGCCAUCAGUUAUUCUCAUGAGUGCCUGAAACAUUUUGGCUUCCCCACCUGGCACCUGCAUUUGCUGUGAUAUCUGGAGGUUUGUUCAGUGCACUGGAACAUGAUUUGUUUAUAUUGUGGAAUAAUUUAACAUCACCAAGGGCAUUUUCAUGAAUUAACCUUUAAAAAUAACACAUAAUUAGUUUUUUUAAAGUUCCAUUUCUUCAUCUGUUAGAAAUGUUUGGAAUACUUGAAAAUAAGAUUUAGCUUAAGCUAUUUAAUUUUUAUCAAAAUCUUUUCUUUCUUUUUUUCAUCUUGCAGGCUGUUUUGUACUUUGCAGGGAUUUCCCCUCCAAAUAAAAAGGUGUUGCUAUCAGAGCAGAGGAACAGCAUGUUUCAUCCCACUGCUUUGAAUAGCUAAGCAUGAUAGAUAGAUGAUCGAUAUAUUAUAUUUUUAUAUAUAAUAUAUGUUGCGAAUAUACUCUAGCUGAUUGGUCAUAAUGCAUCAGCUUGUGGUGUGUUCAAGAGCUUUACCUUGACAGAUCACCCUAGAACGUGCCAUGGCAUAUUAGUGCUAAAAGCAGCACGGCCACAGAUCUGUAAACAAAAUGGAAGGGGAAGUGUUUUGCUCUUCCCCACUUCUUAAGCAGUGUGUCGUACUAACAGACCAAUCCUAUAGGUCUCCAUUAACUGCAGAAAUGCUUUCAAGGCAUUCUCCCAGCCCUUUAGCUCUUUGGAUUGCAUAUGGUAUCAUCCCACCCCUGGCCUUUGCUGAUGCAUAAUUUCUGCUUUUCUGUUGUGGCAGUAUUGGGAUUCAAGUGUCUUAGGCAGGGGCUGUGCAUUAGUAGUGGUGGUGGUGCUGGGCCAGGGACUGGUGCUUGGAAACUCCAAAGAAAGCUGCAGGCCAUUUGGGAACAUUCAAUAUUACUUACAAAGGUGGGGGUUUGUUUUCCAGUUGUCUGGUAUUCCUGGCCAUCCACACUAAAGAUAACAGCUCUAAAGGCCUGAUACAGUCAAGCCACAUAUCCUCUAAACUCUACUAGCACCCUGCUCUCCCUCUCCAAAAGCCCCAUUACUCUGCUGUGGUAGUUAUUGUACAGAAAUUGGAACCCGGCUAAGGCAUACAUCUUUCCCCUUGCUAACUCAAGAUGGGGGAAGUUCACAGCCAUUGCUUCUGAGCACUACCCAAAUAUUAGAAAGCUUGAGUCAGCUGUAGAUCACCAACAGUUUCAGUUCAGGAAUUAUGUACCUUAUUGCUUCUAUGAUUUGAGACCCACCAAGAACAAAUUAUUUGCUUAGGAUAUGUGGCAGCCAAUAUUAAGUGGCUGCCUUUUGAUGCUAAUUUAGUAGAAACCCCUCCUUUCCCCUCUUGCACAAAUGGGUUUUUAUUAGGAGGCGCAUGAGUGAAAUAUUACUUAUGCAAAUAGUGCAUGAUGUAUUUUUGUGUGUGUGUGUUGGCUAUUAUCCUGGAGUAAAAAAAACCCCUCUAUCCUUCAUAGAACAUUUCAAAAUUCUCUGACUUUUGUCACAAUCCAAAAGCAAUAUUGGACAGCAUUCAGCCAGAUAUUGCCUCUGUCUUUUAUUUCUAAAGGUAGUAGAUACCAAACCAUAUCCAAUAACUAUAUAAAGAUCUUAUUUGAUUCUGUCUGUCAGAUUGUUUAAAUCAGGUAAACUUGUUGCUUCAUUUGCACUCCUUUUGCUAAUAGCUGAAUGGCACAGAUUUCCUGGAUGGCAUCUGCUGAUGACCGGAUAGUCAAGAACUCCACAGACCCUAACUGAUCUUCAUAUUGUGGGCAAUGAAUUAUCUAGUGCAUAGUAUGGUAGCCUAAAUAGGUACCGCUUUAUAGUGGGAAGGUAAACGGCGUUUCCGUGUGCUGCGCUGCUGCUGGCUCGCCAGAGCAGCUUCGUCACACUGGCCACGUGACCCGGAAGUGUCUCCGGACAGCUCUGGCCCUCAGCCUCUUAAGUGAGAUGGGCGCACAACUCUAGAGUCGGACACAACUGGCCCGUACGGGCAGGGGUACCUUUACCUUUAUGGUAGCCUAAACUGUACACAAAGAAGAACAAAUUUCCAUUUUUAUGGAUGUUGAGAGAGAAUUAAACAGCCCUUAAAGCCCCUAUAACCCAUUAACCUUAUUUACCAUAUAGAUUUAGCUCCACAACACUCUUACAUUCACAAACACACACAGUCCAGCCAAAUCCCCAUGUCUUUUGCAGUCUCUAGACUGCAGAAAUGCCAAGUUCUUCCUUGACUUAUCUCAGUGUCAGUCCCCAAACCCCCAGCCUUACCACUUAAGUUUUUCUUUUUUUAUCACCUCCCAUGCCUCUUUGCUUCUCAGCUGAUGGAGGGGAGAACUCUUAUGCAUAUUUAAUAUAAACUCUGCAAAAAGAUUAUGCAAGAAGAGGGAAAAGAGAUUAACUCGAUGGCCAAAACAGACACGACAGUGCAAUCUUAUACCUGUCUACUCAGGUAUAAGAUUGCAAUACUCACUGAUUGCAAUGAUCCCAGGUAUGUAUGUGAAGGAUUGCAGGCGAAAUGUGUGAAUGCAUUUAAUAUAAUCCCCCCCUCCAACUUUAAGAACAGUAGCUGUGGGGAAAGGUUACUCCUUCCAGUCUCACUUCUUAAGAUCCUGCCACAACAUCCCAUAUCAUAGAAGUUGAAACCGGAGUAAAUUACAUCAAUUCUUCUGAUAGCAAAACCAGACUUUCUUCUUAUUGAUAUUUUAGGGGAUCAAUAAGAAGUCUUGUCAGCUAAAGAGGAUAUUUGUGCAGGAAUAAAACGAAAGACUGUAACUUACAUCUUGAGUCCCCCGCCUGAGUCCACUGACGUAGAUGCUAGAACAACACAAGCAGUGUCUUACAUGAGGCAAGCUCCCGGAGCACCCUUUGCUGAAGGAAAAUACUGGUGCUACUUAUGAAGCUGCUCUGACAUCACUUUGGUUGCUACUCAAUGCUCAUUAACCUGAGAACAGCAUUGGUGCAAGACAUUGCACCGCCUGAGGUGGGCUGUUGCCACUGUCUUCCUCCUCUGCCUCCACUGCAGCUGCCUCGUCCUGUCCCACAUUAACAUGCAGGCUCACCUAGUCAAACACUUGCUGACAGCAGCAUAAGAAUCACUUCUAAGAUAACCAGGAUCACCACACACCUCAGUGUCAAACUCUAAGAAAGAGGUCCUUCAUCAGAACAAAGCAUUGUUUGCUGGGUGGCCCCAGAGAGUGCUUGUGCUGCCCCUGCUUUGCCGCAGUGGUGGAAAUUACGGCUGAAUACUGUUUACGGACGUGGGUGGCGCUGUGAGUUAAACCACUGAGCCUAGGGCUUGCUGAUCAGAAGGUCGGCGGUUCGAAUCCCUGCGACUGGGUGAGCUCCCAUUGCUCGGUCCCUGCUCCUGCCAACCUAGCAGUUCGAAAGCACGUCAAAGUGCAAGUAGAUAAAUAGGUACCGCUCCGGCGGGAAGGUAGACAGCAUUUCCGUGCGCUGCUCUGGUUUGCCAAUAAAGCGAGAUGAGUGCCCCACCCCAGAGUCGGCCACGACUGGACCUAAUGGUCAGGGGUCCCUUUACCUUUACUGUUUACAGAAACCUGUGGUCCUCCAGGUGUUGUUGGACUUCAGCAAGCCCCAGUCAGCACAGUCAAUGGCCCAAGAUGUAAUCCAAUAGCAUCUGGGGGCCACAGACAUCCCAUUGCUGCUUUAAAAUUUAAGAGUCUUUCCUACCCUAGGCCACCUCACCCACAUUGCCUCAAUCUUAGGAAGGGGAGAUGUAGGCCUGGGCUUCACUUCCCUGCAGUGGCAAAUGCUUUUUAAUGCUUGCUAUAGAAGCAAAAGCAGAAGGGCUUCAUGGUGGAUUGGUGACUAGGUGGCAACUGCAGUGGUGACAGCGGCAAUGGCAGGUUCAUCUGCCGCCUGAACCACACAGCUAAUGCUAGGGCCAGCCCUGAGACAAGGGUGCUCCCUGGCCAAAGGAAUGCACACGGCAGAUAGUUAACUCUAUAUUGUCAAAGCUCACACUUACAGUAGGCUCCAAGUACCACACAGGCCGGUUUAGCAUCUAGGCAGCUAUUCCCAGGUCUGAGCUCUAUGGAGCAGUUGCAGCAACAGGGAGCCAUGUCCCCUCCACCAGCUUAUGUAUCUUCCCCCAACAGGCUGUGCACACACAGCCAGAGACUAUGCCUGUGUGGAAGCUGCCACUGCUCUUCUCACUUCCACCCGCUCCUGAUUCUGGGAGACAGUGGUGCAGGAGAGGGUGAGGAAGAACCCAGCGCUUCACUUCCCUGACCCACCUGUUCUUCCUUUUCCUCUAGCUCUUGAAACUUCCCUUGCUUCUCACUCUUGCCUUCACUGUACCCCUCUCCUGAGUCAGACUUCCCCGGUGCACACUCAUGAGCGUCCUACCAGUCCCUGACACCCUGCCUGAGAGAUGCGGUGCAAUCCUAUAGAUGACUACCUGGGUUAAGUCUCACCGAGUUCAUUGGGAGAUCCUUCCAAGUAACCAUACAUAGGAUUGCAGGCCUAAGUCCCUUUGUGCACAAUGGGACUUACUUCUGAGUAGACAUACAUAGGAUUGCACUGUUAGGGUGUGAUAAACAUAGCUGUUGAUAUCCCUUGAUUCUCACUCCUAGAGACCCAUGCAGCUGCAGAAAGCUUCAUUCCUUAGACACUAGAAUUGGAUCCUAUGUAUGUUCCAUUGCACAAUGAAGCACAGGAUUAGGCUGCAUAUUUCAAAGUUAUUAUCUCCGUGUUGUUAACAUGCAUUACACAUAUUUUAGGGGGCUCUGGAACAUGAAGAAAGCAAGACAUUGCGUUUUCAACUGGAACUCUCCCAAAUUAAAGCAGACUUUGAAAGAAAACUGGCAGAAAAAGAUGAAGAAAUUGAUAAUUUCAGGUAUAGUAUGCACACAAGGCAAUUAACAGAGCCAAGUUAUAUACGAAGUGUGAUUUUUAAAAAGAACAGGGUUGGAACUAAAAGAAAACAAGACUUCUAGUUUUAGUAUUUCUCAGCAUCCAGAGUAGGUUAACUGAACUUAGAUGCAGUUUAAACUAACGGGACUUGAAUCCUGAAUAUCUUCCCCCAUGGAAUUCAAUAGAACCUAAUGUAGUCUGGCUCCAACACAGGUUUUUUGUUUCUUUUUAAGAACUAGACACAAAUGAUCAGUGUGUCUCUUACCAAUCACCAGAAUUUCUCAAACUUGUCCUGGCAGUAACACAUUAUGUAGAAGAGGGCAAUUUUCUUCUGCUUAUGUAUCUGUUUUGCCAUCUGUACAUGCUGUCUUAAUUUGCAAGAAUGUUGUUAAGGCUGAUUGAUAAUUACUGUCUGCACAAUAUGUUGACAAAAGAUACAUUAAUAAACAAGAGGCAAUAAACAAAACAAAAAAAACCUGGAAUCUUUCACAGUUGAAAGAGAUUCAAAAUGAAAUUAUUUUACAAAGCGAAGUAAGAAGAUCUGGAGAUGGGAAUGGAGGGGAAUGCUGGAUUUUCCUAUUUACUCUUUAUGCUAAAAAAUCUAUAUGUGAAAAGGUAGACUUCACUAGCAGCACAGGGCAUUGUCAAAAAUUAGGGAAAGAGAAGCCUGUGCCCACAUUUGCUUACAUGACAUGAUUUCAAAAUCAGGAGAAACCAGCAACGUGCCAUAGACACAUUACAGUCCACCUUGGAUUCGGAAGCCAAGAGUAGAAACGAGGCCAUCCGACUGAAGAAGAAGAUGGAAGGAGACCUCAACGAGAUGGAAAUCCAGCUCAGCCAUGCUAACCGGCAUGCCUCUGAGGCAACAAAGACCACACGCAUCCUUCAGGCUCAAAUAAAGGUACUUCUUGUUGCUUGUGGGACCUGGGCAUUAACAAAAAAUAUUCUGAGCGAUUGCACUCAAAAUAAUAAUGAUAAUAUUUAUACCCCACCCAUCUGGCUGGGUUUUCCCAGGCACUCUGGGUGACUCCCAACAUAACAUUAAAAACAUGAUAAAACAUCAAACAUUAAAAACUUCCCUAAACAGGGCUGCCUUCAUAUGUCUUCUAAAAGUCAGAUAGUUGUUUAUUUCCUCGACAUCUGAUGGGAGGGUGUUCCACAGGGCAGGUGCCACUACUGAGAAGGCCCUCUGCCUGGUUCCCUUUAACCUCACUACUUGCAGUGAGACAGGCAUAGGCAAACUUGGCCCUCCAGAUGUUUUUGCCUACAACUACCAUGAUCUCUAGCUAACAGGACCAGUGGUCAGGGAUGAUGGGAAUUGUAGUCCCAAAACAUCUGGAGGGCUGGGCUGAGUUUGCCUAUACCUGCAGUGAGGGAACCGCCGGAAGACCCUCGGAGCUGGACCUCAAUGUCCGGGCUGAACGAUGGGGGUGGAGAUGCUCCUUCAGCUUCAAACUUAGGGUUAGAAGGCAAACAAGAAGUUACCUUUCCCUUGUAGUACUAAAGUGGUUUCUGGGGAAUACUUGCAACCUGGAGAGAAUGUGAGGGAAGGUGUUUAACCUUUUCCUGUCCUCUCCCCCAUGCCGAUUUUAUUGAGCAUUCAUUCUGAGUUGUUUGCAAGGCAAUUAUACAACAACGAGCAUCCUUAUUUGCUUCUAAGGUGUUUAUAUCCCUUCAUGUUAACCAUUUCAAACAUUUCAAUGCAGUUCCCCAUCACUUUCCUAACAGCAAAAAGUCCAUUGCAAAGAAAAGUGGAUUUAUUGUAGUAGGUAGGGAUAGGGAACCUCUGGUCCACAGCCUGAUUAGGCCUGCCAGGUCUACCCAUUUGGCCUACUAGGUCAUUUUGGCCAAGCCAUGACCAUCUGCCCUACACCUGACAUGAGGUAUAUGGUAAAGGUGAAAACCACAUAUGGGACAGGUGAAACCACAGUAGGAAAACGAAAGGGGGUUCCAGGCACUCCUGGCCUGGAUCAGGGGUGCCUUUGAAGCUCCAACCAUCAGCUGACUACCAGGGCUUCAAAGUACAGUGCACCUUUGGUUGAGGAAUAGGAUUCCUGCACUACAAUACAGUCAAUCCUUACCCUGAAAGACAGCGAUAUGGGGGAUCCCAUCUAUAAGAUUCCUUCUCUGCAUAACAGGAGUAAAGCCUGACUUCAUUGGGCCCAGUGUGUGACCAUGCUGCUGUUUUUUUCCAGGAACUGCAAGUACAACUUGAUGAUUCAACACACCUGAAUGAAGACUUCAAAGAGCAGCUGGCAGUCACUGACCGACGUAACACUCUCCUCCAGUCUGAGUUGGAUGAGCUCAGGGCUCUGCUGGACCAGACAGAACGUGGCCGUAAAUUGGCAGAGCAGGAGCUGCUGGAAGCCACUGAACGUGUGAACCUUCUGCACACCCAGGUUGUUAUAUCAAAUGUUGUUUCCCUAACCUGCCUCACCCCCCAUCACAUUAGAUCAUAAACCAGACAUUCUUACAUAGAGUAGUGAUUCAGAGCAAUGCAGGUUUCAGACAAAGUAUGACCCCAUUAACAAGGGUACACAAAGACUGUUCAUUCUUGAGGGGGGGGGAGAAAUUAAAGCGGAAAAGAGUAAUUUUAACACAUUUAUAGUUCGAAAGCCUCUAGAUAAAAGAAAAAUGGCUUUGCUGAACAUUUCUGUGACAUCUACCACCUUUUAAAAUUGUCUAGUUUGCCUCCCGUUGUGCUCUCUUUCUGUCAAAAUGAUCUCUUUCAUGAUUUUACUCUUCGCUUAUCCCAGUCUCUGCUACAAUAACAUUAAAGACUCAUCCCUGUCAAGGGAGAGUUUAGAGUAUUUACCCAGGUUCUAUUGUUUUAAAAUUGGCCUUACCUAUAUUGUUCAGAGUGAACUGUGCCUUAGAGUGGACUGUUCUCAAUAAAUAUAGCCUUUCUUUAUUGCUAAAAAUGUUUUCAAUGUCCAAGUUUCAAAAAUAUGACAGCGACCACCACUUUCCAACUUUCCAAUAUGAAACAGCUGAGUUGAUAAUGAAACAUUAGCCGUUUUGGUACAGACAUUAUGUUCCUUAUUGCUGUCGUCAACCAUACUGAGAUCAGGACAUGAUCCAGCCAAUAUUAACUACCUUUAAAUCCAAUUAUUUUAGCAGGUAACAGUUAAUUGUAAAUCUUUCUUAUGGAAAUAAUGAGAUUUACAAAUGCAUCAUUUUGGCUCAAUCACACUCUAGCUCUCUCUUUCACAGAUUAGCAUAAAAGUAUCUGUUCAAUACUGAUUGUGUGCUUAAUUACCCAGAGAAGUGGGUUAAGUGAUAUACGGGUUACUUUGAUGAGGGAUGCUUUCAAAUGUCAUUUUUUUCACAUCAGGUGUAAAAAGCAAAAGACAUUCCUACACUAAUGAAUUAAUUUCUCUCGUAAAUUCUGAUGCUGAAAACCGAGGGUAAUAUUCAAUACUAAUCUUACUCAGAGUAGACAAUUUAAAUCAAUGGCUUUAAGUUGCAUGUCCAUACAUUUCACUAGGUCUGCUCUGAGUAUGACCAAUGGUAGAUAUUCUGAUUCUAUCUUAAAGCAAAAACGUGGCAUUAUUGAUACUUUUGGUCUGUUCUAUAUCUCUAAUUCUAUUGUCUGCCUAGGAACUCCAAAGGUAGUUAAUGACACACAUUCGCUUGUGCACCCAAGUAUAAUUUGUGAAUUAUACCCACCCACCCCCAGGUACAAUGUGUGAAUAGCCUCAGUGUAGCACUAGUCCUAGAAGGUGAUAAAGAUGAUCAUGUGUCCCUGAAGGAUCUUCCUUUCUCCUCUUCCUUUCAAACUCAAGAAUACAAGCCUGAUCAACCAGAAGAAGAAGCUGGAGACUGAUAUCUCUCAAAUGCAAAAUGAAGUGGAGGAAGCCAUCCAGGAGUGCAGGAAUGCCGAAGAAAAGGCCAAAAAAGCAAUCACUGAUGUAAGUAGACAGCUUAUUCCUGCUUGCACAGAUGUCCAGUCUUAUUCUUCCUGGUUUGCUGAUCUUUUGUUGCCCAUGGUUUUCGUUUCUGAAUCAAGUACUGCUUUGCAUGCUGGCAAGUCAGGGAUUGUGAAAAUUUAUUUAUUUAGACUCACUAGCAGUGGUGAUCUGUUGUCAUCAGAAGUCAUAUAUGUUAGAACAUCUAUCAUAAUUUAGAAGGAUGUUUGGCAUUUUUAUAGUGAAAGUGACCUUUUCUCCCCAUAUAUCUUCAUGCAGAUUGGCUUUCACUGCAUUUCAAAAACCCAGAUGUGAAAUUUGGUGAAAAUUGGUAGAAUAACAGCAGUGUUCCUAAAUUGGGUGGGAGAAGCAUUUGCCUCUCUGAAAUAUUAACUGUGUCUGUUUUGGAUUUUUCCUAUUGUCACCUCUCGUGAUAAUUACAUAUGUGUUCAGUUACAGCUUAAAUAGAAGAUGGCUCAAGUGUAGGGAUAUCAUAAAGUGAUAUCCGUACAUAAUACCAAGGUGUACAACAACUCACAUUGUGCUUAAUUAUACUACAUGAAGUUAUAAAUAAAAUUUUAGACUAAGGGCUCAUCCAGCCUUGUGCUUGUCCCAUGCCUUGGAAGCAUGGGUCCAAGAGGUUUUGUCCCUGGGAAACACACCCUUUGGCAAUAAAUCAGAGCCCACAUCAAUCUUGAGAAAAGUUUAUUUAUGUUUGCUCCAAUUCAGAUUUUUUUUUGGGGGGGGAGGGCAAAGGCAAGGCUGGAUGAGCCCUAAGUCCUAGAAAUGGUUCAUUACUUUCUCCAGAUCGAGGGAACCUGUGAUCCACCAAAUGCUGUUGGACUCCAACUCCCAUUGGCCCAGCCAGCAUGUCCAAUGGUCAUGCAUGAUAGGAUUUGUAGCCCUUCCUCCUGUUAUAGAUAUUUCCCAGGAUUUUGUAGUUGUCUCAAAUCGCCAAAAUCAUUGGGACUCGUUGUUUGUUUGGGGUGGCGUUUCACACAUUUAUGUUAUUAUAGGCAGCAAUGAUGGCCGAAGAACUGAAAAAAGAGCAAGACACCAGUGCUCACUUGGAGCGAAUGAAAAAGAACAUGGAACAGACCAUUAAAGAUCUACAGAAGAGACUGGACGAAGCAGAGCAAAUUGCUCUAAAAGGGGGCAAGAAGCAGAUUCAAAAGCUGGAAUCCAGGGUAGGCUUCUAAGAGUCCACCUUUAGAACCUGUUGUGUCAGCCUCCUUGGAAAAUGGUUGGCGUGUUCAUUUUUAAAAUGGGAGCUCAGCUCUGGCUAGAGUAGUAAUGUUUUAUUUUGAAAUGCUAAGUGCUGGAGAAUGAUGUAAAGGAGCACUCAACAAACGUGCCAAAAGCUUUUGAGUAUAUAUUUAUAAAGCACGUUCUGAAGACCUAUUGCUAAGACUAAGUUCUUUGAGCUAUUCCUAUGAGGCAGAGCCCAACAGGAGCACAUAAACGCUUUUGAUUCUGCUACAGGUCCGCGAGCUGGAAAAUGAACUAGAGGCAGAAGCUCGCCGCAAUACGGAAUCUCAGAAAGGAGUCCGCAAAUAUGAAAGGCGCAUCAAAGAGCUGACAUACCAGGUAAUAAUAACUAAAGUGGGUGAACUGAAAUAUUGCGCUAGGACAAAUACACAUAAUUUCCAAUCACAGAAACUUGUUCUGAUGUAAAGCAGCAUUACCAAAGACUUUAUAUAUUAUAGGCAGCAGCUAACAGCCUGCAGGCGAUUCUCUACCACUUUUCUUUUCCUUCUGGCUCUUUCAUCUCCAUGCUGACUAAAAUAGCUUUGUGGGAUGAAGGACAGAGAGAUGUCUGAGUCAAAGGAGGAAAUGUUCUUAUCUCACCAGCACUCUUCAGUUUCUGUCUCUUCCUCUGCCUGAACCUCUGACUCAUUCCAGGAAACACUGAAGCAAGGGAAUGAGAAUGAGGACUGGUAGCUGAGAGGUCAAUGGAAUUCUCCAAGCAUCCCUAUAGCUAGUAUGUUGCAGCUGAUAGAGUACCGGACUUGCAAAAUUUGGGUUCAAAAUCUUUGUUCAACCACACAUUUUUCUGGGUGAAGUUCACUGUGCAACUCACUAUCAGCAGAAACCUCAACAGGAUGUCUGUGAGAUAAAAUGGAGUGACCCAAUUUAAGUCAUCCAGAGCUCAUUGGAGGAAGGCUAGGAUAAAAAUUAGAUAGAGUCUCUUAGUUCCAUAAUUCUAGAUUUCCAGUGAAACAAGCUAUCUAACUCUGAGGAGUGGAUGGUUGCCAAGUUAACACUUAUUUUAUUCCUAUUUGUUCUACAAAGGCAGAAGAAGACAAGAAGAACUUAACAAGGAUGCAGGAGCUGAUUGAUAAGCUGCAGGUGAAAGUGAAAAGCUACAAGCAUCAAGCAGAAGAAGCUGUAAGUUGGUGCAGUGUAAUGUGUGGCUCUUAUCAAAUCAGUAAUUCACCUAAUUUCUGAUUGGAGUUGUAUUAUUCAAACCGGGAAAGGAAGACAAACUGCUGAUGUGUGACAACAACACUGCACAAAGAGGUAUCCUGAACAUUGCAGCAAUUUCUCUUCCCUUUUUGAAAAGCACAUUUCUUCUACCUUCAAAAGCAUGGAGGAAAGUUUAGAGAGUACAUCUAAAUCUCCUACUAAAGAUUUUGAAAACUGGGAGGCACAGAGAGCUGUGCCAUUGCUUUGACCCUAAGUCCAGAAUGUUUCCAAACUCCAUUUUUUUAAAUGGUUUUCUUUUCCUCACCCACACCAGACCUUUCCAAAUUUUACAACAAGAAAAACUUGAAUUGGAAGCACAAAUAAAUUAGGCACAGUUACUUAAUUUUAUUCAGUUUCCAUAAAUGGUUUAAAUUUUUUUAAAAAGCACAGCACAGAAGCUUCUCAGUUUUGGAAUAUUUGGUGUAUUAUUAUUUUUUUAAAUCACAUCUCCCCCUAAGAAAUAAGGAUGCAGACCUUCAGCAAAUUGCUGUACUGUGAAGCACCCCUAUUCACUGUCAAUCAUGCCUCAGUCUGUCAGACUUCAUUCCAUUUUCCUCCCUGCUAGUUUUCUAUGUAUACCUCUCCCCCACCUUGGAUAAAGGGUUAGGCAGCAUUUCAUGGUCACUGGGCACACUCAGUCUUGACUAGGCCGUCUUGAUAGGUUCUCGCAACCUUAAAGGCUACUUUCUCAAGAUAUUUUGUACUCCUGGAACCUUGCACGUUCCUUCUCAUCUGCUGAUACUGCCGUCUUAUGUGGGAGUGGUGAAGUUUUGGCUUCAUACACAGCAGCACGCAUGCUGCAUCUCUUACCAAAACAGAGAGGAUGAUGUUUCUGCUGCAUUCCAUUAUCUACAACAAAUCUAAAUACAGUUUCAUCUCACAGAAUGGAAAAUGAAUGAUACUUUGGUACAGAAUCAUUUGUCUAAGGCAUUCCAGUGCUUGACAAAAUGAUGCCGCUGUCAGAAAACAUUUCACUCUGUAUUCCUGUUAUCGCUUCAGUGAAUACCACAGACAGAUCUUCUGACUUAAUGCACUAAAGAUCUGAAACAGAGUAGUAUGUGUUUACUAAAAGUGUCUCAACGUAUUUGGAGUUCCAUAGCACAGCCACUGGCUGUACAAGCAACUUUCACAUGGCUUUCGGCCUAGAAUGAGAGUUCUUAAAGGGCGAGGCAGGCUACUUACAGCAGUAAAAUCUGUUGCUGCGCAUUCCUGUAAACUCAGAUGUUUACAUUUCUGGAUUAAGUCACAAGGCUGAUUAUGGAACUGUUUGUGGAGUCUAUGGAUAUGUCUUUCUCAACUUGGUGUCUUCUAGAUGUUCUUGAAUUCCAUUAUCCCUGACUUUAGAUGGGUGACUCUAUCAAUUCUUAUUUUUCUCUUAAAUUCCACAUCUCCACAUCAGUCUGCAAUUUUUAAAAAAUCUUUGCGGAAGAUCACCAGCAUUUAGUGUGAAUUUCUCUUAAUUUACAUUUUUUUUAAUAAGCCAUUUUGCCUAAAAUACACAUUUUUGCAAAAUAAUUUCCCCUAAUAUAAUGCAUGGUUAUGUUAUAUUUACUACUGCAUUUGUUUUUAUGGACAUUUUACUACAGUUAUAUGCAUUUUUGUACACAUUACGUGGCUGGCGAAUUGCAUUGCCAAAGUUGGAUAUGUGCGGAUGUCAAAGGAUGAGUGUUUCAGUUCAUGCAUUAUUUUGGAAAGUGAAACAUUCAUAGGCUCAUCUUUAAAUGUAAACUGAAUCAGAUUUCUCUUCCAUUCCUAUCUCUAGCUUUUUGCCUUGCUGGCUGGAGAUGAUGGGAGUUGUAGUCCAAUAACAUCUAGAGGGCAUCAAAGGUUGCCUUAUUUAGUCUUGGAGGCCUUUGUGAUAAUAGCACAACUUAAGGGUCUAGAGCAGUGGUUCUCAACUUGUGGGUCCCCAGAUGUUGUUGGACUACAACUCCCAUCAUCCCUGAGCUCUGGCCUUGAUAGCUAGGGGUGAUGGGAGUUGUAGUUCAACAACAUCUGGGGACCCACAAGUUGAGAAAGGCUGGUCUAGAGCAAUUUGCUAUUUCUUCACCACAGAAUGUGGAAUUUUUCUACGCUGUUUGCUUUCCAAUUAAAGGCUUGAAAUCACUACCUGCCAUCUACAAAACUCUCUGACUGAUCACUGAUGGCCUCCCAGAUAGACUUUUAAAGAUGAAAUUGCCUUUCCUGUGUAGCAAAUCCCACAAAGUUCCAUGAAAUGUUUACCACUGACUCACGAAUGCUUUUCACAAGUAGUGGAAGGUCCACUACUUGCUAGAUUAUGGAGGCAAAGCACUUUUGAUGUUCUUUUCUCCCUCCUACCAGGAAGCUCAAGCCAACCAGUACCUUGCAAAGUACAGGAAGCAGCAGCAUGAGUUGGAUGAUGCUGAAGAACGAGCCGAAAUAGCUGAAUCCCAGGUCAAUAAGCUCAGGACCAAGUCAAGAGAUAUUGGCAUAAAAAAGGUAUGUCAAGCGAAUCGGGGGAGAAUGUUUCUGGUAGAACCUUCAGAAAAGCAGGGCAGGACAUUGGAGUGAGGUGAGGAUUUCGCGGGCCUGCAUCUCAGACAACCCAUCUAUGUGCCUGCAUACUUGGAAUAGUCUUUCCUAUUUCUCCUCUGCCUGCCCAGUUUGGGAGAAGGGGCAGGAAUUCCAGCCUGAUGGGUUGACUCCUGAGGUCCCAAAAUGCAGCCAAGAAGCACUGAAGGCUGAAUCUUUCUUGACAGUUUACAGCCGAGCAAGGUAUGCAGCAAAUAACACUACAAAGGCACAGCUGUGAAUGAAACACUGCAGACUGCAGGAAGCCAUUCUGUUGUGGAAUGCUUGUUAUUCCAAGCCAAACUGCAUGGUAUCAAUAUAUUAAUUUAGUCUAGGCAAAACCGGAUAAUGCCCAACACAUAUUAAUCACACAAACUCUAUGUUUUGCCCAUGUAAUGAUGCCUUUGGAGCUACUGUAAUUAAUAUAAGAAUUAAUCCUCAAAGGUGCAAUCCAGAUCUAUUAAAAUCAAUGUGGAGGAUUGACAAUGAUUUUGUUAGGAUUUGGAUUACAUCCUAAAACCAGCUAAAACUAGCAGUUAACAACCUUGGCAUUGGCUUAUUUGCAUUAUUUUGGCAGCUGCAACUGAGUUUCUGGUUAUAUCAACAUUAUUUUCUCUAAUGAUGGGUAUUGAGAAAAAUCUUAUUCACUAAUAUAAAUGAAAGUCCCCAUAGAACAGUAGAGGCUAAGAAGGAAGCCUGUUCUGGCCGACAUCCAUAUUGCUUAAUCCUAUGAUGCUGUUGUCAUGGCCACCAUUCUGAGAGCUCCACGGGGUGACACUAAGGUAGAAAACAUAAUCGCUUUCAACCUGAGUGAAGCAGCAAAACUUCCUCCUUCACAUGAUGUCUGUAAUAGUCAGAGACUCACAACCAUUUCCACUGCAGGUGAGGAAAGUGCCCACAUUGCCUGUUGCUUCUUGUUACAAGCAGUUACAACGCUAUAAUAAAUUCCUGUUGUGAUUUUGUAAUGCACAGUGGAGGUGGCAGUUCCUAGCAAUUUUUGGAAACUUGGAGGCGGAUAACUGAUCACGGACUGCAGUUUCUUGAAGAUGGACUUCUGGCAAGCGAUGGGCUGCACCUCACAACGGUUGGGAGGAAUGUUUUUGCCAAAAAUCUCAGAAACCUCAUCAGGAGGGCUUUAAACUGACUAAUGUGGGGAGGGAGACAGUGCUCCUGAAGGUAGGAGUCUAUCAAUUGAUGAAGAUGAUCAUCCAAAUGUCAUAGACCAAAUGGAGUAAACAGCACGCAGACCUAGUGGUGGGAGGAAAAAAUCCUUAAAUAAGAGACACGGGGGAAUGAUUAAUGGACUUCAAUGUCUGUACAGUAAUGCGCAAAGCAUGGGAAAUAAACAAGAUGAGCUGGAGCUCUUGGUACAGCAAACUAAAUAUGACAUAAUAGGCAUCACUGAAACCUGGUGGGAUAAGUCCCACGAUUGGAAUGUAAUAAUGGAGGGAUACAAUCUAUUUCAGAGAAACAGACCAGACAAGAAAGGAGGAGGAGUGGCGUUAUAUGUCAGGGAUGUGUAUACCUGUGAAGAGAUCCAAGAUUUAGAACCUCAAAGCCAAAGUGAGAGCAUUUGGGUCAAAAUUAAGGGAGAGAAGAAUAACAGUGACCUCAUUGUGGGAGUUUACUAUAGAUCCCCAAGCCAAACGGAGGACAUAGAUGAUGCCUUCCUGGAACAGAUGGCCAAGCAUGCAAAAGGAAGGGAGAUAGUAGUAAUGGGGGACUUCAUUUACCCGGAUAUUUGUUGGAUGUCAAACUCAGCCAAGAGCAUAAGGUCAAACAGAUUCCUCACUGGCCUUGCAGACAACUUCAUUGUCCAGAAAGUGGGAGAAGCAACAAGAGGAACAGCCAUUUUAGAUCUGGUCCUAACCAAUGUUGAUGACCUGGUUAGUGGGGUAGAAGUGGAAGGAUCGUUAGGCGCGAGUGAUCAUGCUCUUCUGAAGUUUACUAUACAGCGGAAAGGAGCAGCCAAGCAUACUAGGACUCAAUUUCUUGACUUUAACAAAGCUGACUUCAUAAAACUUAGGGAAGUGCUGGGUGAGAUCCCAUGGACAGUAAUACUAAAAGGAAAGGGAGUUCAUGAUGGCUGGGCGUUUGUUAAGAGGGAGAUAGUAAAAGCACAACUUCAGGCAAUACCAAUGAGACAGAAACAUGGAAGGUGCCUAAAGAAGCCAGGGUGGCUAUCUAAAGAACUUUUAACUGAGUUAAGAUUAAAAAAGGAUGUGUACAAAAAAUGGAAAAGGGGGGAAACCACCAAAGAGGAAUUCAAACAAAUAGCCAGCACGUGUAGACACAAAGUCAAAAAACUGAAGCACAGAAUGAACUCAGGCUUGCUAGAGAGGUUAAAAGCAACAAAAAAGGCUUUUAUAGGUAUGUUCGUAGCAAAAGGAAGAACAAAGAAACAGUGGGGUCACUCAGAGGAGAAGAUGGUGAAAUGCAAACAGGGGACACAGAAAGGGCUGAACUCCUCAAUGCCUUCUUUGCCUCAGUCUUCUCCGAUAAAGAAAACAAUGCCCGACCUGAAGAAUUUGGAGCAAAUGAUUCAGCAGAGGAAACACAGCCCAGAAUAACUAAGGAGAUAGUACAAGAAUACUUGGCUAGUUUAGAUGUAUUCAAGUCUCCAGGGCCAGAUGAACUGCAUCCAAGAGUAUUAAAAGAACUGGCAGAUGUGAUCUCAGAACCACUGGCAGUCAUCUUUGAGAAUUCCUGGAGAACAGGCGAAGUCCCGGCAGACUGGAGGAGGGCAAAUGUUGUCCCUAUUUUCAAAAAGGGAAAAGAGAGGACCCAAAUAAUUACCGCCCAGUCAGUCUGACAUCAAUACCAGGGAAGAUUCUGGAGCAGAUCAUUAAGCAAACAGUCUGUGAGCACCUAGAAAGGAAUGCUGUGAUCACCAAUAGUCAGCAUGGAUUUCUGAAAAAUAAGUCAUGUCAGACUAACCUGAUCUCGUUUUUGACAGAAUUACAAGCCUGGUAGAUGAAGGGAAUGCAGUGGAUGUAGCCUACCUUGAUUUCAGCAAGGCAUUUGACAAGGUGCCCCAUGAUAUUCUUGUAAAGAAGCUGGUAAAAUGCGGUCUUGACUAUGCUACCACUCAGUGGAUUUGUAACUGGCUGACUGACCGAACCCAAAGGGUGCUCAUCAAUGGUUCCUCUUCAUCCUGGAGAAGAGUGACUAGUGGGGUGCCACAGGGUUCUGUCUUGGGCCCGGUCUUAUUCAACAUCUUUAUCAACGACUUGGAUGAUGGACUCAAGGGCAUCCUGAUCAAAUUUGCAGAUGACACCAAACUGGGAGGGGUGGCUAACACCCCAGAGGACAGGAUCACACUUCAAAACGACCUUGACAGAUUAGAGAACUGGGCCAAAACAAACAAGAUGAAUUUUAACAGGGAGAAAUGUAAAGUAUUGCACUUGGGCAAAAAAAAUGAGAGGCACAAAUACAAGAUGGGUGACACCUGGCUUGAGAGCAGUACAUGUGAAAAGGAUCUAGGAGUCUUGGUUGACCACAAACUUGACAUGAGCCAACAGUGUGACGCGGCAGCUAAAAAAGCCAAUGCAAUUCUGGGCUGCAUCAAUAGGAGUAUAGCAUCUAGAUCAAGGGAAGUAAUAGUGCCACUGUAUUCUGCUCUGGUCAGACCUCACCUGGAGUACUGUGUCCAGUUCUGGGCACCACAGUUCAAGAAGGACACUGACAAACUGCACGCUGGAGGAAUGGCAGAUGAAACUUAUGGACUAUAUGGAAUUGGCGGAAAUGACUGGCAGAAUCCGUGACCAGGGAGAAGAGUCGGUGGAGGAAGACUGGAAGAAAUUCAAAGACUAUCUUCAGAAACACUGCAAAAUUAAGGAAUGUUAGAGUGAUGUUGGAUUGAAAAUAAGUGGUUUCCAGCUGUACAGGUUAAAGUUAAGGAUAGAUUAAGAUUAAAGGUUAAGAUUAAAGAUGUUUAAAGAAAUGGAAAUUUGAUAAUAAAAGGGAAAAAUUUAAAGCUAUAUGACAUUAAGAGUAAGGAUUAGGUUUAAAAAAAAGUUGAAGUUAUAUAUUUUAACAUUUUAGCAAAUUAAAGAUUGGGAUUAAAAAUGUGGAAAAGAAACUGCUGGACAAAUAAUGUGGAUUGGAAUACAAAAAAGGAGAGUAUGAGGAAGUCCAGAAAAUAAGUAAUUUAAAAUUGGAAUGGAAAAGAGAGUUUGUUUUUAAUUGUUAUGUUCUAUUUUUAUUGUUAAGUUUUGUAUUGUUUUUUUUGUGUGUGUUGUUUUUCUUUUUUCUUUGUUUAAAACCUUAAUAAAAAAUUAUUAAAAAAAAAAAAAGAAGGACACUGACAAACUGGAACGUGUCCAGAGGAGGGCAACCAAAAUGGUCAAAGGCCUGGAAACGAUGUCUUAUGAGGAACGGCUAAGGGAGCUGGGCAUGUUUAGCCUGGAGAAGAGGAGGUUAAGGGGUGAUAUGAUAGCCAUGUUCAAAUAUAUAAAAGGAUGUCACAUAGAGGAGGGAGAAAGGUUGUUUUCUGCUGCUCCAGAGAAGCGGACACGGAGCAAUGGAUCCAAACUACAAGAAAGAAGAUUCCACCUAAACAUUAGGAAGAACUUCCUGACAGUAAGAGCUGUUCGACAGUGGAAUUUGCUGCCAAGGAGUGUGGUGGAGUCUCCUUCUUUGGACGUCUUUAAGCAGAGGCUUGACAACCAUAUGUCAGGAGUGCUCGGAUGGUGUUUCCUGCUUGGCAGGGGGUUGGACUCGAUGGCCCUUGUGGUCUCUUCCAACUCUAUGAUUCUAUGAUUCUAUGAACUUCCCCCCCCAAAUCAAAACCAUUUAGCUCCUCUUCCUGUUUUUCAAACAUUACCAAAAGAAUGCUACUCACAAGUAGAAGUGCAUUUCCGCAUGCAGGUCAAGCAGUGCUAAAUGCAGGUGUUGGACAGGGGGCAAGAUCUGGUUAAUAGAUGGGGGACUGUGUACAUGCUGUCAUUCAAACAUAUGAAAAGAUUUGACAUUGCCUGCUUCUGCUCUUAGAAGUAAAUCCUGUGGGAUGAGCAUAAUGUAUGUAGCUAUAAGUCAUUAUCACGCUCUUGCCUUUUAGGGUUCCCAAAUAGAGAGAGGUGACACAGUAAACAAUAAUCACAUGCACGGUAGGCUUAUCAUUAUGCAAAAAAUAUUAAUAGAAUUCUUCCAGAAGUUUUUCAGGCGACAAGAAAAACAACACUCCACCAAACACCCAAAGCCAAGUUUUAGUAAAGAGAUUUAUCCUUCAUUUUACUUUUCCACAUUUGUUUGGGCAGCAGAAAUCCAUGCAGAUAAAAUGCAAAUAGAAGACACAACAUUAAAAAAAAACCACACUUCUUGAUAUCUUGAAAACGGAGGUUAUUCAUAAUUCUUACAUUUUAAUCCUGCCAGCACCUAAUAUCUGAAGAAACACGCUAUGCUUUUUAAUAACGUUGAGGAAGCUGCAACUUUGUUUAUCACCACAACACUAGACCCUUACUCAGCCUCUCCAUUCCACACAGUUCUUAAAGACACAGAUUCCCUUUUAAACCCAGGAAAACUUUCUGCCCAAAUAUUUCCAGAAUAUCUCUCUUUCCCACCUCCCAUGGUAUGCGGACAGACUGGCUCAAAAAGUCCCCUUCAUAGCCUCAUUCCCUAUAGUGCAGUUCACUUAGCCCAACCCCCUGUAAUGCAGGAAUCUCAGCCAUUCAACCUCUGUUUAAAAACCUCCAAGGAAGGAGAGUCCUCCACUUUCCAAGGGAGUCUGUUCCGCUGUCAAACAGCUCUUACUGUCAGAAAGUACUUCCUGAAGUUUAGUCAGAAUCCCCUUUCUCAUAACUUGAAUCCAUUGGUUUGAGUCCUACCCUCUGGAACAGGAGAAAACAAGCUUGCUCCAUCUUCCAUGUGGCAGCCCUCAGUUACCUAUACAUCUGCUUCCUACACUUGGCCCUCUUACAUGUAAUGUAAUCAGGUAGAACAUACAUGUGUGGGGCAGGGAUAGCAAGCUCCACCCCUGACUUGCACACCAGAAGAGAAUGGGCACUCACCCCAAUUCUGGUGGGGCAGUGGUUGCAGCUCAACCCAGCGCUCCCUGGGGCACAAUGGAAAACAUUAUUUUCCUCAUGGCUGGGCAGUGUAAUCGUCCCCGGCUGGCUGAAAGGGCUUGUGGGAUUGCCCACCAAAAUUCCCAUUUGAACUGGCCAAUUGCGGGGAGUGGGGAGCUAAAGCAGCAGACCAGAGUAAAGAAUAAAUUACUUGAACUUAAUGGAAGUUAUGGCUAAUCUGUCGCAUUGAUUUCAGUGGGAAUGAUGUUCAAGGAACAAUGCAAUUCUGCGCAUGUCUACUCAGAAGUAUGCUCCAUUGUGCAAAAUGGGUCUUGCUGCCAAGAAAGUGGGUAUGGGAUUAACGCCACUUUGCUACAGUUCACAUAGUGCUUUAUAUGCAAAUCAUCACUGGAUGCCACAGCCAUGAGGUGGUGCACCAUUCCUCAAGGAUGCUACUGUACAUUCUUAAUUUUGUACUUAGCUAUGUGCAAACGUGUUGUGCCCUGGUACUUUUUGAAGCCUUGUAAGACAUUCUGUGUUUCACUUCUAUCUAUAUUAUAUAUUCUUCCUACACAAAAAUGCAUUCCACAAAGAAAAUUCAGGACGAAUUCAGUGGGCCAUCUUUCCUAGGAAGUGUGUAAAGGAUUGUUGCUUUAAAAAGCCAUGCAGUCAUUUCAGUUGAGCCUAAACUGUGUUGUCAUAUUUUAUAAUGUAUUUCAGGUUCACGAUGAGGAGUAAACCUAUUAUGCCUUGAGUAGCUGCUGGCUAGACUGGUUCUUACAUAGAAACCAGCAGCCCACCGCUGAAGCAGAAGAAAACAGGCAUCUUAACAAAUAAACAAAUAUCAAAUUAAAAUCUGCUGAUGCCCUUGU